Cavia porcellus (domestic guinea pig) is the source of this 90215-nucleotide messenger RNA. RefSeq names its product histone deacetylase 8 (gene Hdac8). Gene Ontology annotation, biological process: negative regulation of transcription by RNA polymerase II. The record is from RefSeq and is a predicted model, not a curated record. Gene Ontology annotation, cellular component: nucleus. Lineage: Eukaryota; Metazoa; Chordata; Mammalia; Rodentia; Caviidae. Gene Ontology annotation, molecular function: histone deacetylase activity. Bases 228 to 1514 code for a protein of 428 amino acids. The transcript is spliced from 11 exons.
CUCAAAUGGCCCCGUAGGGCAACAAGGAUGGUUAGUUUUGAUCGUACUUAUUUGUGCCAUAAAAAAUCGAUCCUAAUUGGCAGUUAUUUGGGCUUAUAUAUCUGCCGAGAGCUCUUUUAAAAAUGAUGGUCCCUAAAUGAAGAUUCUGACCUGUGAAGAGCCAUCCAUUCCCUCAUUUGGAUGGAGAGCGGGGACAGUAUCUCUGGCGAUCUCAAAAAUAAGAGGGAAUGUUGACCAGGGAGCACAGCUGCUGUCGAUCAGAGGAGCAGGAACUCGAGCUGGGGCUGAGUACGAAAAAAGCCGGAUCCGGACCGUGGCUUCGGAGCGGUUCAAAGUGGAAGAUGGAGGAGCCAGAGGACCCGGUAUACGGUGGGCAGUCUCUGCCCCCAGUUUACAUCUACAGUCCCGAGUAUGUCAGCAUGUGCGACUCCCUGGCCAAGGUCCCCAAACGGGCCAGUAUGGUACAUUCUUUGAUUGAAGCAUAUGCACUGCAUAAGCAAAUGAGGUUGAGAGGUUCUGAGGGAAGCCCAGUGUCAACUGUUUUGCACCUUUCUCUCACCUCUCAAAGGAUAGUGAAGCCAAAAGUGGCUUCCAUGGAGGAGAUGGCCACCUUCCAUACUGAUGCCUAUCUGCAGCACCUUCAGAUGGUGAGCCAAGAAGGUGAUGAUGAUCAUCCAGACUCCACAGAAUAUGGACUAGGCUAUGACUGCCCAGCUACUGAAGGAAUAUUUGAGUAUGCAGCAGCUGUAGGAGGGGCUACAAUCACAGCUGCCCAGUGCCUGAUCGAUGGGAUGUGCAAAGUAGCAAUUAACUGGCCUGGAGGUUGGCAUCAUGCAAAGAAAGAUGAAGCAUCUGGUUUUUGUUAUCUCAAUGAUGCUGUCCUGGGAAUAUUACGAUUGCGACGGAAAUUUGACCGUAUUCUGUAUGUGGAUUUGGAUCUACACCAUGGAGAUGGUGUAGAAGAUGCCUUCAGUUUUACCUCCAAAGUCAUGACUGUGUCCCUGCACAAAUUCUCCCCAGGAUUUUUUCCAGGAACAGGUGAUAUGUGUGACAUUGGCCUAGGGAAAGGACGGUACUAUAGUGUAAAUGUGCCCAUUCAGGACGGCAUACAGGAUGAGAGGUACUACCACAUCUGUGAAAGUGUACUAAAGGAAGUAUAUCAAGCCUUUAAUCCAAAAGCAGUGGUUUUACAGCUGGGAGCUGAUACAAUAGCGGGGGAUCCCAUGUGCUCCUUUAACAUGACUCCAGUGGGAAUUGGCAAGUGUCUUAAAUACAUCCUUCAGUGGAAGUUGGCAACACUCAUUUUAGGAGGAGGAGGCUAUAACCUUGCCAACACAGCUCGUUGCUGGACAUACUUGACCGGGGUCAUCCUAGGGAAAACACUACCCUCUGAGAUCCCAGAUCAUGAGAGACUGUGGGAAGAGGUCACCUGUUCACACAAAGAACACUUUGGAAUAUGCUCAUGUUUUCAUUUCCUACCUCAGAAAGAAAAGGACUGGUUUUUAAAUGUAUAAUCUAGGUUUUCGUCUUUUUUAAGAGGUCUCAUAGGUGGUGUAUAGUAUAUGUUCUCUGGUAGUAGUGCUGAUCUGUCAAUUUUCUUUGACUAAUGUAAAAGACAAGAAACAUAUAGUCACUAACAAAGUCAGGUCUGGUGUUUUUCCAGCAAUUAAUGCAUACAGGGAUUGGAGCAGGACCAUCCAAAGUGUGAAAUGUGUCACUCGAACCCUUGCUAUGUUUUUAGUCAUAUGAGAUGAGCUUUACAAAACAAAGGUGUCUGUUCUGAUUUUCCUAAAGCAAGGGAAUGACAAGCUAUCUGGGACCUUUGAGUAUGCUGAUAAUCACUCAUCUCAAGGUGUACCCCUCCUAUUCCCACUAUUUCUCACCUUGGCAGGCAUCAUGUUAUCACAGACUAGGAUGCUGGAACAGAUCUUAGACUGUGUGGGUCAAAAUAACAGACCAGUACAUGCAGCCUCAUCUUCUCAAGCUAUUUCCCAAGGAUAAGUGGUGUUGCAUUGUUAUAAUGUAAUGAUUUCUGCCAGAUAUAGCAGUUGUUUACUAGGAAACAUUACGUUUUUUUAAAGUUACUAUUAUUUUUUAAAAAUUAGAAACAAACUAAUUUCCUCCCAAUUUUCUUCUAACCUUAAAUGAGAUAAAAUGUGUAUCUUGGAAAAGCCAUUCAAUAUGUCUAAAAUAGAAAAAGAAGGUAUACCAUAAUUUGAGACAAUUUGCUGGUAUUAGGGUUAAUAGAAGUCUCUUUUCUUGACUUACCUUUAUACAGUAUUUGGAAGCUUACUGAAAUAUAAAUGUAAGUGUUGUGGAUAAAUGUAAUUGCUGUUAUUGUUGUGGGAAUAUCUCAGAUUGAAUUGUAAUUUAAAGCACUGGGACUUUAAAAACUGAUCACCUUAUGUCAGAAAGGAGUUUUCAGCCUUAGAAGUCUGAAUUGAGUGAGUGUUCUGUUCUUGGGCAGCAAAAGAUUCAUCUCUCUUAGAAGAUUUAUAAAAUUUUAAUCAGCAUGAAUAUUACCUCUGGUACCUGGAAAGCUAUGUGCCUGAACAGAUGUGAGCUUCCCCUUAGAUAAUGUUCUGUCUUUGUACAAACUUAUUCUGCAAGAUUAGAUGAGAUGUAAUAUAUACCAAGUCUCUGACACACAAUUCCUGGCACCUAAUUGACAUUUUAGAAAGACAUGUUCUCCUCUUUUCCCUUUGCAUACUCCUUUACUUCUUAUACCCAGAUAUUUAUGACUAUGUCAUUCAUAAAUUUGUUCAAACCCCUUGUGAAUCCCUCCUGUCAUAUCCUUCUGGUGUGACAUAUGAGUCAUCCAAGAAGGAACAAAGAAGAAAAUUGAAAUGAUAGUCUUCUAGGUACAAUAAGAUAACAUUUUAAUGAAAAUAGCCAAAAAUAGACUACAUGGUAUAAAGGCAUAUAUAAGUUUUGUGUCACAAUACACAGCUGUACAUAAAUAUCUUUGUAUUUAUCUGUAAUCAUAUUUUUUAAAGGCAUAUAAAAAAUGUUUGCUACCCAUUGUGAUCCAGGACCGAUGCUAAAUGUCUUGGGAGAUGUAAAAACAGCAAGACUUUGUCCCCUACCUCAAGCAGCUGGGGAGGAAGGCUGGUGCAAAUGUAGGGACAUAGGUUAAUGCCCAGAUAGUUCUAAAACAGCACGGGAUCAGAACCAUAAAGCAUAGGAACUGUGACUAUGGAGAUGGGCAUCUAACAUAUAGGUAAUGCAAAGGAGUAUGCAAAAUAGCCCUCCAAGAACUGAGAUUGUACUUGAGGAAUCUGGCAAAUGACAAGGUCAGUGGGCUGCAGCCUGGCUGACCUCCUUACCAUCUCUGCUUUCAUGCUUGGGCUUUUGUUCUUCCAUCUCAGAGAAUAAUAAUGUACCUCCUCCAAAUGCCCUACUGUUUUCCUGGGUCCAGUUUAAAGGUCCAGUUUAAAUUCUGCCUUUCAAAAACUGACCUACAUCUACCACAUCUCUUUGAUCUUCCUAUUCAGAUAUUCCUUCAUUCAUUUAACUAAUAUUUAUUGGUCCCCUUCCUUUUGAUGGAUCUUAUUCAGAUCUGGAUUCAGAAAUACAGAGACUAAUGAGAUAAACCCAGUAUGGUAAAAAAAAAUCUCACUUUUUAAUAAAGGCAACAGGGCAAUGUGCUCAAACCCAGAGCAGAUUAGGAACAUAAGGAAAGUAUUUCAACAAAAUUUUGCACUGAAUUGGGAAAUUGGGAGUCUGCUAGGCAAAGAAAGAGGGAAAGGCAUUCUAGGGAGAGUAAAUAGUGGGUAGAAAGGACCAGUGAGACAUUUGCUGUGUGUAAAACAUAAGGUAUAUGAGAAACAAUAGGAAAGUUUAAGACCUGAAUGGAAAUUGAGGCCAGAUUAUAGAGUCUUGAAUGCUACAUUAAUGAGUUUAUGCUUUUUCCCUAUGAAAACAAACUUUCAUUCUUAGAAAUCUCAUUUGGUAGGAAAUAGAAGACAGAUUACAAAGGGGAGAGAUUUAAAAAGGCAGAGCUGAUAAGAGGUUCAAAUUUAAUCCCAUAACAUGUAUAGUCUUCAGAGGUUGGGUAGCCCUUAUCCAAAAUGCCUGGGGCCAGAAGUAUUUCGGAUUUUGGAUUUUUUGUCUCUCAGUAGUUUAAAACAGUUGUCUGUAUAUAAUAAGAUAUCUUGAGGAUGGAAUCUGAGCCUAAAUUCCAAGUUCAUUUACAUGUCAUACACACCUUAUACACAUAGGCUGAAGAUAAUUUUACACAAUAUUUUGGUAAUUUUGUGCAUGAAACAAAGAAAGAUAUGGAAAUGUCCAUCAAUGGUGUCAGGUCAGCACUACAAAUUUUUGGAUUUGAGAGCAUUUCAGACUUCAGAUUUUCAGAUUAGAGGUUCUUACCCUAUACCAUAUUUUUAAUCAUCCAUGGUUUGGUUGUCUCCAUAUCCCUUUUUUGUGCAUAGCAUAAUGUUAAACAUCCACAUAGCUGGUGUUCUUUCAAUGAGUGAACAACUAAACACAUGAGUGUUUAAAUGAUGUGCAUUAACAUUCACACUGAUAUGGAAGAAUUGGAAGGAUAAUCUAGUCCUUCUCUGAGAACAAAAUUUAACCCUAGUGGGUAGCAACUUCCUAUGCUUUGCAAAUAGUUACGGCUAUAGGACAGGUACAUCUAUGGGAAAACACUAGAUUUGCAUUCAGGGAAAGGGGUUUAGACAGUAAAUCCAGCAUAGAUGUUAGAAGUAAAUAGGAAUUUGAGCUGAACAUGGUAGCACACCCCUGUAAUCCCAGCACUCAGAGUCUGAGGUGGGAACUUUUGAGGCCAGCCUGAACUACAUAGCAAGACCCUGUCUCAAAACAAAAUAAAACAAGAAGGAAAUAGGAGUGGAACUUCAAAUAUAGCCCUCAUGAAAUACAAAACUGGUGAUACUAUAAAAGCCAGUGAUGCCAUAAAGCCAGUGAUUAGGAAGUUCAGAUUAGCCAGUCAAACUUGGAAUGAAGAGUCAAUUUCAGAUGGAGGAAGAACUUUGAGCCCAGCUGGGAAAGCUUGAGAGGAACAGAUCAUGUGUGUAUGUUUGCCCCAGGUAUCUCUACCAUAAGGAAAGCCCAAACAUGACAUGGACCCAUAAAAUGGCCAGCAUAUAGCUAAUUAGCACAGUCACCUGGACUAUUAGGUGUAAGAAUGUUCUGUGAUCCAGUAAUACCACUUAAGUCUCAUGAUCUAGGAUAGAGUAAGGCAGUUGCAUGUAUAUAUUUUGUAUUUCUAAGACAAACAUCCAAAAAUCCGAAACCCUCUGAAGUAUGAAAUUCUUUGUGCAGCACAUAAUAUUCAUUGUCAUCGAGUAGGUUUGCUAACAAUAAAUACUUAUUCUACUUAACCAGUUUUGAUGGAUUGAUUGGGUAAAUUGUAUCUCCUUCAUGUUAGGAAAUAGCCAUUAAAAUGAAUUAAGUCAAUAUAUAUACAAAAUAUCCACUCAAAGAAUGAAUAAAAAGAUUUGGUAUUUUUAUACAAUGGCGUACUACUCAGCUUGCAUCAAGGCUUUUAUAAGUAAAUGGAUGCAACUUGAGACCGUACUCAUAAGUGAAAUAAAUCAAACUCACAUAUGUAAAUACCAUAGUCUCCCUAGCAGAAGAAACUGAAAGAGUAAAUACAAUCCAAAAUCUACAAUAAAUAUUGUGUAAGGGUAAGAAACUGCUCAAAGAGGAAAAGUAACUGGGAUAGGGGAAGGGAGGAAAGAAGGAAGUGAAAAGGAAAAAGACAGAAACUUGUAUAUAUACCUAAGAUAGCUAAAAUCACUAUACUACUAAUUGUAUUAGUUCUUGGAAAAGAACAGUUAAUGCUUAUAUGAUUAGAUCAGUUUUACAUGUCUAUAUGUGGUAAUCUAAGCAACCCUUCUGAAGGUAACAAUAUGCAAUAUUAUAAGCAUUGUUAAAUUCCUAUCAUUUUGUUUUAUAAACCUAUACUGUUAUUAUUUUGGGUUUGCUAUUGUUGUUUGUCUCUUUGCCUUUGUUUUUCUUUUCUGUGUCUUCUUUUCUCUUAAAUAAAAAAAAAUAAAAAUUAAAAAAGUUAUACAAAGUAUCUGUAAGUAAAUGUCUUUCAGUACAAUCUAUAUAAAUUUAUUUUUUGGAAGAAUAAAAUCUUAACAGUAAUCUUCCAAUCCAUGAAUUUACAAGUAUCUUUCCAUUUACUUAGUUAUAAUUUCAACUUAAACUUCAGCAAACAGGUUUUGCAUGGGUUUUGUUAAAGUUAUCCCUAAGUAUUUCAUGAUUUGAUUUUCUGUACAUAUUUCUUAAAACAAUUUGUUUGUUGCCAGAAUAUAGAAAUAUAAUUGAUUUUGUAUAGACCUUAAAUAAUGUAACCUAUGUAGCUAACGUCACUAUUUUUACUAAUUUUCUUCAUAAAUUACUUAGCAUGUUCCAGGUAUACAAUCAUGUCAUAUACAGAUAAAGAGUUUUAAUUCUUCCUGUAUAAUGCUUUUUAUUCUUUUUUCCUUUCUUAUUGCACUGAUUGUGACCACUGGUUGAGACCAUCAGUGCAAUGCUAAAUAGAAGUGGUGAGUGAAUGUCUUUGUCUUACUAGCAAUCAUAGGGGAAAAGCACUUAAAUCUUUUAUUGUCAUGUGAUGUCAGCCAUAUUUUGUUUUGUUUUGAAAAAUAUUCUUUGCUAAGUAAAGAAAUUUCCCUUCUAUUCUAAUUUUCUCAGUUUUUUCCUCACAAAUGAGUUUUGGAUUUUGUCAAGUGCUUUUUCUUGUUAUUGAAAUACUUACAUUGUUGCUCUUAUGUUAGUAAGAUAAAUUCAACUAUUUUUGUGUUAAAAUAACUUUACAUUCCUGGGAGCUCUAACUGGUUAUGGUGUGUUGUGCUUGUUAUACGUUACUAGAUUCAGUUUGCUGAAAUUUGGCCAAUGACUACUGUGUCUUAUGUUGAUGAUGGAUGUUGGCUUGUUAUUUUCUUUCUUAUAAUGUCUCUGGCUUUAAUGUCAGGGCAGUGCUGAUCCUAUAAAAUUACUUGGGAAGUAUCACCUCCUUUUUUUCUGAAAGAGCUUAUAUAAAAUUGAUACUGUAUCUUUGUAAAAUAUUUGAUAGAAUUCACCAUUGAAAACAUUGCAGUCUGGAGUUUUCUUUGUUUUGUAUUUUAUAAAUUCAGUUUCUUUAAUGGUUAUAUGGCUAUUUAGAUUUACUAUUGCGUCUUGAUCCCAUUUUGGUAAUUUGUCUUUCAAGGAAUUUUCCCAUUUACUCAUAUUCCUUUAUUUUUAUUUUGAAUUUCUAUAGGAUCCAAUAUCCUUUCUUUUUCUCCUGUUAUGAAUGAUUUUUUCUUAACUAUUUUAACUAGUGAUUUAUCAAUUUCAUUAAAGUAUUUUUUCAAAGAACUGGUUUUUAGUUUCAUUGACUUCAUUUUCCUUUUCUAUGUUAUAUAUGCUCCAUCUUUGUUAUUCCUUCCUUCUGCUUACUGUACAUUUUUAGUAGUUUUUUUCUUAUAAUAGAAAAUUAGUUAACAGAUUUUUAACAUUUUUCUUUUCUAAUAUAACCAUUUUGAGCUAUAAAUUUUCAUGUAAGCACUGCUUUAGCUGCAUCUUACAAAUUCUUUUUUGUUUGUUUGUACCGGGAAUCAUACUCACGACCUUGUGCUUGCCAGGCAGACACUUAUGCCACUGAGCUAAAUCCCCGGCCCUCAUCUUACAAAUUCUGAAAUGUUGUUUUCAUUUUCCUUUGACUCAAAAUAUUUCCUUCUUUGACCAGCAGCUUAUUUAGAAAUAUAGAGUUAGGCUGAGCCUAAUGACUCAUGCCUAUAAUCUCAGCACUCUAGAAGGCUGAGGUAGAAGGAUAGCAGGUUGAAGUCUUGCUUGGACAGUUUUGUGAGUUAAGGAGACCCUGUCUCAAUAUAAAAAAUAAAGAAGGGCUGGAGAUGUAGCUCAGAGUAAAAGCCUUAGGUUCAAUCCAAGUAUCACAAUAAAUAAAUAAAUGUAGGGUUUUUUAAAAAAUAAUUUUCAGAGCUGGGGAUGUAGCUUAGUGGUAGGGUACUUAUCUACCAUCCAUGCUCGAGGACCUAGAUUCAAUGCCCAGCACUGCCAAAAUUUAAUUUCCAAGUAUUUGAUAAUUUUCCACAUAUUUUUCUUUGUGCUCAAAGAAUAUAGUCUUCAAGGUUUCAGUGUAUUUUAUGUUUAGUGAAAUUUACAUGGCCCACCACAUAAUUUAUCUUAAUGAAUGUUUAAUAUGCAACUUGAAAAGAAUGUGUAUUCUGCUGUUAUUGGGUGACAUUUGCUAUUAUUAUCAAUUACAUCAGGUUGGUUGAGCAUGCUGUUUACAACUUCUAAUAUGCCUACUGAUUUUCUACCUAUUUGUUCUGUCAGUUUCUCAGAGCUAAAGUCUCUGACUAUGAUUUUGGAUUUAGUUAUUCUACUUUUCAGUUUAUCAGUUUAAGUUUCACACAUUUUUUAAGUUUUGUUAUGAGAUGCAUACACACAGUUCUUGUAUCUUCUUUAUGAAUUUAUCCCUUUAUGAGAUAGCCUUCUCUAUCUCUGGUUACAUUCUUGUUCUGAAAUCUAUUUUUCCCAAUUUUAAUAUUUUGCCAUACAAGUUUCCUUAGGAUUACUGAGUGUGUAGUGCAUUUUUCCUCUUCUUUUACCUUUAACCUAUUUAAAACUAUACAUUUCUUCCUAUUUAAAGAGAAUUUCUUGUAGACACCAUUUGGUUAGGUCAUGUUUUCUUAUCAAGCAUGACAAUCUUUCUUUUAUUUGGAGUAUUUAGACCAUUUGUGUUGAAAGAAAUUAUUUAUGUCCAUCUUUCUAUUUCUUUUCUAUUUGUCUCAUCCAUUCUUUAGUUCUUUCUUUGUCUUUUCCUGCUUUUUAAAAACUAAACAUGUUUGUUUGCUUGUUAUUUGUGCUGCUGGAAACUGAUUCCCAAGCCUCAUUUAUGCUAGACAAGUGCUCCUACUGCUGAGCUCUAGCAUCCUAGUUUAGUUCCUUAUUUGCCUAUUAGCUGUAACUCUUUGUUUUUUGUUCUGGGAUUUAUAUCAUGCAUUUUUAAUUCAGUAUCUACUUUCAAGUAGUAUUACAUUACUUAACGUACAAUUUAGCAACUUAACAGCAGUUCCUCCAUUUUUCCCUUUCCCUUCUUUUCUGCUAUUAUAUUUGUAUGAUUGUACAGUUACAGUUUUAAUAUGCUAUAAACCCCUUUAUAUUUUAUUAAUAUUUUGUUUUAGUCAAUUAUAUUUUUUGUUUUAAACUAUCUCCUAUUUCAUUUAAGAAUAAAAAUCUGGUACAUAUUAGAACAAAUAAUAUGCUUUUAUUAAAAAAUAACUAUGUUCUAAGAUAAAAAGCAAUUUUAUGAAAAAAUACCAUUUGUAUAGCCUUCCUUUAUCUCUUUAUUGUCUGGGUUGGUAGAUGACAGCUGAAUUCUCAUAUCUACUUGUACAUUCAAUGUGUUUCAAUAUGUUGUUUUUAUUAAAAUUUGUGUAGUGAAUCUAGCUUUACAGACACAUUGCUGAAAAAGGAAAGAGUAUUUCAAUGGGGCAACUAUAGUUUACAACAAUUUAUUAUGUGCUUUAUAAAGACAACUAAGAAAGACAAGUUGAAGGUUCACAGCAAAAAGAAAUGAUAAAUGUUUAAGGAGAUUGAAAUGCUAAUUACAUUUAUUUGAUCAUUAUAUAUUUUGUAUAUAUAUCAGAUCAUUACACUGUGUCACAUAAGUAUAUGCAUAUUUUUUUUUUUUUUUGUCUUUUCGAGACAUCUAGCUAUGUAGUGCAGGCUGGCCCUGAACUCACUUUGUAGACCAGGCUGGCCUCGAAUUGAAAGUCAAGCCUCCUGCCUCAGCCUUCUGAGUGCUGGGAUUACAGGCCUGCGCCACCACAUUGGGCAUGUAGAUAUUUUUGAGACAGAGUCUCAUUAUGUAGCUCAGGCUGGCCUUGAACUCACAGUGAUCUUUCUGCCUCAGCCUCCUAGUACUGGAAUUACAGGCAUGUGCUACCACAUCCAGCUGUGUAAAAUUAUUAAUUAUAUAAUAAUUAUUAAUGUAAUUAUAUAAAAUUAUGUACUAAUUAUAUAAAAUUAUUGUAUAAUAUUUUUCAAAAGAUAUAGAAUAUAAACAGUAAUCAAAAGAAAACAUGAAUGUCUUUUUUUUUCCAAAAACUGAGCCUAUUCUUAUGUAAUCCAGAAAGUGCAUUCCUAGGCAGUGUUCCCAGAGAAAUGAAAGCUUACACCUACACAACUAUACAGAAAUGUUUUCAUUUUAAUGGCUAGAAGUGAAAACAACCCCAAAGUCCUUCAAUGGUUAGACAAUACAAUAUAGAAUACCAUUCAAAAAAAUGAAUUAUUGUUACAUGGAACAAUUUAGAGGGAUCUAGAGAGAAUUUAUGCUGAGUGAAAAAAGACUCAAAAAGGUCAUAUACUAUAUAAUUCUAUUUAUUUCAUGUCUAAAUGAAAAAAAUCAGAGCAGUGUUAAACAGAUUAGUGAGUUCCAAAAAUUAGAGAUAGGCUUAGGUCAGGGAAGAGAAGAAGACUUCUAUGGUAUAACACAGUAACACAAAGAAAAUCUUUGUAGUGAUGGUUCAUUUCUGUGUCUUGAUUAUGGUGAUGAUUACGUCAAUCUAUACAUAUAAAAACUGCAUAAGACUAAAUGCAUACACACUCUGUUUUUCAAUUUCCUAUAUCAUAUUUGGACUUUUUUCUUAUAAUGCUAGAGAUCAAACCCGGGGCUGUGGUCAUGCUAGACAAGUGAUUUAGCAGUGAGGUACAGCCCAGCCUUAUUGUUAAAUUUGAAGUGAGUUUCUUAUACAGAGAAUAUAGUUGAGUCACAUUUGUUUUUUAAAUUUAUUCUGCCAAUUCUGCUUUUUAAAUCUGUUUUUAUACUAUUUAUUUAGUUUUUUUUUAAUUCAGGGUCCUAUUUCAGGCUAGUCUUAAAUACUCAAAAUCACAGUAAUCUUCCUGCCUCAGCCUCCUGAGUGCUGGGACCACUAGCAUCCACCACCAUGCCCAGUUUAGACCAUUUACUUUUAAUGUAGUUCUUGGUAUGGUAGGGUUUAAAUCUGCCAUUUUAUGUUUUAUAUUUCUUUCUCUUGCCUUCAUCUCAGUUAUUUGAAAAUUUUUUAAAAUUUCAUUUUAUGUGUCUAUAUUUGAGUGUAUCAAUUUGUUUAGGUUUUUCAGUUGUUGCUUUAGGUAUUAGGUUAUACAUGUGUAAGUUAUCAUAUUCUGGUAGAAACAUUUAUCAAUUUUUAGUAAAGAAAUCUUAUCUCCAUUUAGGUUCCUUUACCCUUUAUAAGAUACGUUAAAUAUUUCUCAUAUAUUCAUUGAGACCCAUAUCCUAUGGUUACAGUUUUCCUUUGAAUCAUCAAAUAGAAAUUUAGAGACGUGAAGAAGGUAAAAGUCUGUUGUGUUUACCUAUAUUUUUAUUUUUUGUCUUUUCUUCCUUUCAGGUGUUGUGAUUUUUUUAAUCAUUUCUUUUCUAUUUAUAGAAAUUACUUUUUCCAUUUGUUUGAAGUAGGCUGCUGAAAAGUUCUCUUUGUCUUGUUUCAUCUGAUUGUCUUAAUUUCCUUUUCCCUCUUGAAGGAUAUUUUCACUGGGUAUAGAAUUUUCGAUUGAUGGUUCUUUUCUUUCAGCACUUAAAAAAUGUCUCCUCUUUCUGACCUCUGUGGUUUCUGAUGAGAAAACUAUUGUCAUUCAGAGUAGUAUUCUCAUAUGAGUAAUUUAUCAUUUCUUUCUAGCUGCUCACAAGAUUGUUUUGUCUAUUUUUAUAAUAUCACCUUUUAUCUUUCUCUUUUGUGACUCCAAUGACAAGAAUAUUUAAUCGUUUUUCUUGUCCCAUGGAAUCCUGAAACUGCUUUUUCUUAUUCAUCUAUUUUAUGUCUGCCAUUUCCAUUCUUCUAUUUAGUCCAUUCAGUAAGUUUUUUGUUAUUGUAUUUUUCAGUUCUAAAAUUUCCAUUUUACUCAUCAUUAUGUUUUCUAUUUCUCCACUAGUACUAUUUUUUCAUUUUGUUUGUUUUUGUAAUUUCUCAUUGAAAUAUUUUUAUGACUGCCUUAAAAUUUUUAUCAGAUCAUUUUAGCACAUGUCAUCUUGAUAUUCACAUGUGUUGACUGUUUUUUCUCAUUUAAAUUGAAAUUGUUGUGAAUACUGGUAUAAUGAGUGAAUUUUUCUUGGAACCUUAACAUUUGCAGUUGUAUAAGACUGGCACCCCUGAACUCUGUUCUGACUCCUCACUCAGUGGUUCCCUUAUUUCAUAAGUUGAUUUCCCUCUGUUUCUACCUGAUUUGGUCUAUUUUCUAUUACAGUAUGUCAUAAAAGCUUGGUAGAACGGGCCAACAAUUAUCAGAAGUCAGAAGGAAAGACUUUUAUUAUUUAUGAUAUACCUUUUGGUAAUUUUGUGGUAUUUUUUAAAGACAGUCUCAGUAUGUAGCCCUGGUUGGCCUUGAACUCAUAAUCUUCCUGUUUUAGUUUCCCAAGUCCUGGGAUUAUAGGCUUGUACCCCCAUACCUGGCCCUUUUGGCACCUUUUGAAGGUUUUAUAAUAUUUAAAAAAUGCUUUUAAUCAACACCUAAAACAUUAAAUAAAUGUAUUUAUCAGAUAGGGAGGGUUCAUAGUAACACUGUAUACUAGACAAAUUAAGUAAAUUAUUUAAUCAUUUUAUGUCUGAUUUACCUAUAAAUAGAGAUUAAUGUGAAGAUGAAAUAUGCUGGGCAAAGCAAAUGUUGAGCGCAGUGGCUAGCAUUAUAAUUAGCACUCAGUAAAAUUUUAGGUGUUCUUGUUACUGAGUGUUGAUAAAACUCCUCAUUGCCAAAGAUCUCUCUCAUUUUGUUCUUUAAUGCUGAGAAUGUGGUACCCAGUGAAUGCCUAAAAAAGCAACUGAGCACAGCAUUGUAUUGGGUAUUUUAUAGACUUAGCCUAACAGCCCUUUUGCUUAUGCUCACAACUCAUGGAAUUAAACAUUCAAAGCAUAUCUAAAUGAAAUAUUAUCAUCUUCUGUGAGUGAAGAUAUAGUGAAGACAAAUACUAGAGAUUGCAUAUUCAAGUUUUAUAUAGAUAGACCUUAUAUAGACUUUAUGUAGAUAAGGUCAUAAUAUCAAGCAUUCAACAAACUAUUCUCAACUAUUUGUAAGAGGACAAUCUGUAAUCAUCAACUAGUGAUUUCUUACUGUUUAUUUUUUUCUUUGAAAGUAAGUAUUAUUUCUACCCAUUUUCUGUUUUGUUUAGUCUUUCUUUAAAUAAAAUUUUUAAAAAGACACUACAGUAUCCAGUGCUGAUCCCGGAGUGUCAUGAUGUGAAAUCCAGCAAUACUAUUUUCUUUGUUCAGAAUGACUUUAGCCUGCUUUAGUUUGUUUAAUCUCAACAUAAAUGAAGAUAUAGAUAACUGCAUGUAUGUUUAAGUGUAUAGGAUUAACAACCAUAUUACUAAGUUUUUGUUGGAUAGUUGAACAGAACUGUUUGCAGUCUCUCUGUUUGAAUUCCCACUUUCUAUGUUCCACUUUUGUAUCUUGAACAACUAUUUGUAAGAGGACAGUAUGUAAACAUCAACUAGUGAUUUCUUACUGUUUAUUUUUUUCUCUGAACAUAUGUAUUAUUUCUACCCAUUUUCUGUUUUGUUUGGUCUUUCUUUAAAUAAAAUUUUUUUAAAAACCAACAAACUAUUCUCUGAUCAUAAAAUUAAUUCAUAUAGGUAGUUUUUAGGAACUGUUUGAAAAAAGAGAUUAACAGUUGUUAAGCACCAGUUAUACCCCCAGUGUAUCUAUAUAUUAGUUUCUUUACAUAUAUUAUUUCAUACGUGUUUGUUAGCAACCUGAGAUGUAGGCAUUAUACCCCAUUUAGCAAUGAGAAAAGAGAAGUAACAUGACCCAGAUCAACUAGUAAAAUAGCAGUCAGGAUUCAAACUCAAAUCUGUCAGAUCUCUGGGUUUAUCCUCUUUACUUUCAGUGAUAGGAUGCAGGGUUUUGGUAUAAAGAAUACAUGGGAGAAAAAAUAAACAUUUAUUCGACAUCUGUAGCCAGCCAGUGUGCCACAUGCAUUAAUUCACUUAUUUGUCAAACUAUUUUUUGUCAUUUUUGAGACAGGGUUUUACUAUGCAGUUCAGGCUGGCCUUAAACUCACUUUGUAGCCCAAACUGAAUUCACAGUAAUCCUCCUACUUCAGCCUCCCUAGUGCUGGGAUUACAGGCAUGCACCACGUCAUCUGGUCUUCAAAGCAUUCUUCUAGUAAAUCCUCACAAACCACUCUAUGAAAACAAAAAGAAUUAACAUUUGUUAAGCCCCUGCUCUGUGCCUAACACUUAAGUAGAGCUUAUAUAAAUUACUUCUAGUUGUCUCCUAACAGCCCAAUGAAACUGGUAUUAACCUGAAGGAAGAAGCAGCUGAGCAAAGCUUUCACUGCACUCACCUGGCUCUCAACGUAGCUCUAAAGGAUAUCCCUCCAGGACAUGUAUUUCUAAACAUUUUACAGAGUGUGCACUCAUAAGACAUGAUUUUUCUCAGUCCAGAAACUUAAAAACCUCUCAAUACCAGUGGUUUUUUAAUCUUUUGGGUAGUCAUGGACUCUUGUGAGAAUUUCAUGGCUCCUCCUCCCAAAUAAGUGCUUAUAUACACAUAGUUUGGGGUACAAUUUCAGAGCAUCUGGCAAUUUCCUAAAGCACAAUGAACUCUUUGUUUAAAACAAGCAGAAAUCUGCUCUAAAGAACAGAAGUAAAUCUUAGAAAAUAAGAAAUCUUAUUGAGCUUUUAAAAUCCGAUAGAACUCUUAACACCUGUAAUUGACCAUUCCAUUAUGUUUUCCUAGUAGAUGAUAGCUGUUUCUCUUUUGGCUUUCCAGCCCCAGCAUUAUUGGCAUUUCUGUUGGUAUGAUUCUUGGUUGUAGGGAGCACCACACUUUAUGUUACACUAUAGCAUGCAGAGCAACAUCCUUAGCUUCUACAUACUAGAUGCAGGUAGUAUAUCCCUGUCCCCUCCCUACAGUUUCAACAACUGAGAAUGCCUCCAGGCGUUGUCAAGUGUCCCAGGGGCCAGGACAAAAUUGCCCCCUGUUGAGAACCACUAUACAGUAAUUAUAAUUAUCAUUCUUGAUAAUAACAUAAACAAAAUAUGAACACUGUUCAACUGUACUGAGAAAUAUGAAAAUCAACUCAACAAUUAAAUUUCUAGGUAAAUAAGUAAAAUCUUUCAUACCUAAAACACCAAAAAGGAAGUUUAUAUAACACCUUGUUCUACUGACUGAUUGACUUAACAAGUCUUUCAAUGACUAUUGAAUAUUAACAGUAUACAUGUGUUGACACUUCAUGGGAUUUAAAACCCAGUGAGAAAGGCAGUCUAAAGAACAAGAAAAUAUUAAGUUUAAAAAUUAAAAGCUUCAGGAACGCUAUGAAGGAAAUGCAUAGACAGACACAAAGGGAUUUAGAUAUGGUCACUAGGUAGACCUCUCUGAUCAUGUAACAUUUAAGGCCAGAACUUAAAGGUUGAGAGUCAGCCAGGUUAAAAAACAAAAGAACAACUAACUAGAAAGCACAUGUUCAGGCAAAGUAGGCAACAACGUACAGAAAUGCUAAAGUAAGAAGAAAACUUGGUAUACUUUGUGUAGAAAGAAGGCCACUGUACCUAGGGCUGGUGGCUGUGGAACAAAAGGAAUUGAAAUAGGUAGAGAUCAGACCUUGUAGGAUCUGCAGGCCACAGGGAAGAGUUUCUAAAUACACUGGUAAGGUCUUGAAAGCUUUUAAUAGUGGAAGCAUAUCAUGAUUUAAUGCACAUUUUUAAACUACUCUGGUCAUCGUAUGGGGAGACUACCGAGGGGCAAGAAUGGAAGUAUGGGGAUCAGUUAGACUGAUGCCAGUUGAUAGACAGUGCUGGUAGCAGUGGAGACUGGAAGAAUGAUAUAUUAUUGUUAUAAAUUGACAUACAUGCUAAUGAAUUAGAUGUAGAUGGUGAAGGGGAGAGUGGAAUCAGUGUUUUUUACUUGAACAAUUGGACAUGAGUGAUUUAUUGAAAUGAGAAAGACUAGCUUGGUAAAAGAGAAAGAGAUGUUUCUUUCUUGGUCAACUGAGCCUCAAAUUUAUAUACCUAAGUGGUCAGUCAAUGACAACAGGAGUCAUUCAGUUGAACACAGAUUUAUUAACCACCAGCUGUAUGCUGCACACUGUGGUUAAGUGCUGAGAGUCAAAAGAAGUAAAAGAUAUGUUCUUUUGCUCAAGGAGCUUACAGCCUGGCAGAAGAGACAUAUAUAAACAUCUUUAAUUGGCUGCAUUCAGUACUAAGUUAGAGAUACAUGAGGCAUCUAUAAUAUCACAGAAAAAAGCCAGUUAGUCUGACAGGGCAUGACAGUGGGCUGGAGGUCAGAGAAAGUAUCCUAAAAUUGCUGUCUGAGAGGACUAUUAGCCAGGGAAGUGUGUGAUACAUAAAAAAAGUAAAGGAAAUAGCAACAGAAAAGUACAAACAGUGAAACAGCAUGAUACAUUUAAGAAACUAAAAGCCAUACAAUAUUACUAGAAUCAAACUUAAAGGCAGGGACUGAUAAGAAAUGAGACUAGAUACAUAAUAUUGACAAUAACUGGCAAUUAUUGAGCAACUACAUGUCAGGCUGUGUGCUAAGUUCCUUAAAUGGAUAGCUCAUUUAAUUCUCAUAAUAUAGAUGUGGAAAAUGAAACAAAAAUUGUGAUAUGUUACCCAAAGUUACAUAAGCUGAGAUUCAAACUAGGCAUUUUUAUUCCAAAGCCUACUCUCUAAACCACAGUAAAUUUUAAGUAUUAUGUUAAAGAACUGAGAAUGUACCUGUUAGCAGAACUGAGUCACAAAAAGGAAGUGACUGGUCAGAUCUAUGCUAAUAAGGAUACUUUAAAGAGAUUCAACAGGAUAUUAUUGCAAUAUAUCAGGCAAGUGAUAAAAAAAAAGUUUGAAGUAGGCAUGGAAAUGAAGGAAAGAUUUAAGAAAUGUUAGGGGGUAGAAUUAGCACAACUUGUUUACUUGAAUUCUUGGGACAAAGGAAAGGGAGAAAUCUGAGAUGUCACCAUGUUUUCUCACUUGGAUGAUUGGCUGAUAUUACCAUAUAAAUAUACACGAGGAGGAACACUAAAAGUGUUCAUUUGUUUGAGGCAAGCUCUCAUUGUAUAGUUUGGGCUGGCCUUGUACUGUGUAAUCCAGGUUGGCCUGCAACUCAGUGGGGAUCCUUUUGCCUCAGCCUCCUUAGUGCUAGGGUUACAGACAUGCACCACUGUGCCCAACAGUCAGUUUUUAUAUUGUGUGUUUAGGUACCAAUGGAACACCCAAGUGAAUCCAUUCUAAAAGUAACAUGAGCCAGGUGUGGUGGAAUGCACCUGUAAUCCUAGCACUCAAGAGGCUAAGACAGGAAGAUCACCAAGAGUUCAAGUCCAGUCUGGGCUACAUAGUGAGACCUUGUCUUAAAACAAACAAGAGAUGUAACACAAGAAAUUCAGGGGAAAUAUCAUCUUAACUACAGUUUUGACAAUUAAGAACUUUUAGAAGGUGGCUAAAAUAAUGAGGGUGAGUGAGAUUACUCAUGGAAUGUGUAAUCAUAAGGCCAAUCAAAGUAUCUUGUAGAAUUUCAGUGUGUAAGAAACUAGCAAAAUGAGCUCACAAAGGAUACUGAAAAAAAAAAAAAAAACGUAUUCACAAAAAUAAAUAGUACAGCACAGUAAUUCUCAUCAUGGACUCUGGGCCCAAUCUGUGUGAGUUUACAUUCUGGAGGCUCUGCCAUUUACUUGAUAAACAAUAAGUAUUAGCUAAUAUUUAUAGGAAGAAACCCAGGGUAGAAUGGUGUGACCAAUAAGAUAAAAGUUUAAAAGGCAGAGAAAAUGCAGAGACGUGCCAGAUGCUGGCACAUUUUUUAUUUCAAAAAGAAAUCAACCAAGGACUUAUGAAACAGAAAUUAGAUUUGGUGACGUGGAGGCUACUGGUUACCUUGAUGAGAGGGAAUUUCAACAGAGUGGCACAGAGAGGCAAGGCAAUAGUACUUCAAAUGAUAAAUGCAACAUAAGGAAAUUGGCAACAACAGGGCAGGCUCUUUCAAGAAGCUUGCUGUUUAGGAAAAAAAAUCUCAAGUAACAAAAACAGCAGUGUACAACAAUGAACAUUUUAGCUUCAUUUGUCAUAACAAAACAAUGGAACUAUAUUUAACUGUCCAGAAGUGAAGGGAUAAGAGAUCAAUAGGGAACUGGAGAAAGUAGUAAAUGUUGGACCAGUAAUUGAGGAAAAUGGGAGAGAAGUUGACCAGAUAUAAAUGAAAGGAUUGUGAAGAAGCCUGGAAAAUGCAUCUAAAGUUGGAAACUAUGGAUCUGUGAUACUAACUCCUCCAAUGCUAUGCUUUUCUUCAAUAAUGACAGAACAAAGAAGGCAAAUUGUGGGGAAGGCACAAAAGAAUUGGUAGUAGCAAUAGUAGUAGUAGUAGUAGUUGGGCUUGGGAUAUAUCUCAGCGGCAUAAGUGUCUGCCUGGCAAGUGUAUGGUCCUGAGUUCAAUUUCUGGUACCAUAAAGAAUUAAUAGUACCAGCAGUGGAACUCAAGAAAAUAACAUAGUUAGGGCAGCACAACAGAAAGGGCACACUUGAAAUCAGACAGACUUUAAUUACAGCUCUGAGCAGAUAUAGUUAAAUAACUUUAGGCAAAUUCCUUGAACUCUAAAUCUCUGUUUUCCCAUCUGUACAGUAAGUAUAACAACACCUAGCCCACUGGAAAAUGGCACAUGGCCAUGCUCCCAUAGCUCUCGUUCCCCUUCUUUUGCAUUCACUCUUUAUUGGGGCCCCCAUAUGGACUGUUCCUUUCUGGGAACACUGAAAUAAAGGCCAAUUUAUCUCAUUUUAGGAACAUGUGGUUUAGCAGGAGUAACACAAAUACAAAGAAAUAAGUGACAAUACAAAAUAAAUAGAUAAAUUCCCAUUCAGAUUGCUAAGUACAACAGUAGUAGUGUAUGCCAUGACUAACAGUACUUGAUUAAGGGAAAGCUUCCCUGGAAAGCUAUGCCUCAAGUUUUAAUUAUUUAUGUUGAAAGAAAGUAGCAGAAAAUGGGAUAAUGUCAUUUUAAGGGGUAAUGGCAUUUUUUUUAUUUUUUGCUUUUAUUUUCCUAGACAAUAUUCCAAGAUGUAGGAAGUUCAAGUGAAGGUGUUUAUUUUAAGGCGAAUGACUUACACAGGUUUGCUAACUGAAGAAAGGAUGUAAUUAAAGCCAGAAGGUUUCAGAGGAGAUAAAAUCCAGCACUCAGAUCAAAAGGUUUACUUCUAGACAGAAUAUUUUUAAAAAAACUUUUCUCUAAAAUGAAGAGAAAAGUAGUAAUGAUAAAAAAUCAACACAGGUCAUUUACAUCCAAAAGAAGGAAAGAAGUCAGUUUCCAGAAAUUAUAUUCUACAUUCAUGUAAUUUUUCUCAAUUUUUAUAAACCAAGAAUAAUUUCUUAGUACAUUCACAAUAAAUGAAUGCACCCUAUUUGGGAAACUAAUUUCUAUAAUAGAUGGCACUGUCAACUGUUCAUAAAAUGGAAGCAACAGAAAUAAAGAGCUUCCAACCCCUAAUUUCAACACAGAAAACGGGGUUGCUGAUUGCUUCUGCAAGUGACUGUGACAGGGAGCACCAACUUUCAACUUCAGUCUCAACUGGUUAAUAGAUGAGGCACUAGUGCCCAUUCCAAUAUUUUGUUCCAACACACGUAGACACACACAAACACACAGAAGCAAAUUCCGACUUGAAUUUUACCUCCUUCUAAACAGGGAAAUUGGAAACCCACAAGGCACCUGCAGUUUACCAAACUGUUAUUGGGUAGUUCCUUCCAGAAAUAAUUUGCCAAACAUUACUGGGUUUGGGGUGCUCACCUCUAGGUUUCCAGGUUUUCUAUCCUCAAAAAGAAUUGAACAAGACAAGCAAAAAUAGUGAUAAAGUUUUUGUGAAAAGUAUUAGGAUUAAGGGUAAGGGAGAAACUUGUUCUGCAGAGUGAAGUUGGGAGCAAAAGAGGAAAAGUAAAAGUAUACUCUGAAGGACACAGGGUGGGCUACAUAAGGAAUGGGCAUGGUAGCAAGCUCUCCGUGGCAUCUGUGACCUUAUAUUGCAUCCACACCUCACAAGAACUCUCGAGAACUUUUACAUAGGAGGUUUGGAAAAGUGUGCUAUGUAGAUUUUAGGAUUGCUCCACACCUGUCCUCCCAGCCAGUCUAAGCCAUGUCCUAUCUUUAUCUAGUUUCCCACUGAAAUAUAAAUCCCAUCAUUCUUUAUGGGCUGCUGAAGGAUUGAUGGUCUCUGUCUUUUAUAGCUUCUUUCAGCUGCAACGAGCUGGCGACCCUACCUAGUGGAGAUUAUGUUCUCUCCAACUACCUUGGGGUGCUGUGGCUCUCUGGCUGGAUUUGAAGAAAUAAAAACUUGUCAGAAAACAAUCAAAAAAGAGUUAGUGACCAUUGAGGUACCUAUUUGACAGAAUAAAAAAGGUUUACUGUUAGCCCAAAUAUGAAGAGCAGGUCAUAUUACACACUACCUGUAGAGAAGAAUGUUUAUUAGAAAAGCAUGUAAGAUAAAUUACCAAGAGUCUGAGAGCCAUGGCCUUAGCAAGAUCCUAUUUACUUACCUGAGGGAGCACUGGAGUCUUGCUUUUUGAAGAGAAAUUUCAAGUCUUCCAGAGAAUUACAAGAGUAACUUUCUCUUCUUGAAUGAUCUUGUUCUUUAGAUAGUUCACGUGGCACUGGCUUUAUUCUAGAAAGAUAAAUCCAAUUACCUAUCUCUGCUACCUUUACUGCAGUGGGUGUGACAAGGAUCACUGAAAAGGAACCCAUCCAUUUUGGCUUUAAUGGGUCAGUGGGUGUCCCCUCUAUCCAAUUUUUAUGAACACUUGGUCUCCAGGGUAGAGGAGCCUAGAUGAUCCCCCUGGGCCAAGGGCUGACAGGACUCUGUUCCUAUACAUUUGGAUAGCCUGUUGUACUUUGCCCAGGCCUAUGAGAUAUUAUGAGAGUCCUGUGGUCUCUGGGUCUAUUAUCAUAUCAAAGGAUGGAAAUGGCCUCCCAUAUAGCAUUUCAAAUGGGAUCAAACUUAGCCCAGUUUUGGGUAUGUUAUGAACCCUCAUGCAUACUAUUGGUAGCAAUUAGAGCCAGGACUCACAGACAUCUCCUGGCAAAGUUUUGGCAGAAUUUGCUUUAGGAUCUAAUUGGCUUUUUUUUAACCUUUCCAGAAGAUUGAGGAGCAUUUCCCAAGUAGGAUUUUUAUAGCUUGUCUCUAUGUCCAUUGAGGAAGGACUAGGAUGGUUCCUCAAGAACUGGGGAUAAGACUAAUGCUUUGAGGGUCUACGAAGCUGACCUCAUUUUCCCAAGGAGGCUUUAGACAGGUUUCUUUGGUGCCCUUUACAGUCCGUGAUGGAGAUCCACUUAGGAGGUGAGGAAGAAAACACAUCCUCAGAGGAAAAAACAGAAAAACAAAGAUACAGGAAAGCAAGGAGACUCUGCCACUUUUAAAGGAAAUUAGCAGAUCUUACUGACAAAAAUAAUAAAACAAAACAAACGAAGUAACAUUUAUUGAGCCCUUCCUAUAUGCCAAGUACUUUACUAUGUAUUUUUGCAGCCAUUAUUUCAUUUAACCCUCAUAAAUAACCCACAGGGUUGUUUAUCUACAUCCACAAAAUAAACUGUUUCAAAGAAGUUAAUUGUUUGACCAGGGUCCCACAGCUACUUCGUAAGCAGCAGAAGGAAAUAAGGGAAGAUCAACAAAGACCCUUGGGCUUGAGGAGAGAUCCCUGUUACUCCUAUUUUGAAAUAAGGGGAUUAUUUUCCUUUGAGACUCAUUUUGUCUAUGUGCAUCCUUUUUUUUUUCCUGAAGUGACUUUAGAUGGAAAGGUUAAUCAUUCUAAAAAAGAAAGUACCAUUCUUUGGUCACUUUGACUAUUCCCUUCCUUGAUUCCAUGUUUUUUCUUUCCACUCCACCAAGCUAACCUUCCAGACUACUUACUUCUUCAACUAAUUAACAUAAAUCCUCUAUUCUUUCUAAAUACUCUGGUUUCUCUUCAGAUCAUACAAAUCUUUCAUCUUUUCUAAUCAUUUGUUAGCAUUUAUUUAAUAAAAGGUUCAACUAAUGCACUAUGUGUUAGCAUUCUGUCGGGCACUUAAAAAGCAAAGUUGGAGACUCAAUCUCUAUUCUUGAAAGAUUCAUAAUAUGAGGGGGGAAGGGAGCAGAUAUGAUCAAUUGGCUUAAAUUUUAUUACAGAGGACAGCAGCUGACUCAUGUUCAUAGACUUGUACUAGGGUAGUUAUAGAGAGAUGGGGAGAUAUUUAAGAAAAAGAAUGUAAAAUUAUGAAGUAAAUUAAGUACAAGUGAAUAUAUAUUUAUUUUAAAGAGAAAAACAAAGAUACAGAAUUUCAAAAACAAGAUAAUGGGAGAUUAACAAUGGUUAAUAUAUUGUGUAUUAUUAUCUUCGAAGUAGUUGAUCAGAUUAUGAGAUAUAGGCAUGCUGUUAUAGUCUGGGGUUGUGAGAACAAUUAGAAUCAGGACACAGCAUUUACAUUAUUUCUUUAUGAUGGUCACCCAGAGUUAAACACAAGAAAGUGCAGGAAAUCUGCACUGAAGACCCAGAAUAUUCAGUCAGGGGCCUGGAUCCCACAGCAGUGUCCUGCAGGAGUCCAGACGAAAACCUAGAGCCCAUGACAGUGCCUUGCAUGAGUCUAAUUGAAGGUCUAGCACCCACAAGAAGGAUUCAUGCCAGUUUGUUUCAUGGAUCUGCACUGGGAAGGCCUAAAAGUCAGCAGUAGAAACUAGAAGGUCUAUGUGAAGGAGCUAUGCUGAUAGGUUGAGGGUUCUACACUGGAGCUGAGAAGUCAUGUUCAAAAUAAGGACCAGGACUGCUCUGAAAAGUACCACAGCCAUCCUCAGUGACACACACAGAGGUCCCAAGCUCCUCUAACAAUAAGAAAAGUCAAAUACAUGCCAGAAAGCGAGUAUGACAAGUUUCUCCUGGAGAUUAAACAGCACACAUUGAUGUAACAACCAGAGCUUCCCCCAAAGUGAACCACAGCCACUCUCACCAACAAGAUUAUGAGUUCCUCUGAUGAUAUAGUCAAACUCAUCACAACGAUCCUCCUGCCUUAGCCUCCCGAGUGCUGGGAUUACAGGCAUGAAUCACCACGUCUGGCCCAUUAUCUUUUAAUGUGGUAUGGCAAGACUAAAAUAUAAGGAUCUCCUGUAAUUCAAAUAUACUCUUAUCUUCAGGUGAAAGAUUCAGUUCAUUUUUCCAUUAUCCUCUUCUGAACAACUAUGUUGUUCUCUGUUUCAUCUUUGCAACCUGCAGUUCCACUGGAGCCUUUUUUCUGGCCAAAUGUUUUAAAUUAUUCUGCUGGCUCUUUGCUCUAAAUUUACAACAUAGAUCUGGUCAAAAGUUCUUCAGAUAACUGUGCUACCAUCCCAACUGUAGACUACACUGAAAAUUUCCUGCCACCAGGUAGUCUCUCUAAACAUAAACAAAAUGCAGAACAACUUUCUACCAAAGCACGAUAUACUACCUGGACUCCAGCAGCUGAUGCAGUUCUUCUCUACAGAAGGCUCCCGAACUUCAUCUUAACCAGCAGCAUUCCCAUCAGUCUCUGAUUUUCCAGGCUCUAACCAGAGUCCCCAAUAUGGUCUACAGCAUAGAGAGGCUGUCUCUUGAGCAUCUCUCAAAAACUUUCCAAAUUAAUUUCCAAGACUCUUAAGCCACAUGACCAGGGAACAACACAGCAAUGACCCCACUCUCCUGAUACCAACUUCUGUUGUAGUCAGGGGUUGUGAGGAGAAAAAUUAGAAUCAGGACACAGUGUUUAUAAUAUUAUUUUAUGAUGGUCACCCAGAGUUAAACACAAAGUGCAGGAAAUCUGUACAACACUAAAGACCCAGAAUAUUCAACCAAGGGCCUGGAUCCCACAACAAUGUCCUGCAUGAGUCCAGAUGAAGACCUAGAGCCCAUGACAGUGUCUCCCAUGAGUCCAACUGGGGGUCUAAAAUCCACAAAAGGGACUCAUGCUGGUCUGUUUUGUGGAUCUGUGCUGGGAAGGCCCAAAGGUCAGUGGUGGAAGCUAGAAAGUCUAUGCCAGUGGGGUGAAGGAGCUGUGCUGGUGGGAUGAGGGUUCUACACUAGAGCUGAGAAGUCAUGUUCAAAAUAAGAACUGCGGCUGCCCAGAAAAGUACUAAAGUCAUCCUCAGUGACACAGAGGUCCUGAGCUCCUCUGACAAUAAGCACAGUUGAGUACAUGCCAGAAACCCAGUAUGACAAGCUUUUCCUGGAGAUUACACAGAACACAUCUUCCCUUCUGGAGCCAGGAAGCGAUGCUCGAUGUAAGCACCAGAGCUUCCCUAAAGUGAACCAGAGUCACUCUCACCAAGGUCCCGAGCUCCUCUGAUGACAAUGGUCAGACUCAUAUUGGGGAAGCUAAUCAUGACGAGCUCCUCGAGAAGAACCAGCUCCAAGAACAGCUCCAAGCAGCACCAUUUAGGAGAACCCACAAGGCCUAGCUCUUCUCCAUGUCUCUAUUUAUUCUGGCAACUUUCCUCAGGUGGGCCAUCUACACUCAGCACCAUGCUGAUUUAAUUCAGAUGUUUUUAAGUUGACCACCAGUUUUUAUUCCAUACAUAUGCAUAAUUGAUCAAACAAUAUAAACACAAACCAUUUUUUCAAUGAACUAAGAGAAAUCAGUAGUAUAAUUAUCUUAGCUAUCUUUUGUGUAUGUAUAUAUAUUUUUUCCUUUUCUCUUUCUUCUUUUAUCCUUUCACCCAAUCCAGUCUUUUUUAAAUUUUAUAGAUAAAACCAAGGAUAAUAAAACAAAAUAAAACCAAACAAACCAGUGUAAGUGAUACAGGGCUUCAUAACAUUACAAAAUCAAACAAUAGUUACCAUAAUGCCUUUUUUUGUCUUCAAAAUAGCAGAAGAUACUUUUGAACAUAGUAAAAAUCAAACUGAACUGAACGGAACAGAAUAGAAACAAUAAAAACAAAACAAUAAAUGCAAUAAAGAACUUCAAAACAAGCCAAUAGUAAGUCCAAAAUUGCUACCACAAUAUUUCUUGCUAUCUUUGAAACAGCUGCUCCUGCCAUCAGAUUUUAAAACAAUCAAACAAAACAAAAGAGAAUAAAACUCAACCCAAUGAAACAAUGAAAAUGAUAUAGGACUUCUAAAACAAGACCAUAGGGAAUCAACAAUGGCUGCAACCCUCAGAAAGAGAUCCUCCCUAGAUGCCACAUUGUAUACCACUAUUCUCUGAACCAGUGAUCAGACCACUGGCCCUAGACUUGGAAGGUCAGUGAAACACCUAAGCACUACAGGCAUCCAAUUGCAUUUUACUUCUAUAGCUAUCGUCACCGUCUGUGUUUCUUCAGAUAAGCAUGUUGCUUAUGGGGCUAGGGGCAGGGAUUGGUGCUUCUUGUUUACCAGCCCAUGCACCAGAAGGGGCUGGAGUCUGGCUGUCCCAGUCUGCCAGUGGCCCAUGCAUGGUGCUGAUUCCCAGAUGGGGCUUGUUCCUGGUGUGACCUUGUUCUUUCUCUACACAGUCCGAGAAUGUCACUGACUAACGAGGAAAAACUGGGGUGUAGUGGCCCACACGUGGUGCUAAUUCCCAGAGGCAGCUUGCUUGCUAGUGUGGCCUUAUUCUUUCUCCCUAAAGUCUGUGAAUGGUGAAGAUUCAUGGGGAAAUGCUUGGGUCUGGCUUUUCCCAGUCUGGCGGUGGGGCUUGCUUCAACCCAUCCCAGUUCUUCACUUACAAGCUGUUUCUUUCUCUUUCACAUUAGCUGUUGUAGAUUUUGGGUUUUAUUUACUUUUUCAACUUCUUACACAAGAGAGACAAUAUGGUGUUUACACAUGUGGGUCUGGUUUAUUUCACUUAUGAGUAUGGACUCUAGUUGCAUCCAUUUAUGUGUAAAAGCUUUGACCUUAUCCUUCUUUAUAACUAACUAGUACUCCAUUACAUAAUAAUACUACGUCUUUUUAAUCCUUUGCUCAGUUGAUAGGCAUUAGUGUUGUUUCCAAGAUUUUUUUCUUUUUUUUAUUUAAGGAGAAAAAAAACAGAAAAAGGGUACAAUUAAUACACAAUUUAAAAAGUAAACAGUAAGAAAUCACUAGUUAAUAGAUUACAUAUUCUCAUCUUAGAAAUAGUUGUUCAAGUUACAAAAUUGAAGCAUAUAAAUUGGACUUUCAAACAGUGAGAGUGCAAACAGUUUUGUUCAAUGAUCAAAAAAACUCAGUAGUAUGGUUAUCUAUCUUAUACAUUUAAACAUAUAUGCAGUUAUAACCUUUAGAACAUUUUCUUUUCUUUUCUUUUGUACAAUGACAAUUUCACAUUUUGGAUUUUAUUACUCCCACAGUUCUUAUUACUUUUUCUGAAGAGAGUAAAACCAAAUGCAACAUAUCAGAACGGAGUCAGUCAAAUCAAAAGGAUGGACAUAAUAGAUAAUGUAAACACAAAGUAUAAGGUGAUCAACAGUGGUUCCCAUACUGCCUCUUGCUAUUUUAAGAAGAAUUGGCAGUUAUAAUAAAAUUGAACUAAACAGUAAAGAAUAAAACCAAAGCAUUGGAGACAUUACAGGACUUUAAAAGAAGAUAAUAGUCAACCAGAAUGGGCGUCAUAAUGAAUCUUAUUGUCUUCACAGUUUUGCCUAUACUUUCAAACUUGGUACUAUCAAAGGAAAGCAGAAUAGGGGAAAAUCAGUCAAAACAAGAUGGUUAGGGCAAUACAGGAUUUCAAAUCAAGUUAAUAAGAAAUCAAAGUAGGUUACUAUAAUGUAUCCUGCUAUUUUUAUUUAUUUUCCCUUAAUUAAAAAAUAAAAAGAAAAAAAGUAAAGAAUUCAAAAAAAGGGGAUUGAGAUAAAAGAGGGCUUAACAACAGAACAGCACUGGUCAAAACAUAACCAUUUGAGCAAAAUAGUGUUUUACCACAAGAUAUCCUGACAUAAAAGUAGUUACCAUAGUGUCUCUUUCCUUGAAAUAUUUGAGUAUAAUUUCAUAUACUGUAGCACCAAACAUAUCAAGACAAUGUAAAACCAUUCAAGAGAAUGACAGUAUUACAGGGUAUUUAGAACCAACUAUCAGAAAAUGAACAAUGGUGUCUGUAUAAUCUCCUUGUCUAUAAAAGUUUUUGCUUAUAUUAUCAUAUAUAAUAAAAUCCAAUAAGAUACAAUAUGUUAAGACCGAUGGAGACAGAAGAAUACAAGUUUGAUGGGACUUCAAGACAAGAUGAUACUAAAUCAGCACUAGCUAUUAUGAUGUCUUGUUUUCUCCAAAAUAGCUGUUCCUACCAUCCAAUCUUCUCUGCCUCAUUUCUGUUGAGCUCUUUUUCUGUCAUUUGUUGUCAGUUUGUCUUCUUCAUUUCACUUUCUGCUCCAUUCAUUGUGGCCUCUCUGCCACCAUUUCUGAAAUGUUGGUAUUUUCCUUUUUUAGAAUGUCCUGCAGUAUUCUCUGUAAAGUUGAAUUGAUGGUUGCAAAUUCCCCUAGUUCCUCUUUAUCCUGGAAGCACCUUGUUUUUCCAUCAAUUUCUAGGGACAGUUGUGCAGGAUAUAUCAAUCUUGGCUGGAGGUUAUUAUCUUUCAAAGCUUGAAUUAUUUCCCCCCUACUCUUUCUGAUUUGAUGGUUUGUGCAGAGAAGUCUGCUGUAAUUCUGAUGGGUGUUCCCUUGUAAGUGAUCUGUUUCUUGUCUCUGAUGGCUUUUAAUAUUCUGUUCUUAUAUUGGAUUUCUGAAAUUUUGAUUAUUAUAUGCCUGGGUGUAGUUCUGUUUGGGUUGUAGGUGGCUGGGGUCCUAUAUGCCUCGUACAUCUGAGUAUCUUUACCAUUUGCUAAAUUAGGGAAAUUCUCUUGGAUUAUUUCUGUGAAUAGCUUUGUAGUCCAUUUGUUUGUGUCCCUACUUCUUCUUUUACGUUCUUAAUUCUUAAGUUAUAGAUCCUCUUAUCGUCUUCUAGCCUUUGUAUUGUUGCUGUUUGGUUUUUUUUUUUGUUGUUGUUAUUUUUAAGAAGUUUUUCAUUUCAUGCUCCCACAUUACAAAUCUGCCCUCCAGUUCAGAUAAUCUAUCCUUAGUUUCUUUCAAGCUGUUAUGCCAGUUUUCGAUAGAGUUUUUAGUUUCCUGGUAAUCUCUUUGAACCUGCUUUGGGUAUUCUAUGUUUUCUCUAUUUUCUCCAUCAAACAAUUCUCCCCUUUUUUCUGUUCUUCCAUUUCACCAUCUGUUUUUUCUUGGGCAGUGUUUAGCAUUUCUCUAACUAUUCUACUUAUAUCUUGCUUCAGGUCAUUAAUAACUUCAUUCCUGAACUUGUCUAUGAGGCUCUGGAGAUAGCGCUUUAUGUCUAUUGUUGUUGUGUCUGAUAUUGCAUGUUUCUCAGAAUUAGGGGCUGAGGACCCUUUCUUGUUGCUCCCUCUUCCCAUAUUUUUUGUUCCUCUUCUACAAGCAAAUAUAGGAGGCCCAGUUUCUUUCUUUGUUGGUUACAGUUUGUUUGAAUUGCGCCAGCUAGGUGUUCCCACCCACUGCAGUGUACUAGGCAGACACAGACCUAUGCUGGACCCGCCCCUCCAGGUCAACCUACUGAAGGCUUCACCACUAGGGUGAACCUCCAGGCACUGGGACCUGGUUUGGGCUAGCCUACUGGGUCUUAGUCAGCGGCAUCACGCAAGCCAGGCACUCCCCACCAAUCCCACUUGAGAGGGGAAUAUGUGACUGAAGUCACUGCAACAACUUGUUCUGGCUAGUCUGCCCAGUCCCAGUAUGUCCUUUGCUGAAGCCUCCUACUCUAUGGAACAGUCCCCGAUCCACUCACUCACCGCAGUUCGAUGUGGGCCUCCUGGCCAGUCCUGCUCUCAAUUCCAUUCACCGCUUCCCACUCUCAGAGCUUUCGCACCUCUCUCCUUGCCGUGCUGAUUGGGACAGAGCAGCAGCUGCAGGAAAUUCAAACCGCAGCUUCCAGUGGCUCAGGGUCCAGCUUCCACGCUGAGACCUUAUCUGUUCCUGUUAUAUCACCAGGAUUGAGUUUCUAGUUGGUUUCUCUUAGUUUAGUUCGUUCUGGGUCGGUAAAGUAUAUCUCCCCUUGCUUAGGAUUUCUUGCCUGGCACCAUUCCUGGAUUUUAAGUGCAGUUUCUCAGAGACCCUCCGAAGCUGCUGCUAUCUAUCCACCAUGUUCUCCUGGAAGUCCGUUGUUUCCAGGAUUUAACUAUUACAAAUUGUGCUGCUAUAAACAUGGGUGCAUAUAUAUCACUGUGGUAUGAUGUUUUUAAUUCAUCUGGGAAAAUACUCAGAAGAGAAAUAGUUGAGUUAUAUGGGAUCACUUAUCCUAGUUUUGUGAGAAAUCUCCACACUCAUUUCUACAAUGGUUUUACCAGUCUACACUCCCACCAACAGUAGAGAAAGGUUCCUUUUUCCCCAAAACCCUACCAACAUUUGUUAUUGAUUGAUUUUUUUAUGAUAGCCAUUCUUUCUCGCAUGAGAUGGAAUCUUUGUUGUUUUAAUUUGCAUUUCUUGAAUGACCAAUGAUGUUGAACAUGUAUUCAUGUAUUUAUUUGUCAUUUGAUUUCUUCAUCUGAGAAGUAUGUAUUCAUCUCAGAUGCCCAGUUUUGGAUUAGGUCUUUGAAUUGGACAGGGGGUUUUUAAUUUUUUUCAGUGCUUUGUAUGUUCUCGAUAGUAGUCCUUUGUCUGAGGGACAGUUGGUUAAAUUUUUUUCCCACUCUGUGGGUUUUCUUUUCACAAGUGAAUAUUUAGAAUGAGAAAAGAAACUGCAAUAAUUUAUGAAUUUUAAAAGCCUAAAAGAUGCUACAAACAUAAUAAAGUCCAAAACAAUUCUGACUUAUGUUUCAUUAUUUGCAUGAAACAUCUGUAGUGCUGCUUCGUGAUUUCUGGCUGCAUAUGCUUUAAUCACCUCUACACUUGACAAUGAAUUUGCAAUAUUUCUACAUAAAGAAUAAGAAGACAAUUCAGUGCAUCCCUGUUUAACUAGCUUUCUGUUGCCAUAAUACAAUACUAUAGACUUCAUCAUCUAUAAACAUUUAUUUGGCUCAUAGUUAUGGAGGCUGAGACAUCCAGAGCACGGAAACAGCCUCUGGUAAGGGUUAUUGUACUAGAUAACAUGGCAGAAAUUUCAGUGAACACAAACAAGACUGAGAGAAAAUUAUCAUGCCUAAUUCAUCCUUUCCAUCAGGAAAACACACCUAUGAUGUUCAUGUCUUAAUGGUCCAUAAUUAAUACUGUUACAAAAGCAAUUAAAUUUCAACAUGACUUCUUUUCAGCUUUUACUUUUUUAUUAGUGUAUAUUUGAAGUAUGUAAUGAUUACAUAUGUUGUGAAAAGUUGGUAAAUGUACAUAACAUUUCUCAGUUCAUUUACUUAUCCCUUUCCCCUCCCCAGCAUUUGUGCUCCCUCCAUUUCUUUGUUCCCUUCCCUUUAGGAAAAAAAAUCUACUGAUUCUUAUUUAUUUGUCUUUUAUUUUGCUCUUUAUUUAUAGUUUAGGUUCCUCAUAUAAUGUGAUAUUUAAACUUGUGUGUCUAAUUUAUUUCACUUAGCAUUAUGGUCUCAAGGUGCAUUCAUUUUCCUAUGAAUGACUCAACUUUAUCCUUCUUUAUUAUGGAGUAGUGCUCCAUUGUGUAUAAAUACUAUAUUUUCUUUAUUCAUUCACUUGAUUUUUUCAUUUGUUUUUUGUUUUGGGGGAUGUUAGGAGUCAAACUCAGGACCUCAUGCUUGUGAGCCACUGAGCUGUAUCCUUGACUCCAUUCACUUGUUGAUGGAUAUAUAGGCCACAAUCUAGCCUAUUCUGAAGUGUGCUGAUAUAAUUAUGAUAAUGUAUGUAUCAUAAUACAAGGUUUUUAACUCAGGGAGAUACCUAGAAGGGGAAUACUUACAACAAUGAAAUUUCUAGGUUUAGUCUAAGGAUGCUUCAUAUUAAUUGCCAAAGUGGUUUUACUAGUUUCCAUUCCCACCAAUAGAGUUAAAGGGUACCUUUUCCCCCUCACAGCCUGUAUAGCAUUUGUUAUUGACUCAUUUCUUGCUAACAGCCAUUUUUCCUGGAGUGAGAUGGAAUCUCAGUGUUGUUUCCAUUUGCAUCUCUUAAAUGGCUAGAAAUGUUGAACAAUUUUUAUGUAUGUAUUGAUCAUUUGUCUUGACCAUUGACCAAAUGUAUUGACCAUUAUUCUUCAUCUGAGAAGUGUCUAUUCAUUUCAGAUGCUCAUUUUUUAUUGGGUCUUUAAAGCUGGGAGGGAUAUGAUUUUUUGAGUCCUUAGAUAUUCUAGAUGUUAGUACUUUGUCUAAGGAGUAACUGGCAAAACCUUUUUUACCAUUCUCUAGGUUGUGUCUUCACUCUCUUGAUGGUUUCUUUUGAAGAGCAGGAAUUUUUUUUUGAGCAGGAAUUUUUUAGUUUGUUGUGAUCCAUUUUGUUGAUUCUUGGUAUUAUUUCUUAUACAACCAGGGUUCUGUUCACAAAGUCUUUACCUAUACCUAUAUCUUCAAGAGUUUUGCCUAUUUUUUAUUCUGGUAGAUUAUUCCAGCUUUAAUGUUUAAAUAUUUGAUCAGUUUUGAUUUUAUUAGUGAGAGAGAUGGGUCUAGGUUAAAUCUUUGGCUUGUAGAUAGCCAAUUAUCCCAGUGCCAUUUGUUAAAAAGACUAUCUUUCCUCCUAUGUAAGUUUUUGACCCUUUUUCAAAGAUCGGGUAGCUCAAUGUAUCUGGAGUUGUUUCUGUGUCUUCUAUCCUGUUCCACUGAUCCAUAAGUCUAGGACUUUUUUUUAAACCAAUACAUAUCCUGUUUUUACUACUGUAGCUUUGUAGUAUAACUUGAAGUCCAGAAUUGUGACAUCUCCUGUCUUAGUUUCUCUUAUCUUGUUGCUGAAACAAAAUCCCCAACACCUAAGGUUAAAGGAAGAAAGGUUUAUUUACCUCACAGUUUGUAGAGGUUUCAGUCCAUAAUCAACUGGCUUUAAGGCAGGGUGGUAUGGCAGAGGAGCAACCUCUCUUGGCAAUGGAAGGUACCAAAAAGCACAAGACAAAACAGGGAGUGAGGGGGUGAUACAAGCCUCUUUCUGCCUUCUUUAUCUUAUCUAGACUGCUGGAAUUAGGGAGGUGCCAAUCCAAUCAGUGGGCUAAUCCAGCAAUCAUCCACCCUAAUUCCCAGCACACUUAAUCCUAACAUUGACUAUGAAUCAAUCAUAAACUCAGCUGCCUCUGAAAAAGCCCCAUCUGAUUAUGUGUGAUGCUUUGUGGGAAUGGGGGGACAUCUAGACACGAACCAUAACAUCUCCCUUGUUGUUCAGAAUUACUUUUGCUAUUCUAGGUCUCUUUUGUUCCAUAUGAAUAUUACGAUUGCCUUCUCUGGUUCUGUGAGGAAUGCUAUUGAUAUUUUGAUUGAGAUUGCAUUAAAUCUAUAUAAAAUUUUUGUAAGUAUAGCCGUUUUGAGUAUACUGAUUCUACCUAUCCAGGAACAGGGGAUAUCUUUCCAUUUUCUGAUGUGCUUUUUAAUCUCUUUUUAAGAGUACUGUAGUUUUCACUGUAGAGGUCUUUAACUUUCUUGGCUAAGUUAAUUCCUAAGUAUUUCAUUUUUGUUUAUGCUAUUGUAAAAGGUGUUGUUUCCCUAAUUUCUCUCUUGGUGAAUUUGUUAUUGGUGUACACCGAUAUUUGAGUGUUGACUUUGUAUCCUGCUAUACUACUAAAUUUGGUUACUAAUUAUAGCAGUCUUUUGUGGCGGUUUUAGGUUCUUCUACGUACAGGAUCAAAUAAUAGUAAUUUAACUUCUUCCUUUCCUAUCCACAUCCCUUUUAUUUGUUUCUCUUUGUAAUUGCUCUGGCUAAUCUUUCAAGAAGUGUAUUGAACAGGAGUGAUGAUAGCAGACACCCUUCUCUUGUUUUCUUCCUCUUCUUAUAAUGCCUCCAGUCCUAUUGGAUUAGGAUCCUAUCAUUAUGACCUCAUUUAUACUGAAGUGCUUCCCAAACACUAUAUCUAAAACAGUCACAUUGUGGGUUAGAGCUGCAACACAUGAAUUUGGGGGCUGCAGAAUUCAAUCUAUAACAGAUGAGCUGCAUAAAACAUAACUGUAUAUACAGCUGUACUCACUGUCUCAUUGCUAGGUGAUUUGGGCCCCUCAAAACAAGAAUUACAAUAAAUACUAUUUUAUAUUUCAUUAAAAAAUGAAAAAAGUAUGAUUCAUAAAUAAUUAUUCAUGCUACAUUAUUGAGUAUAUGUAAAUGUGUGUAUACAUAUGUAUGUGUAUAUAUCAUAUAUAUACAGAAUUUUUUGUAGUACUGAGAAUUAAACCCAGGACCUUUGUACUAAGAUAUAUCCCCAGCUUUAUUUAUUUAUUUGAGGUAAGGUUUCACUAAAUUACUUGUAGUUGUCCAGGUUUGGCUCAAACUCAUGAUUUUCCUGCCCCACCCUCUCAAACUUUUAGGAUUACAGAUGUGCACUAUCAUACCCAGCUGACCAUACAGUAUUUUUAAGACAAAACUUUCAUUUUAAUUAGACAUCACUCAAAGGCAAAUUCUCCACUUGUGGAAUAAUUUUACACAGACUAACACUGAACUUUGUACAUUUAAAUUGUCUCUUUUCUACUAUCCAUUGUCUAAGACCAAGUACUAUAGGGCACAUUCGUGUCAUACCAUCCCCCAACAAAGGACAUUGGGUUAUGGGAACAUAAUUGAAGCCAUUCCUAUACCAUCAGCAUUAAAUUAAUUAUUCAAAAUAAGUGACUAAAAACCACAUGUCCCACUAAACACAAACUAAAUGUAUUCUCAAUUCACCUUCCUUUUUGUCACUCCAGUGAUGCCUAACACAAAGCAGAAGUCCAGAGGAAACCCAGCUGGAACACAGCAAUCUCGAUCAAAUGUGCUUAAUUAAGUAUUUUACUUGGAUAAUUAUGUUUUAAUCUUUUUUUAAAAAAAAUAAAUAGUAGCCCCCUCCCAGGACCUUGAAUGUUGUCUGUUCAGUGAGGAGCUGUGAAGGUGUAUGAUGAGUUUCAGGGUAAAUCAGCCAUCAAAAAAGGUAAACUUAUUUUGCCUUAGGCAAUCAGGAAAAGCUUUUCAAAAGGGGUAAUCCUUAAGGCGAAUCUGUAAAAGUAUGCAAAGUAAAGGGUAUUUCAAAACUGGGAUUGCAUACACAAAGACACAGAUGAGUAAAAUAAUACAGAGAUUUGUGGAACUAUAAAUAGUUUUACUAUGUCUGUAGAACAUCAGUGGGGAUGGUGAGAGAUGAAGCAAAGAGGUGAUUCGAGGAUUAAAAGAUGUCAGACUAAGAAAACCAUGAGAACUCCUGCUUACAUUCUUCCCAGAGAUAUCUUCAGUUCAGAUACUCUUUAGGAAGAAGUUAUUUUAACUGUUCUAUUGUGAAUUAGAACAUUUAAAAAAUUAAGAAACAUGAAGGAUACCACAACUAUUAGCCAAGAAAGUCAAACUAACAAUUACAGAGUAUUCUACCCUAUAGCAAGAAUCCACAUUUGUUUCAAGUGUCCAUGGAACAUAAAGGUAAACAGUAUCAGAAAAUGGGUGAGAAGGCAACUCCAAGGUCAUGUCACUACAGAGAAAUAUAGAAAAAUAAACAUAAACAGUCAGAAACAAUUACUAAGAACUCUGGAAAACAACCAGAGGUUUACAGUAACUUAAUGAAUUCCAAGUCAAGAAAAAGUCAGGGUAGAAACGUGUAGAAACCACAGUAAAAUACCACUUUGUGCCCACUAUGAUGUCUACUGUCUUUUAAAAGAGGAAAAUAACAAGUACUGGUGCUUAUGUACAUAAAUUAGGAUUCUAUGCUUUUUAAAUGGUACAGCUGCUGUGGAAAACAGCUUGGCAGUUUCCCAAAAAGUUAAACAUAAGUCAGGCAUGGUGGUGCAUAUUUGUAACUCCAGCACUCUGGGAGAAUGACGCAGGAAGAUUGCAAGUUUGAGCUUAGCCUGGGUAAUUUAGUGACUUAUUGAGACCUUGGCUCAAAAAAUAAAUAAAUAAAAAGAUUAUGGCUGCUCAGUGCAAAGACCUUGGAUUCAAUCCAUCACACCAAAAAAGUUAAACAUAGAACUGUUUUAUGAUCCAGCAUUUCCACUCCUAGAUAUGUACUUGAAAGUGAUGUACCAAUGUUCAUUACAGUGUUACUCAAAAUAGUCAAAAGGUGAACAAUACCCAAAUGCCCAUUGACAAAUAAAUGGAUUAACAAAAUUUGUGGUAGUCAUACAAUGAAGUAUUGUUCAGCCUUAAAGUAAAUGCACUUGAUAUAUGCUACACAGAGAUGAACCUUUAAAACACUAUGCCAACUGAAAUAAGCUAGAUGCAAAAGGGCAAAUAUUGUUUGAUUCCACCUGUGUGAACUAUCUCCAAUAGGAAAAUUUAUGGAAACAAAAAAUUAUAGAUUACCAAUAGCUGAGAAAAAGAAGGAUUGGAGAUUUAGGGGUUCUUGUUUGUUUUGUUUUGUCUUUGGGUGCCAGAAAUUGAACUCAGGACCUUGCAUUUGCCAAAGAGUCACUGUGUCGCUGAGCCAUAUCCCUAGGCCCAAGAUUUAGUUCUUGAUAGGUACAGAAUUUCUGUUUGAGAUGAUGAAAACACUCUGGAAAUAGUGAGCAGUGAUAGCUUUUCAGAGUUGUGAAUGUAUUUGAUACCCCUGAACUACUGCAUAUGCUUAAAAUUGGUUACAGUGGGUUUUUUUUAAUUAAAAAGGAGUUGGGAGAUAUGUUUUAGAAAUCUCUAAUUAAAUAGAAUUUAAAGGUAGGGUGAUGAGAAAAGAAAGAAAAAAAAAGGUGAGAAACAGAACAAACCUAUGAGGUUCAGUAGCCAUAAGAAUUCCUAAAAAUGAGCCGAAUAUUGUGGCGCAUACCUGUAAUCUCAGCACUCAGGAGGCUGAGGCAGAAGACCGCCAUGAGUUCGGGGCUAGCCUGGGCUACCACAGUGAGUUCAAGGUCAGCUUGGACUACAGAAUGAAACCUUGUCUCAAAAAAACAAAAACAACAACAAAAAGAAUUCCUGAAAAAGAGAAAAAAAUAAAAAAAGAAAAUCUCAAAACCUGAGAAUACAACUUGCCACACAGAUAGGGCCUGUGAAGAAAAAAAAAUCUUAAGCUAUAUGAUCACAAGACUUUGAUACAGGUCACAUAGAAAGCUUUAGAAAUCAGAAUGACAUUGGACUUCUCACUAACAGUAUUGAAAGCUUUUUAAAUAAAGUUUAUUGAUACAUUUUAGUUAUACAUAAUGAUUACAUUCAUCAUAGAGAAUUUGUACCUAUACACAUAUCUUGUGUCUUGUUUCUGUUUCCCUAUCCUCCCUUCAACCCCCUUCCCUUCCCUAUUUAUAAAAACUUUGUUUCCAUUUUUCCUUCUUUUCUUGUUUUCCUUUUCUUUUCCAUUUGUUGCUUUCCCCCUCUUCCCUCCUUAGUUCCUCUUCCCAUUUGAACAUUCUCUCCCUAUUUCAUGACAGUAUUGAAAUAUUGAAGACACUAAAAUAGUUCCUUUAACAUUCUAAAGGAAAAAUGAUUUUGAAUUUUGAAUUAUAUAUCGAGUCCUACUACUAAUCAAUUUUAAAGAUAGAAGACAGAUAUUUUCAAGCCAGGCAUACUGGUGUACCUUUUAGGCCCAGCUGCAUAGGAGGCCGAAGCAGAAGGGCACCUUGGACACAGUAGUUCAAGGCCAUGUUGGGCAAUAUAGUAAGAUCCCCCAUCUCAAAAAAAAGGAGAAAGAAGAAGUAAAGGAGGAGGAAGAGAGACAGACAUUUUCAGACUUGCAAAGAAAGGAAAUUUGGGAGUACGUGUCCCCCAAAAUGAACAUAAUAAGCUAGGAAAGCCAAAGAUAUAGAAAACAGAGGACCCAGUGCAGAUGAGAGCAGCAGAUUUGUUAAGGUGAUUGUGAAGAGAAUACUCCCAAUACAGCACUGCAGUAGGUCCAGAAGUAGAUAGUCCAGAUCAGAAGGCUCCAGGGGGAGUCUCUAAGGCAAAGCUGGAAGUCACAGGUUGCCUCACAUGAUUAAUACCGACAGAACUAUUACAGUCCCAUCAAGGAAUAUGGUAGGAGGUACUGGUAAGUGCACAGAAAGCUAUGCAACAUUUCCAAGGUGCAUCAGUCAUUGUAGCACACAAUUGUCCAAUGAAGAAAAAGUUGUCAUAAUAUAAUACAUGGCUCACCUGUGAACAGUAUUUGUUGUUAUCAUCAUUUAAUAUAAAUUUAACCAAAUACUAUAGGAUAAUUUAAUCGGAAGAAUAAGACAAGGUGAGCUAUGCAGGAACUAGAUGUGAAAGAUUGUGGGAACACUGAAUCCUAAGCUUCCAUGAGAGGAAGUUGCUAGAGCAUAUUAAAAAUCGAAAACUAGGGACCAGGGAUAUAGCUUAGUGGUAUAGCAUCUGCCUGGCAAGAGCAAGGCAGUAAGUUUAAUUCCCACUACAAAAAAAGGAAAAAAAACUAAAAUCUUUAUUACAUUAUUCAGACAUAUUGAGGGAAAUUCUAUAAGCAGCAGCAAAAAUACUGGAAUAUGGCUUUUUCUGGAAAGUGGAAAUUGGAACCCGGAAGGGGUAAGGUAGAGAACUAGUGUGUGUCAUUUUAAGUCUUGGUUAUUCUUUCACUUUGUAAACUCUGUGCAUUUUAUUAAACUACUUCUUUGAUCAAAAAACAAGUUAAAUUAAUAAAAGUUCAGGGUCAGAUCUAAAUUUGCAUCAUAUGAUCCUGGCCUAUGUAAUGCCUGCUAGGAUUAAGUAUUAAAAGAAGAAAACAGCUCAGGGUAGGAAUAAAAAGAUGUCUAAUCUUUUUAAAUGACUGGGCAGUAUUGUGGCAUUCUCUACUUGCCCCUGUCCUAUACCUAUUCUGCCUUCCAAUGAUGUUAAAGAGAGCAGCCGGUGUUCCUAGUGUGGGACUCUGGCCUAUAGUUCCAGAGGGACUUACCAGACUACUGAAAACUUAUUCUAUAGAGAGGAUAGAGAGGGGACAUAAAAAGACUUAAGAUGUGUGCAUGUACCAACUCCCCACAAUGAAUAAUUAUUAAGUGCUGCAAACAUGUACUGAUAAACAUAAAAAUAGAUUAAAAAGUUAUCAUAUUGCUCUGGUCUAGCUUGUCAGAGCUAUGUAAAUGGCAGAUCUCAGGCACUCAUUCCUGUUAUAUCUAAACUUAAACUGUUACAAAAGACAAAGACAUUGUAUACUGAUAAAAGAACCAAUUCACUGAGAAGAUAAAAUAAUUGUAAACUCAUCCAGGCCAGAGAACUGUGAGGUACUGCUUAAAAACACUAUAAGGCAUCAAUGCCAAGACAUAUUAUAAUCAGACUAUUAAUAGCUAAAGACAAAGAAACAAUCAUGAAAGCAGCAAGAAAGAAGCAAUUCAUAACAUACAAGGGCUUAUCAACAAGAUUAACAGCUGGUUUCUCAUGAGAAACCAUGGAUGCUACAAGGCAGUGAGAUGACAUAUUCAAAGUGCUGAAAGAAAAACCUAUCAAGCAAAAAUGCUAUAUCCACAAUUAUUCUUGAAAAUUGAAUGAAGCAUUCCCAGAAAGAAAAAGAAAGUUGAGGGUAUCUGUUACCACCAGGCCUGCCCUAGAAGAAAUACUGAAAGGAGUCCUUCAAGUUGACAUGAAAACACACUAGACAGUCAUUUGAAACUGUAUGAAGAAGUAAAAAUCUCUAUCUAGCUGUGAUGGCACACACGUAAAAUGCCAGCUACUUGGGAGGCUGAGGCAGAAGGAUCACAAGCUCAAGGGCAGCUGGGCAACUUAAUAGACUCUGUCUCAAAAUAAAAAGGCUGGAGAAUGUAGCUCAAUGUGAGAAGACUUGCCUAAUAUGCACACAGCCUUGGGUUUAAUCCCUAGUACCCCCCCCAAAAAAAAAACCUCUAAAGAAAACAAUAUGGAGAAAUAUAAAAAGCAUGAUAUUUUCUUUAUUGGUACAUGUUUGCCAUACAUAAUGAUCACAUUUAUCACAGGGAAUUUGUACCUGUACGUGAUGUAUGUGAUUCUUUUUUCCCAUCCCUCUCCCUUCCCUUCCACCCUACUUCCCCUCCACGUUUACAAAAGCUUUGUUUUUAUUUUUUCUUCCAUUCUCUUUUUUAAUUCCUUUCCUUUCCUUCCCUUCCUCUUUGUCCCUCCCUUGUUCCGCUUCCUAGUUAAACAUGUUCUUCCUACUUCCCAAUAGCUAUCCUCCAUUUUGUUCCUUAUUUAUCCUUUGAGUUUCUCACACAAAAGAACCAAUGCAAUAUUUAAAUUUGUGUAUCUCACGUAUUUCACUUAAAAUUAUGGUCUUGAGGUACAUCCAUUUACCUAAAAAAUGUCUCAAGUUUAUCCUUCUUAUGGAAGAGUAGUGCUCCAUUGUAUAUAAAAACCACAUUUUCUUUAUCCAUUCAUCCAUUGAUGUGCAUACAAGCUAUUCCCAAAAUUUAGCUAUUAUAAAUUGUGCUGCUACAAACAUGGAUUUGCAUAUAACACUUAGGUAUUAUGUUUUAACUCUUUUGGGAAGAUACCUAGAAGGAGAAUAGUUAGAUCAAAAAAAAGCAAGUUUUAUUAUGUUUUUGGCUUGUGACUUCACUAUUUCUUACAAAGUUAAAAAGAAGUACAUAAAAAUAAUUUUAAAUCUGUUAUUAGCACACAAUGUAUAAAUAUGUAAUUUGUUAUAGCAACAAUAUAAAGAAGGAAAUGGAAGUGAAUAAGAACUUUAUUUUAUAUGGUAUUGUAGCUAUUCUCCAUUUUGUUCUUUAUUUACCCUUUGCUAUCAUUUCAAACUUUAAUAUAAUUAGAAUGUUAAAUUUAAUCUGCAUAGUACCUAUAAAGACAUGUUUAAAAUUGUACAAAUAGAAAUGUGUAAAGAGCCAAAAUAAUUCACGAGAAAUAAUUAACUAUUUAAAACAAUAUUAGAGAAAUAAAGAGAAAACAAAAAUGACAGAAAUCCUUCCUUAUCAACAAACAAAUUAAAUAUAAAUGAUGUCUCCAAUCAAAAGGCAAAAAAUGACAAAAUAAAUUUUUUUAAAAAGUGAUAUAACUCUAUCUUUUUUUACUGGGGUCUCACUUUAGAUCCAAAGAGUCAAUUAAGUUGAAAAUAAAAGGGUAGGAAUAAAAUAGUCCAUGCAAAUGAUAACCAAAAAGUUGGAGUGACUUACUAAUGUUAUACAAGGUAGAACUUGUGUAACACAGAGUUAUAAAAGACAAAGACAUUAUAUACUGAUAAAAUGACCAAUUCAUUGAGAAGAUAAUUAUAAACAUAUGUACCAAGUAACAGAGCCUCAAAAUAUAUAAAACAAUGGCAGAAUUGAAGAAAUAGUUCUAUAAUAAUAGUUGGAAAUAUCACUCUACUAUUUCAAAAAUAGAUAAAUCAAUUAAACAGAAGAAUAGUAAGCAAGUAAAGAGCUUGAGUAGUAUAAAUCAACUAUACCUAACAGACAUGCAUAGAAUAUUAUACUUUGAACAGCAGAUUAUACAAUAUUCUCAAGUACAUAUGGAACAUUUCCCAGGAUAGACCACAUAUUAGACCAAAACAAAUCUUGUUAGUAAAUUUUAAAAGAUUGAUGGGGCUGGGGAUUUAGCUCAGUGGUGUAGGUACCUGCCUGGCACGCGUGAGGUUGUGAGUUCAAUUCUCGGUACCAAAUAAAAUAAAAUAAAAAUAAAAUAUUGAAAGACAGGAGGUAAAGCUCAAUGAUCAAACCUUUGGCUAGCAUGCGAGGCCCUGGGUUUGAUUCCCAGCACAACAAAAAGGAGGUGAAGGGAAGAAAUAUUACAAUCAUAAAACCACAAAAACUAUUGUCUCUGGUCCAAAUGGAGUACAGCUAAAGAAAUCAGUUAUAGAAGGAAAAGUGGAAAGUUCACUAAUAUAUUGAAAUUAAACAAUUCACUCUUAACAAGUAAGUCAGAAAACAAAUCACCAAGAUCAUCAAAGAAAUUAGAAAAUACUUCAAGAUGAAUGAAAAUUGAAACAUGGUUAAACUUAUGAGAUACAGCAAAAAUCAUGCUCAAAGGAGAAUUUAUACCUGUGAAUGUCUACAUUAAAAAGAAGAACUAUAAUCAAUAGUCUCCCUUUAUAUUUUAAGAAGAAAACUAAAUCCAAACCUCACACAAGGAAAAAAGUAAUAAGUUUGAAGAUGGAGGUAAAUUAAAUAGAGACUAGAAAAACAAUAAGAGAAUCAAUGAAACUGUAAGUUAUUUCUUUGAAAAAAUUCACAAAAUGGGCACACUUUUAGGUAGACUGACAAAAAAUAAAGACACAAAUAACUAGAAUCAGAAAUUAAAGUGGGGAUAUUACUACUGCCCUUACAAAAAUGGGUUAUCAGAGCAUGCUAUUAGCAGUUAUAAAUUAACAAGUGAGACAUAGAAACAAAUUAUCUAAAUGACUCGAAAGAAACACAAAAAUUCAAGGGAACGGUAACAAGUAAACAUAUCAAUCAGCAAUCAAAUUUUUCAGCAAAGAGAAGCUCAGGACCAGAAUUCAAUGGUGAAUUCUACUAAACAUUUAGAGAAGAAUUAGUGCCAGUCCUUCUCAAGUUCUUUCAAGUAAUUUAACAAGUAUCUCAUCUAAGUGAAAAUGGAUCCUUAAUCUUAUAAUAGCUAACGCCAUAAAGAUCUUAGAAGAAAACAUGAAACAUAAAUCCUUUUGGCCUUGGAUUUGUCAAUGGAUUCUUAGAUAUGACACCAGAAGCACAAACAAUGAAAGAAAAAUUAGAUAAAUUGGACUUCAUCAAAAUCAAAACCUUUUGUGCUGCAAAAGACAUUGUCAACAAAGUGAAAAGACAAUCUAACAAAUGGAUAAAAAUAUUUUCAAAUCAUUUGAUAAGGAUUUAAAUAUCUGUAAUCUAUAAAGAACUCCUACAACUCAAAAAGAUAAGCAACUAAUUUUAAAAGUUUACUAAGGAAUUAAAUAGACAAGAAAAGAUGCUGAACAUAUUUGCUUUUAGGGAAAUAUAACUCAAAACCACAAUGAGAUACCACAUCCUAUUAGUAUAGCUAUAACCAAAAAUGUAGAAAAUAGCAAGCAUAGCAAGGAUGUGGAGAAAUUGGAACCCUUAUACACUGCUGCUUUAAAUAUAAAAUUGCACAUUCACUGUGGAAACAGUUUGGCAGUUCUUCAAAGUUUUAAAUAUUUAAUAUGAUAUGACCCAGAAAUUCCACUUCUAGCCAUAUACCUUAAAGCAGUAAAAACAGAGAGUCCAAUACUUGUUUGCCAGUGUUCAUAGAACAAUAUUCUCAUUAGCCAAAAGCUGGAAACAGCCCAAAUACCUAUCAACAGAGGAAUGGAUAAAGAAAAUGUGGUAUAGCCAUACAAUGAAAUACUAUUCAGAUAUUAAAAGGGAUGAGAUUUUUACACAAACUACAACAUAACUGAACCUUGAAAACAUUAGGUUAAGUAAAAUAAGCCCGGCACAAAAGUAUAAGUAACAUAAUUUCACUUAAAUAAACUGUCUCCAAAAGGCAAAUUCAUAGGGACAGACAGUAGCCUAAAGGUUAUCAGGAAAUGAGAGACAGGAAGGCUGGAAUUACUAUUUCAUAGGUACAGAAUUUCUGUUUAAUUUGAUGGAAAUUUUUAAACAGUUGUGACAGUUGCAGUCUUGAAAUGAAUGUCAGUGAGUUUACACUUUAAAAAGUUACAGUAACAGGUCUGGUAUAGUGGCACAUAGUUGUAAUCCCGGCACUAGGAAGGCUGAGGCAAGAGGAUCACUGUGAGAUUGAGGCCAGCCUGGACUACAGAGUGAAUUCAAGGUCAGUCUGACAUAAAAAAAAGCUAGGCAUGGUGGCACACUCCUAUAAUCCCAGCACUUAGGAGGCUGAGGCAGGAGGAUUGUUGCAAGUUCGAGACCAGCCUGGGCUACAAAGUAAGCUCAAGGAUAGCCUGAACUGCAUAGUGAAACCCUGUCUCAGACCAAAAAAAACACUUUCAGUGGCAUAUUUUAUAGUUUAUGCAUUGUAUGGCAAUAAUAUAAAAUAAUCAAAAAUAAAGAUGGGGCAUAUCAUGUAUGAUCAAACAAAGAUCAUCAAAUUUAUAAGAAAAAAAUCAAAUUGGAAUUAUAUAGGAAAUCAAUAAAAGAAAGAUGAAAUAUGUUUAAACACUUAGAAUCUAAAGAAUAUAUUUUUAGAUGUAGUUCACUGUUAGAACACUUCUUUUUUUUUUGUACCAUGGAUUGAAAGAAUAUAUUUCUAAAUAAUUUAUGUGUCAAAGAGAAAAUAUCAAGGAAAUUUUUAAAAUACAUUACACUAAAUUAAAAUGAAAACACAUCAACUUUUUUUUGGCAAUAGUGAGAUUAAAUCCAGGCCUUCACACUAUGCUACAUUCCCCAGCUCAUUUUUGUUUGUUUGGUUUUGUUUCUGUUUUUUGAGACAGGGCCUCAAUAUGUAUUUUAGGCUGGCCUUGAACUCACUAUGUAGCCUACAUUGUCCAUGAACAUGCGACAAUUCUGCCUCAGCCUCCCAAAUGCUGGGAUUACAGGUGUGUGCCUCUACACCCAGCUUUCAUUUUUAUUUUUUAUGUUUUAACUUUGUUUUGAAACAGGGUUUCACUAUGCAGUUCAGGUGGACCUUGAACUCACUUCGUAGCCCAGGCUGGCCUCAAACUCAUGGCACUCCUCCUGCCUUAGUCUCCUGAGUGCUAGGUUUACAGGAAUGUGCCACCAUGCCUGGCUUUAUUUUUUGUUUUGAGUCAGGGUAUUGCUAAGUCUUAUAAGUUGCCCAGUCUGGAUCUGAACUUGUGAUCUUCCUGAGUCAGCCUCCCAGAGUGCAGGGAUUGUAGGCAUGAACCACUAUGCCCAGCUAUAUGUCAAAAUUUGUAGGACAAAGCUGAAACAGUGCUAAGAAGACAAUUUAUAACAAUACAUCUUCAGAUUAAAAGAGAACUGUCUCCAAUCAAUAAUAUAGGCUCUCACUUUAACAAACUAGUAAAAGAAAGAGCAAAAUAAACACAAACCAAGUAGAAGGAAAAAAAUAAUAAAGAGUAGAAAGGGAUGAAAUUAAAAAGAAUAAUAAGAGAAAGUGCAGCACAAUGUGGUACUCUGAAAACAUCAAUAAAACUGACAGAUGUCUAACAAGACUGACAAAGAAACAGAGCAGACACAAAUCACCAAUAUCAGGAAUGAACUGGGUAUUGCAGCCCCUACAGACAUCAAAAGAAUACCAACAGAAUGCAACAAACAUACAUGCAUAAGACUGACAUCUUAUAUGAAGUAGACUAAUUUCUCAAAAAAUCGCAAACUACCAUAACUCACCAAAUGUGAAAUAAUUUUAAUAGCCCUGUAUCUCUUAAGAAAAUCGAAUUUGUAAUUUCAAAAUUCCUCAACAGAGUAACUUUUCAAGCCUAGAUGGUUUCCCUGGAGAUUUCUAACAAACAUUUAAAGAAGAGUUCAUAUCAUUCUAUAUAGUCUUCCAGAAAAUAAAAGAGGAGGAAAUAGUUCUCAAUUCAUUUUAUUAAAGUAGUAUUAUCUUGAUACCAAAACCAGACAAAGAUAGUACAAACAAAGAAAAAUAGACUAUUAUCCUUGCUCUCAGCUUUGUGUAUCUGAAAGACAUUGCAGAUAGCAUCUUAGGAGCAUACAAAACAGAAAGGAUGAAAUAAAAUCAUCCCUACUUAUAAUUGGUGUGAUUGUGUACAUAGAAAAUCUCAGCUGUGGAAUGGAUAAAAAUGAUGUGGUAUUUUUAUACAAUGAAGUAUUACUCAGCUAUAAAGAAGGAUAAACUUGAGGCUUUUAUAGGUAAAUGGAGGCAACUUGAGACCAUCCAAGUAAGUGAAAUAAAUCAAAGUCACAUGUGUAAAUAUUAUCAUCUCCCUAGUGUAAAAAAAAACCUGAAAGAGUAAUAAGAUCCAAAAUGUACAAUAGAUAUUGUGAUAAUGAAAGGGAAAGAAAGUGCUAAAAAGGAAAGAACUUACAGAAUGCAAAUGCAGAUAAAAAAAAUUUAAAUAAAUAAAUAAAUAAAAAUAAAAAGGAAAGAACUACUGGGAUAGGGAAAAAGAGAAAGGAAGAAGAGAAAGAUUAUAUGUAAAUAGGUAUACAUAUAUAUGUGUGUGUGUGUAGAUAAUUAUACUACUAAUCUGUUAGUUCAUCAAAAGAACAGUUUAUGCUGUCACUGUUUGAUUCUUUGAUCAUUUUUUCAUGCCUACAUUUUGUAACUUGAGCAACUACUUCAAAGAUAACAAUAUGUAGUAUAUUAACUAGUGUUAAUUUCCUACUAUUUUGUAAAAUUCUGUGUUGUUUUUAUCUUUUUGUUUGUUUCUCUUGCUUUUUAAAAUUAAAAAAAAAAACUCAAGGAGUCUAAAAAGCCUCCCAGAACCAAUACACUCAGUAACAUCAAUCAAUCCUAGCUGGCCAUAGUGGCAUAUACCUGCAGUCCUCAUUAUUAUGGAGACUGAGAAAAUAAGGAUUGCCUGAGUUCAAGAGUUUGAGACCAGCCUGAGAAAAAAGUAAGAUUCCCAUCUCAAAACAAAGUUUAAAAAUCAUUUCUAUGUGCUAUCAAUGAAUAUAUUUCUGUGGUCUGUCAACACAUGGAGACCAAAAUUUAAAUUGCGAUCAGUUUUUAAUGAAAUAAUUGAGAUAUAAAUCUCACAAACCAUAUAACAGACCUGUAUGCUGACAACUACAUGGACAAAGACUGUUCAUGGAUUGGAACUCAGCAUAGUAAAGAUGUUUAUUUUCUCUAAAUUCAUAUACAUAUUUUAUAAAAUCCAUAUGGAAAAAUAAACUUAAAUUGAUAAAACAGUUUUGUAAAAUGAGGAUAAAGUGGGAGAAGGAAUCACUUUACCAGUAAUAACACAAUAUAUAAUUGCAGUAAUUUAAGACUGUGUGAUGUUGUCAAAGAAAUACAUACAUUAAAGGAACAGACUAGAGAUCCCAGAAACAGACCCACAGAAAUACUGUAAUUUUGUAAUUGUUUUGAGACAGGGUCUCACUAUGUAGCCCAAGCUGGCCUUGAACUCACUAUGUAACACAGGCUGACCUUGAACUUGUGGCAGUCCUCCUGUCUCAACCUCCAGAAUGUUGGGAUUAUAGGCAUGUACCACCAGACCCAGCUGCCCACAGAUUUUUUACUAAGAUCCAAAAGCAAUUCAAUGAAAAAAAAAAAAAACAGCCUUUUCAAUGAAUAGUGUGGGGCUGGAGGUUUAGCUCAGUGGCAUAAGCACCUGCCUUGCAAGCAGGCGGUCGUGAGUUCGAUCCCCGGUACCGAUAAAAAUGAAAAAGACCAAAAAAAAAAAAAAAAAAAAAAAAGAAUGAAUAGUGCUGGAGCUGUUGGAUAUCCAUCAGCAAAUUGGUAAAAUUUGGUUUAAGACUAUUGAGAAAUUUAUUGCACUGUUUUUGCAACUUUCCUGUAGAUUUGAAAAUUUUCAAACUAAAUAGAAAAAUUGAGGGGAAAAGAUUUACUAUAUAUUGUGAUCAUAUUAACUUGCAAUGUGUCUUACUUUCUCAUAACUAGGACAAAAUACCCAAUACUCCCAAGUUAUCGGGAGAGAAGUUAAACCUCCACAGCUCACAGUCUGUAGAGGAUUCAGUCCAUAGUGGGCUGACUCCAAGGCAGGGCGGCAAAGCAGAGAAGAAAUAGUCCAUGGUAUGGCAGACCAGAAGCAUCAGCACUCAAGGAAGGAGUUGAUUAGAUUGUGCCUUAGUUACUUUCUUGUGGCUGGGACACAAUACCUGAUACCCACAACUUAAUAGGGGAGAGCCUUAUUUUGGCCCCGUUUCAUUCCAUGUUCAGCAGGCUGAAAAUGAGAGUAGAAGGGAAGAUUCAGGGAGAGAGAUACACCCUUCCAGGUCACCCAGUGACCCUCCUCUUCCAAGCAGGCCCUACCUCCCAAUCACGAGUCAGCAAUAUCGCCCCGUGGGAGACAUUGUCUAUCAAAACCAUAAUGGAUUUCAUAAGUACAUUCUGGGGGCUGGGGAUUUAGCUCAGCAGCAUAAGCGCCUGCCUUGCAAGCAGGCAGUCAUGAGUUCGAUUCCUGGUACCGAUAAAAACAAAAAAGACAAAAAAAAAAGAUAAGUACGCCAUGCUGGAACUUAGGACUCUGGGAAGCCAAGCCAGCACCUCCCCUCCCUGUAAGCGGAGGCAGGGUGGCAGCCUGCAGCCCUUCCAGGGGGAGAACUAGCAGUGUCUCCUGAGAUCCACACCAUGCUGGAAGUUAGGACUCUGGGAAGCCAAGCCAGCACCUCCCCUCCCUGUAAGCGGAGGCAGGGUGGCAGCCUGCAGCCCUUCCAGGGGGAGAACUAGCAGAGUCUCCUGAGAUCCACGCCAUGCUGGAACUUAGGUCUCUGGGAAGCCAAGCCAGCACCUCCCCUCCCUGGUAAGCGGCGGUAGUUUAGCCCACUGCAGCCCUUCCAGGGGGAGAACUAGCAGUGUCUCCUGAGAUCCACACCAUGCUGGAACUUAGGACUCUGGGAAGCCAAGCCAGCACCUCCCCUCCCUGUAAGCGGAGGCAGGGUGGCAGCCUGCAGCCCUUCCAGGGGGAGAACUAGCAGUGUCUCCUGAGAUCCACACCAUGCUGGAACUUAGGACUCUGGGAAGCCAAGCCAGCACCUCCCCUCCCUGUAAGCGGAGGCAGGGUGGCAGCCUGCAGCCCUUCCAGGGGGAGAACUAGCAGUGUCUCCUGAGAUCCACGCCAUACUGGAACUUAGGACUCUGGGAAGCCAAGCCAGCACCUCCCCUCCCUGGUAAGCGGCGGUAGUUUAGCCCACUGCAGCCCUUCCAGGGGGAGAACUAGCAGUGUCUCCUGAGAUCCACGCCAUGCUGGAACUUAGGACUCUGGGAAGCCAAGCCAGCACCUCCCCUCCCUGUAAGCGGAGGCAGGGUGGCAGCCUGCAGCCCUUCCAGGGGGAGAACUAGCAGUGUCUCCUGAGAUCCACACCAUGCUGGAACUUAGGUCUCUGGGAAGCCAAGCCAGCACCUCCCCUCCCUGUAAGCGGAGGCAGGGUGGCAGCCUGCAGCCCUUCCAGGGGGAGAACUAGCAGAGUCUCCUGAGAUCCACGCCAUGCUGGAACUUAGGUCUCUGGGAAGCCAAGCCAGCACCUCCCCUCCCUGGUAAGCGGCGGUAGUUUAGCCCACUGCAGCCCUUCCAGGGGGAGAACUAGCAGUGUCUCCUGAGAUCCACACCAUGCUGGAACUUAGGACUCUGGGAAGCCAAGCCAGCACCUCCCCUCCCUGGUAAGCGGCAGUAGUUUAGCCCAUUGCAGCCUGUCCAUGGGGAGAACUAGCAGUGUCUCCUGAGAUCCUCGCCCUGUUGGAGCUUAGGUCUCUGGGAAGCCAAGCCAGCAUCUCCUCUCCCUGUGAGUGGAGGCAGGGUGGCAGCCUGCAGCCUUUCCAGGGGGAGAUCUAGCAGUGUCUCCUGAGAUCCACGCCAUGUUGGAGCUUAUCUCAAUCUCUCCCUUAUUCUUUAAAAAAAUUAUUUAGUUAUUUCUUAUGUUUUUUAAUUAAGGGGAAAAUUUUUUUAAAUUAGCAUAUAUUAUAGUAAUUCUUUUUGAUUUACUGUUAACUUGUUUUGAAGUCCUGUGGUGCUCCCACGAUCUUGUUUUGACUGAUUAGACUCUGUUCCAUUCUAUAUGAUAGUAUCAAGUUUGAGGGUAUAAGCACCUACUUUGAAGGCAAUAAGAUUCACUAAGAUGCCCAUUCUGGUUUGACUGUUGUCUCCUUUGGAAGUCCUGUAAUGUUUACAAUGCCUAAGUUUUAUUGGUAUUGUUCUCUACUGUUUUGUCCAACUUUAUAAUAUCUAAUGAGAUAGACUAUUCUUUUUAAGGAAACAAGAGACAACUUUGAUAACCAUUGUUGAUAACCUUGUACUCUGUUCUACAUCAUGUGCUAUGUCUAUCCUUGGUUUUGAGUGACAGCUUUGUUUUCCAUAUUUGACUAUAUUCUCUCCCCCCCCCAAAAGUAAUAAGAACUAGGAGUAAUAAAAUCCAAAAUGUGUAAAUUUUGUUGUAAAAAAGAGAAGGAAAAAAAAAAAGAGCUUUAUGGAUAUAACAGCAAUUGUGUUUACGGGUGUUAAAUAGCUGACUAUAUUAAUGUUUUUGGAUCAUUGAACACAGCUGUUUGCAGUCUCUCUGUUUGAAUGUUCACUUUGUAUUCUUUGAUACUGUGAUUUGAGCAACUAUUUCCAAGAUGAUAAUAUGUAAUCUAUUAGCAGGUGAUUUCUUACUAUUAUGUUUUUUUUUUUUUUGUAGUUCUGUAUUACGUGUACCCUUACACCACUUUGUUUUGUUUUGUGUUUUUCUCUUUUUCCUCUUAAAUAAAAUUAAAAAAAAAGUUACUAUAAUAAAAAAAAAAAAAAAAAAAAAAAAAAAAAAAAAGAUAAGUACAUUCUGGUCCUGAAAAUAUGCCCCGAUCACCUUGAUUACACUUGGGUGUUUCUGAAGUCUCUAGCAAUAGCAUAUCUUCAGCCAUAUCUUUGUACUACUUCACCCUCAUUGUUCUGGGCCUGUCUCCAAGUUCUGAGAUCAAUCUACUGUAGCCUAGACACAGACUACCUUUGCUUCUUUAUUUUCUUUUGCUAGGCUCAGUCAUAGACAUAUUUUUCAACAUAUUGACAAACUGCUAUUUCUUUUAGUGUCUUCACCAGGGUUCUACAAGUGUAGUUUUGCAAGUAAUUUGAGCUAAGGAAGAUGUAGUAGAUAAAAUGAUAAAAUUAGAUAAUAUAUGUGAAAGUGCUUUGAAAGUCAAAAGCACUGAAGAAAUGUAAGGAAUAAUUAAUUAUUGCUGUAAUUAAUGAGUAAAACUAGUGGCUGCUUCAGACCAGACAUUCUAAAAGAACAGCACUUAAAGAUCGCCUAGACCAGGCUACUCUAGUUUUGUUACUACAUAUUUUUCUCCCAUUUCCAGUCCCAUCAUGAGAUGAGGAGUCUCUGUGGAGUAAAAUCCAUGCUUCCAGAGUCACAGCCUAAUUUGGAAAGCAGACCUCAAAGCAGUCAUUUAUAGUAAGCAAGGUAUUGGCAAGUCAGGACUCUCAUUGUCUGCAAAGGGCAUUCCUGUUUGGUGGGUCUUCCCAGACAAUAAAUCAGUUAGAGACCAGAAAGCUGCUUUUUAAACAUAUACUUUGAAUAAAAUUGGAUAUUCCCUAGAGAUUUUUUUUAAAUCAAACUUACGUACGUGAUAAAUUGCCCUUCUCCAUGGCAGGAAUAGUUCAGCCUAAAGAAGCUAUCAUUUAGAGAUAGACAGAGCUCUCCAUGGUCAUUCCUGGAGGCAUGCUAACAGAGUCCCUUUUCUCUAUGCUGUUCACUUUCUCAGCCAUCUAAUGCAUCUACCUUGAUAGCAUUCGAUUAAGACAACUGCUACAAGUUCCUACAUUACAGUUUAUCUUAAUAUUAGUAACAUUUUAGUGUAAUCAUUUUUUGACACCUUAAUAUCACCAUUUCCCAAUAUAUAGUACUAUGGUUGCCAUGGUAGGAAUUUGCUCAUCCAACAGUGUGCAUAAGAAACUAAUGCUUCAUUAUUGCAAUGUUCUCCUCCAUUUUCCCAUCUCAUGAAGAGCCAAAGUACACUCUAAUGCCUAGGAGAUCAUUCGAGUGCCAGUUUUCUGCUCUAGUGCAAAAGUGGGGGUGCUACCUAAAGGCAGAGAAGAAUGUCUGCAAGUCUUAUGCCCAGCACUAGUUGUUUGGGAACCAGCAAUCAAGGUUACUCAGUUUCAGAGAGCAACAAGAAAACCAAAGCUUAGCAAAGCUAAAUGAGUCUAUAAAAUAAUGUCCCUAGAGGGCCUGAUUCAUAGUAGGCCCUUAGCAGCCAUAUUUAUUUAUUUAUUUAUUUAUAAAAUUCUCCCAAACAGUCAGUUGCAGGCCCAAAGCUCCCAAAUGUAUCUGUCUCCCCUCUAACACAGGACCUCAAAAGUCCAUCCUUUAAACUAUUUUGCAUUGCAUUCUACUCUUGUAAAACAUUUUGUGAGAAAAUACAGACAGGACAAUUUGUGUUAUUUCAUUGUUGACUAAAACUUGUUGACUCUAGGUCAACAAGUAAACUUCCUUGAAGCUUUUCUUAAACCCCUUUCUUUAUCUCUAUUUCUGGGUUCUUGAGUAUAAACUCUUGAAAUAUAAACAUUCAUCUUUAUAACUCCCACAGUGCAUGCCCAUAGAGCCUGGCACAUAGGAAUCACUCACCAAUUUCUAAUGUAUGGAACUUAAUUCCCCUGACUCUAGCUUCUCUGAUUCUCCCCAGUUUGAGGCAUGAGUCCUCUGGCUACUCUCUGAAAUUCCUGUUAAUAUUUUAUAUUACAAACUAAUGGAAAGUAGAUUUGCUAUUCUCAAAAUUCAAUGGAGGUCUUUUUAAAAUUCCUUCCUUCCUCUUACUUCACUACCCAUUCUUAGUGGACUCUACGUUCAUUGCUCCUUUCAUAUAUUCAUCUGUUCACAAUUGUUUAUUGACCUCUCACUAUGCAACAGUUGACAAAUUGCCCCUUACCUUUUAGACCUUGUAACCUGAGAUUAAUAGUAAACACAUAAGAAAGUAAUUGCCGAUUGCAAUAGGUGUUAAGAAGAAAAUAAAUGAAUGAUACAGAGGUCGGCACUGAUCAUUCUGAGGGGGUCAAGUCUAGACCUGAAAUAUGAAAGAUAUUAAAAACCUUUCCAAAAAGCUGAAUUUCAGGUAGAGAGAACAGCAUGUGAAAAGGUAGAAAAGAUAUGGCCAUGCUCCAGGAAAAGCAAAAAUGCCAGUGUGACCGAAGUGUAUGGAGGGAGAGAAGGGUGAAGCAAGAUGAGAACUGUGCAACUGACUAGAGAGGCUCAUUUUGUGGGAGCUUCAUGUUGGCCAGGGUGAAGAAUGUCAACUGGACUCUUAGUACAAUAGGGGCCAGAGAUUUUAAGCAGCAGAGUAAUAUACAGUCGUGUGUCACUUAAUAAUGGAGAUAUAUUUUGAGAAAUGUGGCAUUAAGUGAUCUCGUCCUUGUGCAAACAUCUGUCCUCUUGGUUCUAUCAAGACAUUCAAUAAAUGAAAUAUAUGAGGAUGCUAUUGGUAUCACAGGCAUACUGUUUUACAGUGAACUUUUUUUGUAAGUAAAUCAUUAUUUGCACUCAAAUAAUGAUUAGAUAUAUAGUUCAAUACUAUAUAGUAAAUGUAUAAAUGAGUAACAUAGUUAUUAGAAUUUUAAAAUAUGUACUAGGAAUAAUUGUGAUAUAUUUUUACACUACUGGCAGCUCUAUAGGUUUGUUUAUAUCAAAUCACAACAAAUACAUGAGAGAUUUUUAGCACUGCAACAUUAUAACAACUACAUCAUCACUAGACAGUGGGAUUUUUCUGGUUAUAACUGUAUGGGAAACCAUUGUAUGAGCAGUCAGCGGUUGACAAAAACACUGUUUGUUAUAUACCACAUGACUAUAUUGCCUUAGAUUUUUUUCAGUGCUGGAGAACCCAGGGCCUUGCAAAGGCUAGGCAAGUGCUCUACCACUGAGUCACAUUCCCCUCAUUUUUUUAUUUUAAAGAGAAUAAAAUGAAACAGAACAAAGCAGAUCAGGAAAAAACAAUGCAAUCAACAGAGGAUCUCAAAAAAAGACAACAGAAAAUCAACAGUGGUUACCAUAAUGUCUCUUGUUUUCGAAAUACCUGUCCAUAUCUUCAUACACAAUGAAUUCAAACAAGACAAAAAUAGUAUAAAACCAUUCAAAAUAAAAGAAUGAAAUCAUUACAGGCCUUCAAAACCAGACAAUAGGAAAAUCAACAAUGGCCACCAUAAUGUCUCCUGUUCUCUUCAAAAUAGCUGUCCAUACCAUCACAUAUAUUGAAAUUAAAUAAUACAAAACAGGCUAAAACCAAUCAAAAUAAAGAAUAAAAGCAUUACUGGACUUCACAACAAGAUGAUAGGAAAUCAGCAAUGACCACCAUAAUGUCUCAUUGUCUUCAAAGUAGCUAUUCAUACUAUCACAUUCAACAAAAUCAAUUCUUGUAAACUGUUUAGGCCAAGUUCCAGGCAUGUAUAAGCCUCUGCAUGUACAUCUUAUCCUUUCUGUAUUAGAAGGGAAAACAAAACAAAACAAAUUACCAGAAAAGCAAGGAACAAAAGAGUCAAAUAAAUAACAACAAAGAGCCCAAAACAAUGACAAUAUAGGCUUUCAAAAUAAAACAGUAGGAACAUAACUAAAGUUGUUAUUUCACAUAGUUAUCUUCAAGAGUUACUGAGAUUACCAGAUAUAAACAUGCAGAAUUGAUCUAAUCCCAAGAAUGCCGUUUUGUUCUAAGAACUAAUAAGAUUAGUAGUACAGUCAUCUUAGCUAUCUUGUGUAUAUACAAAUUUAUAUCUUUUUUCUUUUCCCUUCUUUCUUUUCUCCUUUUCCCUGAGUUAUUUUUCCCCUUUGAGCAGUUGCUUACCCUUUCAUAAUAUUUAUUGAAGAUUUUAUGUCUUAUUUGCUCUCUCAGUUUCUUACACUAGGGAAACAAUAUAGUAUUUACAUAUGUGAGUUUGAUUUAUUUCACUUAUGAGUAUGGUCUCAAGUCACAUCUAUUCACCUAUAAAAGCCUCAAUGUGAUCCUUCUUUAUAGCUAAGUAGUACUCCAUUGUAUAAAAUACCACAAUUUUUUUUUUGUCCAUUCCUCAGCUGAUGAGCAUUUAGGUUGUUUCCAAGAUCUGGCUAUUACAAACUGUGCUGCUAUAAUUAUGGAUGCACAUAUAUCACUGAGGAAUGAUGUUUUCAAUUCUUCUGGGAAUAUGCCCAGAAGUGGAAUAGCUAGGUCAAAUGGGACUUCCAAUCUCAGGUUUUGAGGAAACUCCAGACUGACCUCCACAGUGGUUGCACCAGACUAUACUCCCACCAACAGUGUAAAGGAGUUCCUUUUUCUGCACAGCCUCUCCAGCAUUUGUUAUUGGUGGUUUUCUUGAUCCUGGCUAUUCUUUUUGGAGUGAGAUGGAAUCUCAGUGUUGUUUUAAUUUGCAUUUCUCUAAUGAUCAAUGAAACUGAACACUUUUUCACGUACUUUUCAUUUGUAUUUUUUCAGCUGAGAAGUGUGUAUUCAUUUCAGAUGCCAGUUUUUCAAGGAUCUGAUUUUUUAAAAUUCUUUAUGUGUUUUAGACAGGAGUCCUUUGUGUGAGGGACAAUUGACUAAAAUGUUUUCCCAAUUCAUGUCUUUUCUUUUUACUCUGUUGGAGAUUUCUUUUGCCAUGCAAACAUUUUAAUAAGAUGAGAUACUUUUUUGUUUGUUUGGUUUUUUAGAUAAGGUUUCAGUAAGUGACCCAGGCCAGCCUAGAAUUUUUCAUCCCCCCACCACCUUAUGGAUGUGCACCAUCACACUCAGCUCAGAUUUUUUUGAUGGGGGAGUUGUUUGUUUAUUUUGGUACUGGGGAUCAAACUCAUGACCUUGUGCUUGCCAGAGAGGCACUUACGCCACUGAGCUAAAUCCCCAAUCCUAACUCUGAUAUUUUUUUAAAGAUGAUGCUGACUGUUGUACAAAACAGAUUGUAGAGACAAUGUGCAGAGAUUACCACAUAGUCUAAUACAGUGAUCCAGAUGAUAAGUGAUUGGAGCCAGGGCUAAAGUGGUAGCUGUGAACAUGGAGUGAUUGAAGAUAUACCUUGACAUUUGACAAUUUUGCUGAUUGUUUUUAUGUGGAGCAGCUUUGUUUUAUUGCUUAAGAAAGUAAGGCACAGAGAAACCAAGUUGAUUAAAAGAUUUUUGGGGAUGAGGAUACCUAAGACCAGGCCAGGCCCUCUGCACCAAACUACAUCAUCCAACCUUUUUAUUUUUUGUUUUGAAACAGGUCUUGCUAAAUCGCUAAGUUAAGAAUAAGCUUGAACUUGUGAUCUUCCUACCUCAGCCUCACAGAGCGCUGGGAUUCCAGCCUCUUCCUUUUUCUGCAUCUAAUCUCCCAUCAUCACGCACCAUGUGUGCUCUGCACUCUGGGUUCUGGUGACUUUUUUGCUUGCCUGACAUGCUUUCUUCUAGCCUUGCUAAGCACAUCAUUUUCAUGGCUUCAUUUUAGCCACGUCUCUAAUAAUCCUCUAACAAUUCUCUACUUAUUCAAAUAGAAAUCCAGAUUUUACACAGUGGUUUCACAGGAGUUCUUCAGCUAUAUCUACUCAACCCUUCCUGUUUGCGCUUUUCCCCCAUUACAACCUACCCUACACCUUCAGCUUUUUUGUGUGACUUAAUAAAGCCAUAGGUACUCCUUCCACAAGGCCAGCCAACUUAGACAUAAAAUUUUGUCCCUUCUCCUGUUCAUUCUUGUUGACUAGCACAUUUAAAUAUUCACCCUGUGUCAUUUUAGUCAUUUCAUUCUUUCAGCAAGUAAAGAUUAAAGACAUGCUUUGGGCUGGGCUCCUGAGAUGAAAAAAAUCAGAAUUUAAAUCCUCCCUUCAUGCAACUUAUGAUUUGAUAGGAAAGAUAAGACUUAUAAUCAAAUAAUCACAAUGCAUUGUAUUACAUACUAUAAAACUACAUAAACAGAAUGCAGGUGAUAAACAUAGAAAAUAGUAGCAAACCUUAUAAACUAUGAUAGAAUCAAGAAAGAUUUCACAGAGAAAUUGGCAUUUGAAUUGAAGAGUGUGUGUUUUUCCACUUAAAGAAAGGAAAAAGGGCAUUUCUAGAAGAACAAACCUAUUGUUAUGUGAAAAUAAUUGGUAGCAUACAUUGUUUUCACAAGUAUAUGCCACAGGGCAGAAUAUACUCAAAUUAUAGUGAAAAGUUCAGUGUGACUGAAGUGUGGAGCAGACAGAGAACCAUAUUUGAAAAUGAGGAUAUAAGGAGAGCUUGGAGUAAGAUUCUGUGAACAAUAGAGAGCCAAGAUAGAUCUUUAAAAUAGGGAGUAAACUCAUCAAUUUGGACAUUGUGCCAGCUCCUGUGAGGUUGGUAGACAGGUUGUAGAAUCAGGGAAGUGAUGGUCUAUUGAAAGAUAAAACUUUGAGCCAGGGAAUAUAUAAAAAUGUGCACUUGGGGAAACUGAGCCAAGAGGAACACCAUGAGUUCAUGAACAGGCUGGGUUACAUAGUGAAUCCAAGGCCAGCCUGAACUACAUAGCAAGACCCUGUCUCAAGGAACAAUAACAACAAAAAGAUAUGUAAUAAGGCUCAGUACUAUCUGUAAUUUCAGAUAUUCACUGAGUGUCUUGGAAAAAGAAAGACUACUGUAGAGAAGUCUUUCUAUACUAUAAAACCAUGAAUUAGUUAUUUUAAAUUAUAAACAAAUUUUACAACUCAAGAAAUAUUAAUUUAAAAAGUGCCAACACAUGGUUGGGGGGACUUGUAUUUCAUGUCAAUCAAUUUUAAAAUGUAAACCAAAUGAACAAAAUUCCUAGAAACUUAACUACCAAAACUGAUUCAAGAAGAAUUUGAAAACAUUAGUUAUAUAACAUUUAAAGGUGUUCAUCUGAUAACUUAGAAUUGUUUCAUAAGGAAAGAGAAUGCUAACUCUAGAGGUUUAACCAAAUAGUCAAGAAUUAAUUCCAGUUUUAUAAAAGAUCUUCCAAAGAAUAGGAGAAAAUAUGGAAAAAUACUUUCCAGGUCAUUCUAUGGGAUUAGUAUAAUCUCAAUACCCAAACCACAGAAGAACAGUAUUAGAAGUAUGGCCAAUUUAAGGGACAGAAAACAAGAAGGAGAAUGUGUCUAGAACAGAAUGAAUGAGAAGAAGAGUAGUAGAUAAUUAGGUCACAAAUCUGAGAUGUAGGUCAUUGUAAACCAUUUUAAGAUCCUUGUUUUUUACUUUAAAAAAAGGACACCAUUAGAAACUUUUAAGCAUCCUGGAGAUAUUUGAAUGUGAGUCCCCUGGCUUUCAUGUUACAAUAAACUUAAGAAGGGCAAGAGUGAAAAAAGGAAAACCAGUUGAGGGACUAUUUCAAAUCUCCAUAUAAAAGAUGAAGAUUUUUAGAACCAUGGAAUAAGAAUCUCUGAAGACCUAUUCUAAAACAAUUUAGUGAAAAUUACUAAGAACAACAAAAAACAAUAAAACCUAAUCAUUUAAAAUCUCUGGAAAUUGUCCUAAGCCCAUAUGGCAAAUGGAGAAAGUCAUUUGAGAAAAAUCUACUAAAUCUCACAAAACAGUGAGAGUCUGUGUCAUUUGAUUGUGGCUCACUAUCUCAGCACAACUCUUCCAGCUCUGUUUUACAGAAGCUCUACUCUAAAUACACUACCCUGAUCAGGUACAACCAAGAAGACAGGACCUCUAGCUCCCCGCAGGUCCCAGUUUGCAGUUAUGAUUUUAUACAAGGAGGGGCAGGUUGCGAGCAGUUCUCAUCUCUCCCAGCCCUUUAGAAGCUUUAUAGCAAGAAGGCAUGACCAAGAGGACCAAGCAUCUCUUCGUCUUCUGAGCUCCCACUUGUAGGACAGAAAUUUUACCCUGGCAUGACAGACAGAGGAUACUAAGCCCCUGAUUGCCCUAAACCCCAUCUCAUUCAUGGGUGGAGGUCCCAUCCCCGGAAGAGAAAUCCAAGUGUACUAAGUGCUGCCACCACUGGAUGGUAUCCACUCAUGGAUACAGGGCACCACUCAUGAGAAAGUGAGUUGCUGUUCCCUGCUGUGGAGCUGUGACAAGAGUUCUGCCCAUGAAAGAAACUUCAACCACAGAGAUGAAAGAACUUCUAGCUCUGCCUAGGGGGAUAGACUUUAUUUGGUACACAUAGUAGAAAAUUCCAUGCCUCAGGACAUUUUUUAAAAAAUAAAAUUUUUGGUGGUGAACAAUAAAGAGAAGACUGACUGGUAGGUUCAUUAUGCGAGUAAAAGAGCAUAACAGCUGAAAAUUCAGUAGAGAGACCCAGGGAAAGAGAAGCAAAGAGAGGCCUCGUGCUGUCACAGUCAACUCUAAGAGUCAAGAAGUUAUACACAAUGUAUCUGGCCCAGGAGUAUCCUCAGAAGCCAAGCUUAGCAUUAGACUUAAACUCAACUCUGACAGUUGGAAAAACUAUACUCAUAUAUUGUAAUCCUGUGUUCCAGCCAUAUUGAGCACCAAAUAUUGUAAUCCUAAGUAUUGAAUACCAUGGUUCAAAUAUUUUAAUCCCUUUUUUAGUCUUCUCCAAAAUCCAAAAAAUUACAUUUGUAAUCCCAUUGAGAUGUUAUUGGAAUCCCAGCAAAUUAAUUCUAAUCUACCACCUCCAAAGCAACCUGUAGUGAGAGUAAAGACACCAAGACAUAUUCCAAGUUAAGGGCAGCCAAGGGAUCCUGAGUCCAAUCCCCAUGAGCAUGUUCAGAUAAAGACCCUGAUCCUAGGGCUUUCCCAGAAUUUAUUAUCUUGUGAAGAAGGGGGUGGCUCAACGAUGAAUGACAGUUAAGAUGCUAGGAAUUAUGUGAGUAACUUCUGCUGGCUAGCCAGGUAGGGAGAAAAGCAUCUCUGCGAAAUGCAGGGAGAAUGACAUGGAGAAGGAUCAAUCUACAUAAUUUGAUUAAGGUAGCAAUUAAAUUGUUUUUGGAGGCUGUUGCUUUAGUUUUUGAUAUGUAAACAUUUGUGCCCUAGGAACUCAUAGCCUCUUUAUUUUAAGGCUCAUACCCAAUUGACAUUUUCAGAGCUGACUGGCUCUGCCAUCCCACUGUGCUCAUAUCUUUUAUAGAGAGCACUAGGUGAGAAAAUGGGAGACUGAUGACUUUAGAGAUUAUAUAUCAGUACCUUGGCUAGCCUUAUUUAUAAUGCUUAGAGCCAAUUAAAAAUACCAUAGUUAGCUCUAUACAUGUCAGUAUAUAAAAAUAAGUCUUGAUAUAAUCAAUGUUGCAGCAGUUGUUCUGCAUUCAAGGGGAGUUGCUCAGAUUGUUUCCUACACUCAUACCUUAGUCUGUGCCUUCUCAGGUCCCAUUAUAUAGGAAACCUCCAAAUUAGUAAUCACUGGUUGAACAGGGAGCAAAAAAUACACAACUCCAGAACUGUGAUAGUAGACUCCAAACCAAAAAUAGCUAAUAAUAAAGGGUAAAAAACUAACUGGCUUAGGAGGCUUAUAUGCAAUCUUAGCAAUAAGUGGCUAAUGCCAACCCAAGGGUUAAAAGAAAAAAGAAAGAGGGCAGGAUCUGUGUAGGAGCAUCAGCUUCACACUACAGGAAAAAUAGACUUCACAGAGUAAUUUCAGUCAAGUUACUAAGUGAAUAAAUGACCAACCAGUUAACAACUAUCACCAUCUCUGGUAUGGGGUGGGUAGAAUCAAUAACUGGAAUUACUACUACAUAGUAUUUUAAUUGUCCAUGUGUCAACAAAAAGUUAAGAGACAUACAAAAAAAAGUUAGUAAAGUAUGACUCAUAUACAGAGGAAAAAAAUGAUGUGCAAUAAAGAUUGUUUUUAAAGGGGCCCAGCUGGGUGUGUUGGCACACAUCUGUAAUCCAAGCAUUUAGGAAACUGAGGCAGGAGGACUGUUGUGAGUACAAGGCUACAAAGUGAGUUCCUGACCAAACUGAGCUGCAUAGUGAGACCCUGCCUCAAAAAGACAAAAAAUAAACAAAUAAAUAUAUACAUAAAUAGGCCCAGAUGGUGGACUUAAAAGACAAUGAUUUUAUAGAAAUUAUUGUAAGUAUGUUCUAAGAGAUAAAAGUAAGCAGGCUAAGGAAGGUAUGAUGGAAAAAUCUUUAAAAAAAGAAUAUUAAUAAAAAGGUAGACAUUUUUUAAAGAAACCAAAUAGAUAUUCUUAAGUUGAAAAGUAUAUUAACAAAAGUGAAAACUUUUCUAGAUGGAGCUCAACAGUAGAUUUGAGUUGGUAGAAAAAAGAAUCAGAUUACUCAAAGAUAUAUAAAUAGAGAAUUUGCAAUCUGAAGAAUAGAGAGAAAAAAUAAGAUAGAGCAUCAGAGAAAUGCAGAGCAUAAUUAAGCACAUCAACAAAUGUAUAAUGGAAGUAUUAGAAGAAUGUGAAAAGCACAGAAAAAGAUACUCAAAAAGAAUUGCUGAAAACCUCUCAAAUUUGAUGAAAAAAAAUCAUCAAUACAACAAGAAAUUCAAUUAAUUUGAAGUAAGGUCAAUACAGUGGUCACAACCAGACGUGUUGGAAUACAAAGAAAAAGAAUAUUUCAAAAGCAAGAAAAGACAGUUCUCAUCACAUAUAAGAGAAUUCCAACAAGAUCAACAACUGACUUCUCACCAGAAGCAAUAGAGGCAAGAAAGCAGUCGUAUGACAUAAAGUACUGAAAGUUUAAAAACUUGUACCAAGAAUCAUAUAUCUAGCAAAAAUGUCUUUCAACAGUAAAGGCAAGUUUUAGCCAGAGCAAUCAGGCAAGAGAAAUUUUUUAAAAAUCAUGCAAAUAGGAACAGAGGCAAUCACAUUCUCUCUGUGUGCAGAUGGCAUGAUUCCAUAUAUAGAAAAAACUAAAAACUCCACCAGAAGACUAUUAGAAACUGAUGUACAAAUUCAUUAGUUAUAAGAUACAGAAGUCAACAUCAAAUUCAAUAGCAUUUGUAUACAACAAUAAUAAACUUGUUGAGAAAAAAAUCAUGAAAACAGUACCAUUCACAAUAGCUACAAAAAAUGAAAUGUCUAGGAAUAAAUUUAUCCAAGGUAGUGAAAGAUCAUCAAAACAAAAUUAUAAAACACUAAGGAAAGAAACUGAAGAAGACACAUGCAAAAAAUGGAAAGAUCUCUUAUGAUUGUACAUAGGAAGAAUUGAUAUAAUUUAAAAUGUCAUUAAUAUCCAAAGCAAUUUACAGGUUCAGUGAAAUCCAUCAAAAUCCAAUGGAAUGCUUCACAGAAACAGAAAAAUAUCGUAAAAUUCAUGUGGAAAUACAACAGAUUCUGAAUAUCCAAAGAAACCUUGAGCAAAGUAAUCAGAGCUACAGCCCUCACAAUACCCAAUCUUGACACAGGGCUGUAGUAACCAAGACAGUAUGGUAGUGGCAUAAAAACAGAAACAAAAACCGCUGUAAUGGAGUAAAGAGAGCUCGGAAAUAAAUCUAUGCAUAUAUAGCCACCAGAUUUUCAACAAAGGCACAUGAAAUAUAUUAGAGAAAAAGCAGCCUCCUCAUUAAAUGAUAGUUGGAAAAUUAGAUACCCAUAUGCAGAAAAAUAAAACAUUUUGCCUGUCAUUCUAUACAAAAAAAUCAACUUCAAAUGGAUCAAAGACCUAAAUGUGAGACAUGAAACUACGAGAAGAUAAUACAGAGAAAACACUUCAAGAUGUUAGCAUAUUCAAUGAUUUUUUUGGAUAAGACCCUAAAAGCAUAAGCAAUGAAAGCAAAAAUGAGAUUGUAUUAAACUAAGGAGCUUCUACAAAGCAAAGCAAACCACAGAAUAAAGAAAUAGCCUACAAAAUGGGAUGAAAUAUUACAGACUCUCCGUAUGAUAAAGCAUUAAUAUCCAGAAUAUAUAAGGUAUUAAAAACAACAAAACCCUCAAAUAACCCAAUUUAAAAAUGGUCAAAUUAUCCAAAUAGACAUUUAAAGGAAAAAUUGCCAAUAGUUAAUAAGUCUAUAGGAAAAUAUUCAUCAUUAUCCAUUAAGGAAAAUGCAAAUAAAAAGUACAAUGAAACAUGUAUCAUUUUACUUCAAUCAGAAUGGCUAUUGUAUGGGCUAUUUAGCUCAGUGGUUUAAGCACCUGCCUGGAAAGCUUAAGGUCAAGAGUUUGAUGCCUGGUCCAAAAAAAAGCUAUUGUUAAUGGUUUGUGUCUAGAUGUUGCCUUUCUCAAGCUUUGGCAUAGGGCUUUUCAGAGGUGGCUGAAUAGAGAUGGAUAAUACUGGGAUUAAGGAUGUGUGAUUACUAAAUCAGUCCACUGAUUGGUUUGGAUAACAUAAAAAGUAGUCUGGAUAAGAUAAAAAGGAAAGAAAUAUGCUGUUAAGGCCCCUUGUUGCUUUUGCUGUCUCUCACGGCCAUGGACUGUUGCCCCUCAGCCUUGUGCUAUCCUACUUUGGAGCCAGAUAAUUAUGACCUGAAACCUCUACAAACUGUGAGCUAAAUAAACCUUUCCCUCUUUAAUUUGGGCAUUGAGUAUUUUGUCUCAGAAACUACAGAAAAGUAACAGCUAUUAUCAAAAAGAAAAAAAUACCAAGUGCUCUUUAGGAUGUGGAGAAAAGGAAAUUCUUACACUCUGUUAGUAGGGAUAUAAAUCAGUACUGCCAUUAAAGAAAACAGUAUAGAUUCUGCAAAAAGCUAAACAUAUAUCUUCUGUAUGACCCAACUAUACCAUUCCUGGGUAUAUAUCCAAAGGAAGAGAAAUCAAUAUAACAAAAAGAUAUUUUCACUCCCAUGUUUAUUGUAACACUAUUACAGUAGCCGAGAUACGGAAUCAACCUAGGUAUCCACUAACAGAUACAUGGAUAAACAAAAAAAAAAUACACACACAUAACAUAUAUAUAUAUAUAUAUAUAUAUAUAGCAUUGAUUAUGCUAUAUAUAAAAAUACACACACACACACACACACACACACACACACAUAUAUAUAUAUAUAUAUAUAUAUAUAUAUAUAUAUAUCUAUAUGGUGUCAUGUAUCCUGGGAUAUAAUUUGCCAUAAAAAUAAACCCUGUCAUUUGCAGCAGAAUGGAUGAACAAGAGGAUGCUGUGUUAAGUAAAAUAAUCCAGACACAGAAAGACAAAUACUGUAUGUCUGUCUUCAUAUAUAGAGGCUUUAAAAGUUGAUCUGAAAGUAGAGUAGCAAUUAUGAGAUGGUGGGAAGUACAGGGGGUGGAAGAAUACAGGGAAGUUGGAUAAUGGAUACCAAAUAUAGAUAGAAAGAAGUUCUAAUGUUCCACAGCACUGUAGGGUUUCCUAAUUCAUAAUAACUUAUUAUGUAUUUUAUAAAGAACUAGAAGAGAGGAGCUUGAAGGUACCAAACAUAAAUGACAUGGAAAUCUGAUCAGUACAUAUUGUGUACCUGUAUUGAAAUAUCACACUGUACCCCCCAAAAUAUGUGCAAUUAUUAUGUUACUUUAAAAGAAAAAUUUAAAUUCAAAAAAGGUGAAAUACAUUCCCAGAUUUAAAAAAAAACAUAAUUCAUUGCUAGCAUACCUUUCUUUAAAAAAUACUAAAUGAAGUUCUUUGGGCUGGAAGCAAGUAACUCCAGACAAUAGUUUGAAUUUACGUAAAAUAUACAGAAUGCUACUUAAGGUAAUUAUAUAGUUAAUUAGAAAAGAUAGUAUAACUGCAUGUUUCUAUUUAAAAAUAAUUUCAUAAAACCAUAUGAAUAUGAUUGUAUUGUUAGGACUAUAAAAAAUAAAUAUAAUUAAUAGUACAAAGUAAGAGGUUGAAAGCAGAACUCUACUACAGUAGAUUAAGGAAAUAACACCAGAUGGUAGCUGAAAUCCACAGAAAUAAAUGAAAUUGAGAAGAAUAAAUAAGAAUAUUAGUAUAUACACACUAAAAUAUAUAUUCACUCUUUUAUCAGAACCAAAUUAUGUAAAGUAAUAAGUAUAAUGAUGUAUUUUAGGUACAUAAUGUAUAUAGAUAUAUGUGUGUACAUAUGCAUAGUAGUAGUAUCAGAAAGAGAUGGAAGCAGUGAAGAUAUAUGAAACUGCCUGUAUUUCACUGCAACUAAGUGAAUACAAAGCAGGUUUAUUCUAAUAAGUUAAGAUGUAUAUUGCAAGUCCCAGAGAAGCCACUAACAAAAUUAUUCAAAAAAUAAUUUUUCAUAAUUACCAGAUAUAGACAAGCAAAAAUGAUCAAACUGCAUAAGUAUUAAAUGUUCUUUUCCAAGAACUAAUAGAAUUAGUAAUAUAUUCAUCUUAGCUAUCUUAUGUGUAUAUAUAUAUAUAUGAAUUUAUAUAUGCAAUAUAACAACCAUUGUUAAAUUCCUAUCAUCUUGUUUUGAAAGGCUAUAUUGUUAUUGUUUUUGGUUUUUUUGUUAUUCUUAUAGUUCUUUUCUCUUUUGUUUUCAUUUUUCUUUUCUGUGUUUUUUGCUCUUUAAAAUAAAAAAUAUUUUUUAAAAACAACAAUAAUUUUUCAACUAUGAAAAGAAUUAAAUUAUUACAUGAGAGAAUAACCACCUAGUAUAAAAGAUGAUACUAAAAAGUAAGUAUAGCUCAGUGGUAAAGUGCUUGCCUAAUAUGCAUAUGGCCUGAAUUUCAGUCCCCAGUACUGAAAAAAAUAAAAAGGUAUGUGACAUAUAGAAAACAAAGAGCAACCUGGCAGUGCAUAAAUAAUAAUGUUAAAUGUGAAUAGAAGUGAACAGUAAAAUCAAAAGGUAGAUAUCAUCAGAGUGGAUUUUUUUAAAAAUUAAGAGCAAACUAAACAUGAGCAGAAUAAAGGCUAUAACAAAGAUAAGAACAAAGACCUGGGGAUGUAGCUCUGUGGUAGAGUGCUUGUCUAGCAUGCAUGCAAUCCUGGAUUUGAUCCUCAGCAUUGGAGGGGGAAAAAUGAUUACAGCAGAAAUAAAUGAAAUAAAAAAAGAAAAAAUCAUUAUAAUCAACAACUCCUUGACAGGUCAAGAAAAUUAGCAAAUAUUUAGGUAAAUUAACAAAGGAAAAAAGACAGAUGACUCAAAUCACUAAAAUAAGCUGGAUGUGGCGGCAUAUACCUGUGAUCCCAGCACUCAGGAGAUGGAGGCAGGAGGAUCACUCAAGUUCAAAGUCAGCCUGGGCUGCAUGGUGAGCUCAAAGCCAGCCUGAACUACAUAGCUAGGCCAUGUCUCAAAAAAGUAAAACCAAAAAAAUUACUAAAAUAAGAAAUGAAAAUGGAGAUAUUGCUACUAAUUUUAGAGAAAUAAGAAAUUAAUAGAGAAAGCUAUGAAAAAUUGUUUCAAAUGAUAUGAACAUGUUAUACAACCUAAAAGAGAUAGAAGAGUCUCUGGAAAAACACAAAAUAUUAAGACUCCAGAAGAAAUAGAAAAUCUGAAUAGACCUAUAACAAUCAGACUGGAUUACUUAUCAAGAAAACUCCCAGGCUGAGGAUUUAGCUCAGUGGAGUAAGUACCUGCCUGGCAAGUGCAAGGUCAUGAGUUCAACCGCCAGUACAAGAAAGAAAGAGAGAGAGAGAGAGAGAGAGAGAGAGAGAGAGAGAGAGAGAGAGAGAGAAAGAAAACUGCCACCAAAGUGCAAGACCAUAUGACUUCCCUGGUGAAGUCUACUGAACAUUUAACAAAGAAUCAAAAUCUUUCCAGAUUCUUCCAACAAAUAGAGAGAAUAUGUCCUAAUAAUUUUAUCAGGCCAUUAUUAUUUACAGAUCUAAAAUCUUACUACAUUGCUGUAGUAACCAAAACAGCAUGAUAGUGCCAUGAACAUAGACCUGUAGACUAAUAAAAUAGAAUUAAUAAUCCAGAAAUAAACGUUCAUAUUUAAUUUUUUUGUAUUUUUUGUGUUUUUACCAGUACCAGGGAUCGAACUCACCAUCACACGCUUGCAAGGCAGGUGCUUAUGCCGCUGAGCUAAAUUCCCAGCCCAACAUUUAUAUUUAUGGUCCAGUGGUUUUGAACAAGGGUUCAAAGACAUUUCAGUGAAAAAAGAAUAGUCUCAUAAAAAUGGUGUGGCAAUAAUUGGUAACCCAUAUGGAAAAAAAAUCAAACUGGACCUCUACUUCACAUAACUAAAAUAAAAAGCAUCAAAAACCUAAAUGUAAAGACUGAAUCUAUAAAACUCUUAGACAAAAACAUAAGUAUAAAUUCUCGUGACUUUAUAUUGGGCUAUGCUUUUAGGUAUAACACUAAAAACGCAGUAAAAGAAAAAUAGAUGAAUUGAACUUUAUCAAAAUUUAAAAUUUUUGUGAUGAAAGCAGGAUCUUCAAGUAAGUGGAAAGACAGCCAAUAAACUGGGAAGAAAUAUUUGCAAGUAAUAUAUCUGAUAUUAAAUUUCUUUCUAGAAUAUGUAGUGUUACUUACUAUUUGAUAAUAAAAGAAAACUAACUCAAACGGGGCAAAGAGUCCGAGUAGACAUUUUUCCAAAGAAAAUAUGCAAAUGGCCAGCAAGGACAUGAAAAGAUAUUAAUGUCAUUACUCACUAGAGAAACCCAAAUCUAAACCACAGUGAAAUACCACUUUACACCAGGAUGACUACAAUCAAAAGGAUAAUAAUAAGUAGUAGCCAAAAUGCAGAGAAACAGAAUCUGCAUAUAUUGUCAACAGGAACAUAAAAGAACAGCUGCUAUGGAAAGCAGUGUGGCAGUUCUUCAACAACUUGAACACAGAGCUACCCUCUGACCCAGAAAUUCUAUUCCUAGAUAUAUAUGCAUUGAAAAGGUAUGUCAGCUGGACAUGGUGGUACAUGUCUUAAUCCCAGCACUCAGGAGGCUCACUGUGAAUUUGAGGCCAGCCUGGGUUACAAAGUGAAUUCAAGUACAGUCUGACUAUACAAUGAGACCUUGCCUCAAAAAAAGAUUGAAAAAGAUUGAAAAAAAGAAAGAAGGAGCAAAAGAAAGGUACAUCUACACAAAAACUUGUACACAGAUAUUCAUAGCAGCCCUAUUCAUAUUAGUUAAAAUGUGGAGAUAACUCAAAUGUCAUCAACUGAUCAGAAUAUCAAUAAUGUAUAGUAUUCUAUACCUAUACAAUGGAAUUUUAUUUGGUAGUAAAAAGAAAUAGAGUACCUAAAGAUCACAUAUUGUAUGAUUCCACACAUACUAAAUGUCCAGAAUAAGCAAAUCUAUAGCAACAGAAUGUAGGUUAGUGGUUUAGUAGAACAAUGGAGUGACAGCUAAUGAGUAGUGGUUUCUUUUAGAAGAGACCAAAAUCUUCUCAAAGUGUGGUAAUGGUUUCCCAACUGUGGAUAAUACUAAAAGAUUGAAUUGUACACUAAAAAUGGGUAAAUUUUGUAGUACGUAAGCUAUAUCUCAAACCUUUUUUUUUUUUUAAAUGAUGGUGUCUUGAAUGGGGACAGUAUCAGUGUAGAUUGUGUUAGGAAUCUGUAUAUAUUUUGAAGGUAGACAUGAGGAGGAUUUUCUGACAUACUGUGUGUGAGCUGAGGUAAUGCAAAGUCUCCGAGAUUCCAUUGUAACUGGAAUGAUGGCGUAAGGAACUGAGAAAACUGUGGGAAACAGUUUUUAAGUACAGUAGGACAUGCUGAGUUGGAGAUGUCAAGUUGGUAGAAGGGGAAAAUACAGCUACCUAGUUAGAUCCUGACAGUAAGCUGGACCAUUGUUACAAAACUGGGAAUUACCAUAUGGGUGAAUUUUCAAACUGUGAGAUGGAUGAGAUCUCCAAGGAACUGUGGCUAGCCAGAGAAGGAAGAGAUGUCUAGGAGCUGAUCCUUGCAAUAAUCCAGCUUUAAAAUGUUGGGUAAAGAACUAGCAAAAAAGGAGAGAAUCACUAGUAAUGCCAAAGGAAAAUCAAGAGUGUACUGCCCCUGAAGCCAAGUGAAGUAUCUUUGUGUCAAAUGCAGCUGCAAAUUCAAAUAAGAACUAACUGAGAAGUAACCAUUGAAUGUAGCAAUAAUGGGCAGCCUUGCCAAGAGGAAUUUUGACAUAACUAGGUAGAAAGGCCUGAUCGAUAUACAGUUAGGAGAGAAUGUAAGGAGAUAAGUCUAAUUUUUAGAAAGCAUAAACAAGAAUAAAAAUGCUAUUUAGCCAGGCAUGGGAGCACAUACGUUUAAUCCCAGCACUGAAAGGCUGAGGCAGGAAGUUUGCUGUGAGUUUAAGGCCAGCCAGGAUUACAAAGUGAGUUCAAAGUCAGCCUGAACUGCAUAGUGUCCCCAAAAGAUCAAAAAAAUGCAAUUUUAAAAAUAUUAAAGCAGCCAAUAAUGUCAAAAUAGCUAUUUUGUCAAUAAAAUUAAAAUUACCUAAAAUGAUUACUAGACAAAAAUAGAGUAAAAAUACUGUAGUAGCCAAGCAUGGUGGCACAUGCCGGUUGUCCCAGAAAUUCAGGAGACUGAAGCACAGAGGAUCACUUGAGCCAGGAUUUCAAGGUCAACUUGGGCAACAUGGAGAGACAUGGUCUCAAAAAAUACUAUAAAUACUAAAAACAUGCUAAAAAUAGAAGGUAUCUAGGAAUAAAUAUGUUCUAGAUGUCCCCUCACAAAGCCUUGUGCUUAUAGGUGGGGCUUUGGGGAGGUGAUUAGGUCAUGGGGAUGUGAAACUUAUCAGUGGAUUAAUCCACUAAUGAAUUUAUAGAUAAAUUUGAUGUUGAGAGUACAAAGAAAAGCAAGGCAUUCUUUAAGAAAAAGAAAUGACUUACUCUAUCAAGUAUUAAGAUUUAGCAUAUACCUAUAUUAGGUAACACUAUAAUAUUUGUACAGGAGUAGACAAAUAGCCUAAUGGAAUAGAACCGAGAACCCCAAAAUAGAGCUAUAUUUAUUUGGAAAUUGGAUGUAUGACUGCAGAUCCAGGAAGGGAGGAAGAGUGAGCUCAUUAAUAAAUGAUGUGUAAAAACAAAUUUUAAAAAGUGCAAGCCAGGUGUGGUAGCACAUGCCUGUCAAUCCCAGCACUAAGGGAGGAUGAGCUGGGAGGAUCACUGCAAGUUGAAGGCCAGCCUAGGCUACACAGUGAGUUCAAGGCCAACCUAAACUAUGUAGCAGCGAGAUCCUAUCUCAAAAAAAAGUACAAAAAGCUUUUGUACUUUUUUGGUUAGUAGUUGUAACAAGCAUUGUUAGUUUGAAACAAGCAUUUCUUAAUAGUAUAUUAUCUAGGAAUACUCAUAUGUUGAGUCUUGGAUCUGGAAUGUCCCCCAAAGGUCAGAUGCUGGGGCUUGGUUGUUAGAUGAUGAACUUUAGAAGGUGAUAAGAUCAUAAUUUCACCAGGGUACAGUAUUAUCCAGUCAUAAUUUGAUGACACUCUUGUCAGGUGAAUGAAGGGCAUAUUUGAAAGAAGUGGAUCAUAGGAAUAUGACCUUGAAAAUUGUAUCAGUUCCUGGCCCUGUCUUCUCUGGUGCUUUUCCUCUGUUUUCUGCAUGGCAUGAGGGGAACAGCUUUCCUGUGCCAUGAUGUUUCUGCCUCUCCUCAGGCCUGAAAACAAUAGAACCAGCUGAGUAUGGGUGGAAAUUUAUGAAAACAUGAACCAAAAUAAAUAAAACUUUUCUGUUUUGUUUACAUCAGGUAUUUUGUCACAGUACAGAAAGAUGACUAACACAUCAUAUAUGUGAGAAGACUAUAAGUAAAUGGAAGGGAGUAAUUUUUUCCAGUGCCUCCCAGUGGUUACCUCUGGGGAGAAAGCCACAGUGGUAAUAGGGAGGCAGGUGGGAAGCAUCAAUGGUGUCUACCAUUCAUGUUCAGCUCUAAAAAGCAGUGGCAGGUUCACUAAGUUAUUAGGCUCCAUAAUGUACACAUAUAGAAAUUCCAUACAAUUUAUAAAAAAAUACUAUAUGAAGCAUUUUGUAACAAUUACAUUAUAUUUUUAAAUGAAAAAUGGAAACAAUCGCUCUCCUUCAGAGACUUUCAGAUUGGAACCUAGACAAAAGAUAAAGACUCUUGCAAUGAGAACAUUUAUACUACUAAUCUCUCUUAGUUCAUCGAAAAGAACAGUUUGUGCUUUCAUUGUUUGUUUGAUCAUUUUUUCAUGCCUAAAUCUUAUAAUCUGGACAACUAUGAAAAUAACAAUAUGCAAUGUGUUAAUUUCAUAAUAUUUUGUUUUGAAAUUCUGUAUUGAUUUUAUUCCUUUUUGUUUUUUAAAAUUAAAUUUAAAAAUAUGGAUAAUCAAAUAUAAAAGAAAAAACUGGUCUCUUAGCAAUUUGUAAAUAGACAAUAAAUUAACUAUAGUCACUGUGCAGUACAGUAGAUCUCCAGAACUUACUCUUCAUGUCCCACUAAAACUGACUGCCCUUUGACCAACAUCUCUCUACUCUCUCCCAGCCUAAAGGAUUUGUCCUUAAAUACAUGUGUAUGUACAUAUAUACAUGAAAAUAUCAUUUUGUAAAACGUAAAUAUGUGCUAUUGGAGGGAUGCCAGGAAUUGAAUCCAGAACCUCACACAUAAUACACAAACACUCUACCAAUGAGCCUUAGCCCUUAGACAAAUCUUUGAUAGAUUUAAUUAAUUAGUUUUUUAAGAAAAGAAGGAAGCCAGGUGUGGUGGCACACACCUAUAAUCCCAGGAUUUAGGAGCCUGAGGCAAGAGUAUCAUUUCCAAUUGGAGACCAGCCUGGGCUACAAAGUGAGCUCAAGGCCAGCCUGAACUGCAUAGUGAGACCCGGUCUCAAAAAUACAAAAUAGAUAGAUAGAUAGAUAGAUAGAUAAAUGUAAAUAAUAAAAAGGAAAGAAAAAGACCAAGACUCUUAACCAGCCACCUCCUUUUACAGGAAUGUUGCUGGUGGAGUGCAGUUCUACCAGGUUUUGCCAUCCUGCCCAUGGGAGACAAGGGCAGGCUGUAGACAGCAGCACAAUUCUUUCCCAGCAAGGUCAAGAAGCAUAAGAAUAAGCACACCCUAUCAUGACUAAGGGUGUGAGCCUGCCAACAUUGUUAUGUGAUAGCAGUUGAAAGAGCCAAAAGAAAAACAAACAGACUUUGGCACAGACUUUGGCACAGUGGGUACACUUGGGGUCUCUGAAAGUGCAGGGUGGGAGGGUGAGCAAAAACUACAGGGUUAGUAUAAGUGAGACAUAGUUUCUUUCCAGUGGCAUCAUCUGCUAAUUCAUGUGACCCAGGCUGAAAUUCCUCUACAGUUCUCUUCAGGGUUUAACUAAAACACACUUUAAAGUCACCUCGAGCCUGAACAGCUACAGAUUCUCAGCCCACUAGCAACAAAAAACAGCUUAGUGUCUGGGUUGGUAAGUAAUUAACCUCCUCUCUAAUUUAUCAAAGAUAUUGGAAGUAUUACUGAGUCAACUCUUGAAACAGAAAAAACAAAGCCACGUGUAUCUACAAAUGGGCAUUCCCGAAUCAGAAUCCUCAUUUACACAGUUAGCCUUGAGACUACAAAUAAAAGUAUAAGCAAAAUGGUCCUAAAAGCUGGUGCAGCCUGUCCUCUCCUCCUCCAGACUGCCUUUCAGUACAGUGUUUCCUCCCUCUGUACAGAGCGUUCCUGUGCCUUCUCCCUUGCGUUCACGUUCUGAGGAAGAAUAGGCUGCUUUGUCAAGUUCUCCCCACAUAACCUCUCUUACCUCUACAUUUUUCCUAUGCUUCCCAACAACCACAAAGACUUUUAUAUGCAAAAGGAGCUUGGCCAUUUGGGGGACAGACUAAGGAUUAAAUUAAAAGGACAGCUGUCUAUAUAGCUGGCUAGAAUGCAGGGAGGGCUGGGCAGCAUUUGUACCAGCUGCCCCACACUUCUAUUCCUUCCCAAAUUGGGUCUCCCAUCUCUCUGGCCAAAGAUGCUAAGCUGCACAAUGCUCAGGGCUCAGAGCUCCUAGGAACUUUUGGGUAGUGAGCCAGCAGAGCUGAGAUAGCCUGACUUCCUCAGUCAAGGCUUCCCUGGAUGCUGACUUGCCUGGUGCUCAAACUUCAGACUGGAAACUGGAAGGCAAUCUGAAAUGCACAAACCAUGUUUUUGUCACUCACAGAGCCAUGCCCUUCCCCUCCUUCAAAAUCUAGCCUUAUUUAAAGCAAUCUUUUGCUUUUAGCAUUCCCUCCUCCAGUUGAGCCCCAAAACUCCAGUUGUUUUGUUUUCUUCCUCGGCAUCACUUUUGAGGAACUCCUUUUCUGAAAGCAAGAGGUGCUAUGUGUUACUCUGAGUGUAUCUCUCUUCUUUAGUCCAUGCUGGUGGCAGUCUCAAAGACUGCCAGGGAUAACUGCAGUCCAGUACCCACAUAAUUUGCCUCCCUUUCCAUUUUUGGGUGAAAAUAAUCGGAGACAAAACGGGGAGGUUUAUGGAAAUAAAUAAGAUACUGUCUUACAGCCAAAGCAACAUUCAGCUUCUCAGCUGGCAGAGGAAUUCUUGAGCCUGGUCUGUAGUGAAAGCAUGAGCAAACUACUAAGUGGAAUGCAAAGAGAACCCUGGGCUUAAUCUCCAUUCCAGGCAGUCUACAGUAGUCUCAGACCACUACUAUUCCUGGAAGGCAAAGCGCUUACCCGCACACUGCCCCACCCCCAGCGUGUGAAAUCUGGGGCCUUGGUGAAGGUGCCAACACUCUGUCUCUUGUUUCUGCUGUCCAGUUGCUUUGAUAAAAUAGGAGUGAAUGCUGCCCUCCCAUGAAAGGGCAACUCAGAGCGAUUUAUAAACUGUAAUGUACUAGGCGAUGUCAGGUGGCCCUGUCACUCACCCAUUUCUGUUGUAUACUGCAUUUCUUCAGUUGUCUUUUCUCAUUACUGGACAGAAACCACCUAAUUUUGUGGUGAGAGGUCAGGCCCUGCAUAUAAUCAAUCAUGCACAAGUUCCAUGGCAUAGAAAUAUAAAUCAUCCUUAAUUCUGGAUUUCCCUGUCUACACAUGAAAAGCAUUUGCCAGUCAGCAACCUCACAAAGACGUCAUAGAAUAACCAUGAAAUGACAUCAAGAAAGCUGUUGGUGAGGAAAUACCUUUAAACCAUUCUAAAGGAAAAGCUCUCAAUUCCAAAAACUGAUUAUUAUUUCUGCAUUGAGGUAAAAGCCCUUGUGCUUAGUCUUUGAUUCUGAUGUCAAGUACCUGAUGGUUCCUCAAAACCUGCUCUGUGGUAAGGAGAGAACAGUCACAGUGGGAUUGCUAUACCCUGUGAUAGGCUCUGGCACAGCUACUGGAUGAGAAGUUCAAAGAGCCAAGCACCAUCCAGUUUGCAGGAUGGGUCACCCUUGGGCUGUGCUAAAGGGCUCUCUUCUCUGGCUAACCCCUCAACCAAGCUAUACAUUUAGUUAGUAUACAGAGGAAUUUAAAAUUUAUGAUAAAAUUAAUUUUAAAAACAUGGUAACUUCAUCAUUCCAUUCAUCCCUCUGCCCAUUGUUUAUUCUGAGUAUAUACUUAAUAGCACUUUCCAGAACAGAGCAUGCCCUAUGUAGAGACAAAGAGAGCUCUACUAUCAGGACAUUUGGGGUAAAGAUACAUUGCAUUCCCCCCAUCCCCCAUCCUCCUUUUCUCAGAGCUCAUCCAGCUGACAGGUGCCAGAAAGGAAGAAAUGUUACCAAAUGUUAACUUCCAGACCCAAAAAAGCUAUCACAAAGGGAGACAGAACAAGGCAAUUCAUAAAAUCCUUCAACUGAGGGAUGUAACAAUACCUACCUAAUUAGAAACAGUUACCUAAUUAGAAACAAUACCUAAUUAGAAACAAUACCUACAAGAUUAGAAACAUUCAACUUGUUGAGAAUGUGCUACAUGUGGAGUGAAAGACAAUGACACCUCUAGAACCUUAUAAUGAUAUUGUAUUGGGAGGAAAGCACAAAGGGUUUGCUCAUGUUAUCAGUAACACCAGUUUUUCUUAUCUAACAUUUUAAACACAUCUGCUUUUAAUAUGGGAGUCUAAGUAAAGUUAACUUUUCACCCAUUGUUCCGGCCCUCCUUCCCUUCCUUCAUUGUGCAGUUCCGUUUGUAUUGGCAUUGUCCUUCCUCUUACCCAUGCCCCCACAAGCUAACUGCAGUGGAAAGGGAUUACACUGAGAAACUGCUUAUCUCUGGACUCUUGAAUACUGUUCAAACAGCACUAGCAGUGAUUUGGAAGCAAGGCUAGCCUUUGUUUCAGCUAAACUCCACAGACUUUUUGCUUUGUCCUACUUAACUUAUUAAACCACCAGCAGUAAACAAGAAUUCUCUAAGUCAUCAACAAGUCAGAAAACAUCCUGGCUUUUGAAAAUUAGGGAAAGGAGUAUCUCAAUUACUCUUGAAUAGAGAUUCUGAUAUUUAUCUGAAUGGUCUCAGGCUAAUAUACAGUUAAUUGUCAAUUUUGUGCCUGUUAGCAAAAGAAAAAAAUUCUUGGUGACUUUAUUUUUAUUUAUUUAUUUAUUUAUUUAUUUUUGUUAGUACAUAUGUGCCUAAUGAUUUCAUUCAUUUUGGGAAGCUGGUAUGUGGACAUAGCAAGUCUUAAUUAUUUUUAUGUCCCUUGCCUCCCUCCAUUUCUUGGUCCCCUUCCCAUUUGCAUAAGAUCUGCCUCCCUGUUUCCCAUUAUUUACCUUUUAGUUUGCUGUGUAUUUAUACUUUGGGCUUCUCAUAUAAGACAAUAAUGUUUGGUGAUUGUAUAACAUAGGGAUACGAAGUAGGUAUAUUUCCCACAAAAGAAGAACUACAAAACUACAAAAUGAAUUCUUUCUAUGCAUCUUUUUCAGAAUAGUAAAAGAGUUUUACUCCCCCAUGCCCAGAGAAAAUAUAGUAGGAUUUUGCAAAUGGUUAUGAUUAAAAGCUAGUUUGAAUUUUUAUUACUUUGAUAUAAAUACUCAGUUUUUUGAAUGUUUAGAGUUGUUCCUCACAACAAAUCUGUAUUUCUAAACUGAUAAGGACUGUGCACUCUGAUUAUAAAAUACAAUUUAUCGAGUCAUCUUGACUCUUUUUAGGAGUAUUUCAUAUGUUCUGAGUUCUUCAGUUCUCUAGAAUAUAGGUUGUAAAUAGAAGGAGGAAGCAAGAAUGAUCUUCAGGUUGGGGUUGGGGUUGUGUAUGUACUUCAAUGGUAGAACACUUGCCUAGCAUGCACAAGGCUCUAGGUUUGAUCCCCCACCACAAUUAAAUAAAUAAAUAAAUAACUCCAAUUCCUCUGAAAGGUGUGAAGUUUUUCAUGUAGCUUCUGGUAUACUUAUCCUUCAUCUGAAAGCAAUCCAAUAGGGCACUUACAUAGCAAAUUCUUUAACCCCAAGUAGUGACUUCUGAUGGCACAUUGUGUACCUUCUGGUAAGCCAGGAGGGAUAAUGGUUUGGGGCAAGUGUACCAUUCAGUGCCUAGAACAUCACAAUAGUAUCAGUGAGUGUACAGCUGGUGCCUGCUAUAGUGGCUCCCUAAAGAGGCUAGCAAGUGUUGCUAUCUAUAGCCUUAACCUAAGAGAAGCACCAUUUUCACUAGAUACAAAGUUAACAAACCUUAACUGAGCACAUACUAUAUGCAGAGCCAUGUUAGGUUGCUAUAGAGUUCUCUGUAAUAUAUUAACAGAUUUCUUUUUCAGAGUAACAAGAGAAUUUCAGCCAUCCUCUUCUGACUACUGCCAUAUACAGGCAUCGUGUCAGGGGCUAUCAAGAUGAAUCAGAGCUGUGCUCUGAUUUAUGGAGCUCAGAGUAAAAAGUAUGAGAAAGAAAUAACUGCCACAGAAUGCAAAGAUAGUUGUUCCUUGCAAAGAGCUUUAUGAGAAUAUAGAAGAAAAUGAUGAAUUCCCUCAGAAGAUGCCAGAAGGUGUUCAAAAAGUUGAUAUUUAAGCUGUAUAUUAAAGGAUGGGUAGGAUUUCACCAGGCAGACAGGAGAGGGAGAAGAGAAUUUUAAGCAGAGGGAACAGCAUGUGCAAAAGCUCACUGAAAUAUGCAGAAAGUCUUUUAUAUUAUCAUUUGAGAGGGAAAAUAUACAGCUUUGUACUAAUGGUGUUUGUAUUUUUUUGGUCCUGAUUAUAUUAUCAUUUUUUAAUACAGGACAUGAUAUUCUAAGGCAAUGACAAGAAAAGUUCUGAUAAAUUUGAACCCUCUUCUUAUUAAACUGUGAUGCUUAUCUGCCAUCUUACAUAUCGCAGGCCCUCAAUAAAUGCUCAAGCAGGACCUCAAGUACUAUUCUCUUCAGGAUCAGCUUACAAAGCGAAACUUCCACCUGGGAGUUAGAAAUAGGUAUUCACAAUUCUGCUCUCCUCCAGCCUGCUCUGCUUUCAAGAAAAGUGACUGCCACUGGACCUUAACUGUGUUUGUGAGACACAGGGAAAACUGUUUCUGGUUUGAGUCCUAAAUGACAUUGAUUUCUACUUGGAGGGCCUCUAUAUCAUUGAAAUUCAAAGAAGUGUCAUUUGAAUGGGACGGUCCUGGAGUUGAUGACAUAGAAGUUGGUAUCAUAGGAAUUUCAGUGACACUGGUUAGUAUAGACAGAUGUACCUCACAUUUUAGUUCUUAAGUUUUAUAGUAAACCUAAACAUGAUUGAUCAGAUGCAUAUAUGGCAGUAAUAAAGAUAUGAAUGGCCUGCACUGAACAGCCUUGCGAGUGAAAUGCAGUGAUGCCUGUUCUUUUUUCAAAGACAGAGAAGAUAAAUUUUAUUAUUUUUAUAAGUUAUGCAAUAACCAUUAAAGUAGUAAUAAAUUUUUGCCUCAAAAAUCACAAAAUAAUAGCAGAAAUACAGUUAGACAUAAACCAUUUGCAAAUUGUAUGCAAGUACACUUGUAACCCUUUUAUUGGUUGUCUAGAUCCAAUCCUUGAGAAAAUUCCCAUCAGGGAAUCUUGUUUCACUGUGACUCUGAAAUGGAUCUGUUCCAAACCUUGGCACCUGUGUGACUGGCUCUUUCAUGCCUGAUUACUAUAGCCACAUUUUUCUACCAGCUACAAUACCAAAUACAGAAUGUAAUAUCUUUCAACCCUGAAGCUACACUGAGUAAAUUCAUUCCACAGACUGUUACUGAGUGCCUCCUGGAGCAGGAGCAAUACAAGGUUCUAAGAAUACCCAAGUGAAUAAGACAGUUAUAUCCCUACCCAUUACAACAUGCUGGUCCAGUGAAAUAGUGCAUAAUCUCUUUUGGGUCAAGGUCCCUUUCGAAAAGCUGAUUCCAACUGGCCUUAUGUUGUAUAAAUAUUAGAAUGGCACCUUCCUGUUUCCCCAAAGAAAUGCAAGAACUUUUGUCCCUUGUGCAUGAAGGCUUGUGAAAUCCCAUAUAGACAUUAAGGUUUGUCUUCUUUGGGGGCCAAGGGUUGGUAGCAAGAACAUAGGCUUUUGAGCCAAAUCAUUUGGUGCUCUGAUUCUUUAACUGCAAAGGUGGUCUCGGGGAAUUUCUUCAGUCUUUCAGACACUCACUUUCCUCAUUCCAAAACUGAUGGUCCUUAUGGCCACUUUGCAGGGUGGAGGGGAUGUGUUAAUGACUAUAAAGUACCUUUCACAGGAUUAAACCAGGAUUAGUAAAUGAGAAUGCUAAAUUUUUGAAACCAGGUCUUUCUGACGUGCAAAAAAAAAAAAUAAUAAUAAAAUAAAAACAAAAAAACAAACCCACCCACGGGGAGAUAACCCAGCAGCACAACAGCACCUGCCUGAUAAGCACAAGAUCCUGAAUUCAGUUCCCAUAUUAAAAAAGUCCUAAGCUCUCUGCUUCCUUACAAAGGCUCUGAAAAUACUGAAUUAUACUGAAGUUCCACCAAAACUCCAGAAGGGAAGAAAGAAACAAUACAACUGAAGAAACAAAUGGGUAGAGAGGGAGAAAUAUAUUAAUUUGUUUAAGAGACAUUUAAAACAUCUGUGACAAAUCUAACACCAAUUCCAGGGUCUCAGAAUCUCAGUAUCUUUUCCUGGUUAUAAAUACUCAGCUUAUUUUGUGUGCAGUUGCAUCCAUCCUUCUAUAAGCAUUUAUUGACUACCACUGUGUGCUGAACUUGGCUGUAGGUGCUCUUGGUGAUUUAAAAGGGAUGACUUACAGCCCCUAGAGGCAGAUAGCUCUAUCAUACUGCCAAUCUUUUACUCAUCUGUCUCCCCAACUAACCUAAAUUCAAGGACAACAAUUAUGUCUGAUACUUCCCUCUGUCAUCCAUACCUCCGUCAGUGCCUAGAAACCAGUAGGCCCUCAGGGAAAAUGAUAACAGGAAGCACUAAUAGAGUGAUUACUAUGCAUACGGCAUGGUUCUAAGUACUUUUGGUGCAUUUAUUCAUCUGGACCCUCACAACAACUCUCUCAGUAUCUCCAUUUUACAGAUGGCUUGUCUGAGUUGACAAAGGGAAUAUGUAGCAGAGCCAAAAUUCAGAAAUUGGGCUGGUGGGCUCCAGGCUGAGCUCUUAGUUACUACACUGUAUCACCUCUCACUAUUGCUUGCUGCUGGGUAAUAAGCUGUUGGUUUUCCUGUCUAGUAUUUAUUAGGCACCUGGGGGCUGCUUUGUUGAUGACACCAGAAAGUGAGAAAAUUACUAAAACCAGAGGCAAGAAGACAACUCUAGAAUCACUUUCCCCCUCUCCAUCCUCUCUUCUCCUAAUACUUGCCUCUCCAAGCACCAGGGCCUGGCGUCCUUCUGCAGAGAGCCCAGCAGUCUUGGGGAGAAGCCAAAAUAUUUCCCUCUUUCUUUUCAACCUCACUUUUUCACCCUACUGUUGCCACCUCCUCCCUACCCAACCUUUUGAGGCUAGGAGCUAGGCUUAGCUAACUCCUGCAAACUCUGGUUCACACACUGCCUCAAAUUGAAGGUGCCUUAUAUAAUGUUCCAAACAGCACCCAUCACUUUGUGCCCUGCCUGUUCUGUUUUGUUUAAUUUUGAGAAGGAAUAGAGUGUUUUGGUUUUGAUUCUACUAGGAAAAAGAGUUAGCCUGGAUCCAGGGUAGAGCUCUCUCUGUCUCCCCUUGCGGGUGGGGCUGGUAUAGCAAAUGGGGAAGGUGGCAAUGGGGUAACAUCAAUGCUGUGUUCAUUCCUCUACUUGGCAUUCUCUUGACUUUUAGGGUCUUGUCUUGGUUUUGUGCUAUUUUGAUCAGAUUUUGAGUAGUAUUAGAAGAACUGAGACAGUAUAGUACAGACUCAUACUUUCUGGAGCCAGAUAGACCCAGGUUUGGAUUCUGGCUCCAUCCAAGAAAGUUAUUUCUCCUUUCUGUGUCUCUGUUUCCCCAUCUGUAAUGGUGUUGAGAUAGUACGUACCCAUGCUAUAUUACGAUUUAAUAAGUCAAUCUACAUGAAACACUUAAAACUGUAACUGGUAUACAAUAUGUGCUCAAUAAAUAUUUGCUGAUUUUUAAAAUGCAAUAUAGUAAUGGAGAAUAUCAUAAAUGCAUAUUUUCCCACUAUUAUGAAAUAAAAUGUGUUAAGAUUUUAUCUUACCUAUAUUUUUUUUAAAAAAGUAAAUUAUCAGCCAGGAAUAGUGGUACUUGCCUUAAUCCUAGCUACCUGGGAGGCUGAAGUAGGAGGAUCAUAAGUUUAAGACCAGCCAGAACAGCUUAGCAAGACCCUUCUCAAAAUAAAAAAUAGAGCUGGGAUAUAUAUAGAUCAGUAGUAGAGCAACCCUGGGCUCAAUCCCAGUACUGACUGAAAAAAAGGUAAAGUAUCAUAGAUACAUUGAAUGUCCUACGACCUUCAUCCCAGUCUUAUUCUUCCCUCAAUGCCAAAAGCUAUUCAUUAUCAUGAAUUUAAUAUGUAUCUUUCUAGUCCUUUCUCAAAGUAAUCAGAAAAAUGAUUUCAAAUGAGAGAGGAAGAUGAGUGGUUUGCUUUUUUAAAUUGACAUAUCACUUGCAGCCUGCUUUUUUCAUCCAAUGUUGUUUGUGAGAUCUACCCAUAUAAACCUAGUUCAGUCCAUUUAACUGUUCUGUAGUAUCUCAUGUACAACUAUUCUAGGUUUUAUUUGUCCAUUCACAUCUUUAUGGAUGUUCAGAUUAGUCCUAAUUUUUUGCCACCACAGUUCGCCACAGUGAGCAGUCCUGCACUCACUCUUUGGACACAUGUGUGGGUUUCUGGGGAGCACAGCCUGCUCUGAAUAUCUGCGUCAGAGGGUCUCAGUCUUGCUAAACACUGCAGAGCUAGCAGAACCAGUGGAGUACAGUAGGUAAAACAUGGGAUCAGGGUUCAAAUCCCAGCUGUGUUAUGCCCCAUUCUAUGAGAUUUUGAGUGAUUCUUUUUGCCUUGGCUUCCUCAUCUGUAAAAUAAGAGAACAGCACAUGCCUCACAAGGUCAUUGUCCUUCAGGUACGUCACAUGACUGAAAUAGUUCUUUUUUUUUUACUGUUUCAUCCCAUAUUUUCCUCUCCAGCUUGAGAGUAGACCUUUUAUAAAGUGUAGAUAUUUAAUGUAAAUAGAAAAAAAUACUAAGAUGGUAUUCAUCAAAUGGUUCACCAGUAUUGGAAAUAUGAUCUUUCUUGCUUUGUACUUUUAAAUAUUCUUUGGUUUUCUAAAAAUGAGAUGUAAAGCAAUAAGUGAAAUUCUUAGUGAAAAAGAAAAUAAUGAACCUGAGAUGUACUGAAAACAAAAAAAAAUGUAUUUUCCCUCUGGUGAGCAGGGGUACUGAAAGACCAGUGAAAGAGGUCUUAGGAAGUACACUUUUUGAAGUUCAGAAACAAUCUAGCUCUUCCCUUACCAGUAGAGCACUGAUACAAGUAGAAUGCAUUGUGAAAGAAUGUCCAAGAUAAUGCAGUGAGAUGAAGAGAGGGUAAGUACAGGACACUAUGUAGAGUAUGUUAAGCUAUUGUGUUAAAGUGCUACCUUUAUUCUUCCUUACCUCUCCAAAGAGUCACAAAAAGGAAACAGGGUAUCUAGGACACAGCACGGACUUAUUUGGUUAGUAAAUAUCAUUUUUUAUCUUUGGAAUGUUUUACUGUAUAAAUAUAGUACUUAUUCAACAUUUUUGGUGUGUUUGUUUAUUGUUGUUGUUGUUUUUGGUAGUGCUAAGUAUGGAACCCAGGGGCUUAGGCAUACUAGGCAAAUGUUCUGAGUAUUAUCUCCAGUUCUUUUUAAAUUUUACUUUGAAUGAGGUCUUGCUAAAUUAUCCAGACUGGCCUUAUACUUGUAAUUCUCCUGCCCAAGCAUCUAGAGUAGCUGAGAUUACUGGCAUGUACCACCAUACCUGGCUCAACUUUUUAAAAUAAAAUAACUCUAAAGUAGCUUAGAGUAGUAUUUGCCUGUCAAAGAUGGGGCAUCACUAAGGAUUUACAGUAAGAAAAUGAUAGGAUACAAUUUGUAUUUUUGAGUUUGCUCAGGUUGCUGAGCAAGGUUAAAUUGGACAAGAAUAUGGCUGGAGAUAGAAAGAACAGCUCCAAAGCUGUUAUGAGAUGCUAAAGGCCUAAAUUAAAAGUGCAAACUCAGAUUUGAAGCCAAUCUUGCCUGACUCCAAAACUCAAAUAUUAUUUCUCUGUUCAACAAACUGCCUGGAAAAAAAGAAAAAUUGAGCUUUUUUGAACCACUUUGCCCUAUGCUAAUACAGCAGAUAUAGAUCCUCAUCUCCACUGAGACAAAAAGUCUACCUUUACUAAGAUAAAGCCUGUAGAUUCACUAAAACAGUUCCUUUCAGAGGAGAAAACCCCAGGAUACAUGCUGUCACCUUCUGUUUUAGCUAUUUCUGUCAAGAAUUCUUGCCCUCAAACAAACUUGGGAAAACAUGCAGCUUGAUUCCUCUCUUCAUCUUUAAAUAUUUUGCUUUAGAGGGAUUCUAGAAGAUGGCGGAUCAGUAUGCAGCAAAACAGGGAGCCUCUUUGAGAGAAACAGCACAGAUACCAGAAUAAAAUGUCCUGGAAAAGAGCAGACAGAGGGAGAUGGAUCCUAUCGACCCAGGAAGAAACUAAAGGGAAAGAAAAAAAAGAUAGAAAAAAAAUGAAAAUCAUAGAUGGAAAGCUAUAUCCAGACUUGCUCUCACUGGAGCCAAUCCCAUUGUGUAUGAAACACGGCUCAAAUCUGGAGAUGGGCAAUCAUGGUGAAGUUGGGAUUGGCUAGCAUGAGGGCCUCAGUGGGAGGAAGCAGUUGUGGAGGGGAGCAGCGGAAGAGAGAGCAGCACUUGGCUCAGAGAUCUGCACUGGCUCUCAGUGAGUGCGUGGAAAUCAGUCCUCCAGUGAGAAUGGGUGAGGGAGCCAGGUGGCAUUUUGGAGUCAGGCAGGGUAAAGCUAGAACCAGAACUGCAGUGGCUUCAGUCAGCCACUCCUACCACAGAGCAGAUUGGUGAGAAUUGCUCAGACUGAGUCCCACCUCUGUGCACGAUCCAAUAGCAAAAGACAAGGUCUCCCUGAAACUAUACUUACUGACCCCAUCCUUGUGGCCCACACCAACAUGGUGAAGACUCCCAGCAGUCAACCAGCUCAGAAGGGAGGGGCCAGCCUGCCACACCCCUGUUUGUACUUCAGUACACCACCAGCAGACUGUGGAGGACAGCAAUUUCUUGCCAGCACACUUCAGAGUAUUUGCAGCCAAUACAAGAAGUGCCAGGGACCCCCAUUGUCCACUCCUCUGGAGGAUACCAGAAACAUGAUGAGGAAGAAACAAAAGAAAAUCUCCAGCCCCCAACCCAAUCACUACUGGCCCAGAGAGGUAAACACAGAAGAGACCAGGGGUUGCACACCUGUGGUGUCUGAAAAAACAGCAUCUGACAUAAAGAAUUAUCUUUGUGACAUUAUAAAAGAACUAAAAACAGAAAUUCUAAUACAAGUAAAAGAAGAUAUAAGAAAAAUAAUAAAAGAAAUGCUACAUACCACUAAAGAAGACAUAGAUGAAAGAAUGGAGGGACAUAGAAAAAGGAGAGAAAGCUUCAGUGAAGAAUAUAAAGAAAAUCCAGAAUACAUGAAACAGAUUCAAAGAGACUACCAGGAAAUUAAAAACUCCAUUGAAAGCUGGCAAAACUGCUUGAAAGAAACUAAAGAUAGACUAUCAAACCUUGAAGACAGGUUUGCAAUGUGUGAUCGUGAAAGGAAAGAUAUCUUAAAAAUAACAAGGAACCAGGAAGUAAUAAUACAAAGGCUAGACGAUGACAAGAAGAUCUAUAACUUAAGAAUAAAAAACGGUGAGUGAAGAAGCAGGGAUAAACACAAAUGAAAUACAAAAGCUAUUUACAGAAAUAAUUAAAGAAAACUUCCAAGCAUAGGAAAAGGAAAUUUUAUCCAGAUAUAUGAGGAAUACAGAAUUCCAGCCAGCUAUAAUCAAAAUAGAUCUAUACCCAGACAUAUAAUAAUCAAGAUCCCAGAAAUUCAACAAAUAUUCAUUAAAAGCUGCCAGAGAAAAGAAACAGAUCACCUGUAAAGGAAAAUCCAUCAGAAUCAUGAGACUUUUCAAUACAAACCAUCAUAUCAAGAAGAACUCAGAGUGAAGUAUUUCAAGCCCUGAAAAAAAAAAUAACCUCCAACCCAGAUUGAUGUACCAUGAAAAACUAUGUCUCAAAAUUAAUGGAGAAACAAGAUGCUUCCAUGAUGAAAAGAACUGGGGGAGUUCAUGACCACCAAUCCAACCCUACAAAAAACACUGAAGGACAUUCUAGAGAAAGAGAAAAAAGACCAUGGUUUCAAGAACAGUGAGAGAGGAGGCUCACUGAACAGAGUAGACACUGGAAUGAAGGGGAAAAUGGCAGGAAAAUAGCAUGGCAGUGAUGAGGCAGAGAAGAUUUGCCAUAAUUGCUAACAUGGAUAACCUUGAUACACUAAUAAAAAGAAAUGCAGAUAGAGUGGAUCAGGAGAUAGGAUCCAUCAAGAUGCUCUAUAUAAGAAAUAUAUUUAACCUGAAAGAAGGUUGAUGAACUGAAAGUCAAACAUGAGAAAAUAAUGCUCUGUGUGACAGGGAAUCAGAAAAAAGUGGGGGUAGCUCAUCCUUCAGCUACAAAUUGAUUGGAAAGAUAUAACACUUUUAUACAAUGGAUCACUACUCAGCUAUAAGGAAGGAAAACCUUGAGGCUCUUGAGGGAAAAGAAUACAACUUGAGACCAAGCUCAGGGGUAAAAUGGUUCAGAACUACUUAGGUAAAUAUCAGGUUGCCUCCCUAAUCUAAAAACUAAAGAAAUUAGUUUUACAAUGUACCCUGGGAAAGCUAAAGGAGAGGAACUGUCUAAAUAGGAAAGGCAGAGGACAUUGGUAAUCUUGUAUCAUGAUUUGAAACGCAUAUUGCUUUCAUCACUCUGUUUAGUUUGGUUAUAUUCUAUUCUAUUGUACUAGAUUCGAGGGCAUAGACAGCUAUUCCAAAGAUAGCAGGAUAUACUACAGUAACAAUUUUUAAUUUCCUAUUAACAUAAUCUGAAGCCCUGUAUUGCUUUCACUGUCUUGUUUUGACUGAUUUUAUUUGAAUCUGUUUUGUUCAAUCAGUCUUGUCUUGUCUGAUUUUAUUCAAAUCUGUUAUGUUUGAUAGUAUCAAGUCUGAGAGUAUAGGCAACUACUCUGAAGACAAUAAGAUUCACUAUGAUAUCCAUUCUGCUUUGACUAUUACCCUCUUUUGAAGUCUUAUAAUAUCUCCAAUGUUUUAUUUUUAUUGAUUUUGUUCUGUACUGCUAUGUUCAAUUUUAUUGUACCUGAUGAUAUGGGCGAUUCUAAUGAAGAUAGCAAGAGACAUGGUAAUCAUUGUAGAUCACCUUGUAUUGUGGUUUUAAAUUAUGUACUAUGUCCAUCCUUUUGUUUUGAGUGACCCCCUUUUGUUUUGUUUUCUCAUUUGAUUUUAUUUUCAAAAUAAAUUUUAAAAAAUAUUUUGCUUUACUAUUAAUAUAUUACCCAGUAGACUUUAUACUUUAUAUUGAAACAUUUAGAGAAGUACAUCAUCUGUGAAUUCCUGAUUUUUAAAAAAGAAUUGGAAUGUGAAUAACAGUGACAUUGUAACUAAUAACUUUUUUUUUUGUCUUUUUCCUUUUUAUCGGUACCGGGGAUCGAACUCACGACUGCCUGCUUGCAAGGCAGGCGCUUAUGCCGCUGAGCUAAAGCCCCAGUCCCUGUAACUAAUAACUUUUAAACUCCGGUAUCCAACAGAAAGUUCCCAUGGUUAGGGUUAAGAAAAUUACUCUUUUAAGCUCCUAAUAGAAAGGGUGGAGUUUCCUUGUGUUGUUUUCCCUGUAUCUAGACCAACUUUCCAUGAAUGGAUGGAUGAAUGAAUGGCUUACCAGCAGGCUGGAAAGACUCUUUUGAUCCUAUCAUACCUAGUACCAGCUUGCAUGUCUCACGUUCACUUCUUUUUCCUAUAACACAAUAUUGACUAGCAAAGCUGAGAAGACAUCUAUAAGUAGUUUUUCUAUCGGAGAGGGGGAAGGAAUCAUUUAAUGACCUUUAAUUGUAUUUAAACAGCUUCCUCAAGAUAUAUUUCUUGUGCCAUACAACUCACUCAUUUAAAGUGUAUAGUGCAGUGUUUUUAGUAUAUUAACAAAGUUGUGCAAGCAUUACCCCUACCCAGUUCCAGUGUAUUACUAUCUCCUCUAAAAGAAUUCCCACAGCCACUAGCAGUUGAGCUCUUCACUCCCAGUCCCUAACAGCAACUAUUUCACUUUCCAUCUCUAUAGAUGUGCCUAUUUUGGGCAUUUAACCUGAAUGGGACUCUACAUUAUGUGGACUUUUAUUACUGGCCCCUUUCAUUUAACAUAACAUUUUCAAUAGUCAUCCAUGUUGUAACACAUAUCAAUACUUCCUUUAUUUUUAUUAGUAUAUGGGAGUUAUCUGAUGUAGUAACUCUUGGUCUAGGUUAAUGGUGGAAAACCCAUGGCAUGCAUGCCACAGCAGGCUGUUUGUUAUCACUGAAAGUUCUAAAAGUUUCACCAUCACUGGCUUAGGUUAUCAUAAUAUUUCCUACAUUUAGGAUAAUUGAAGGAACUCAUCUGAAACUGAAGAGAAAUCAAAAUGAAUACCACCCAGAAUGAAUAAGAUUACAACCAUCCUCAUCUUUGGCAGUAGCACAACUGGGCUGAGCCAAAAAUCUGUCUUAAUAGAAUGGCAAGCCCAUGUUGUAUGUUGUGAUCUCCUCCUGGAACUUGUCUAGUCUGAGAAGGGCUCAGGGGUGCUGGUAUAAUGGGAUGAGGCAAGUGUCUCAUAGCUUGUGUGUCUAGCUUGGGCAGAACUUGCGUGCAUUCCUUGUCUUUAGACAUCUGAGCAGAAUGUGUCAGGGAUCUCCUGGUUCCAUGUGUUCUGUUUGCCAGUGGGCAGAGUAUACCGUACUGUGCAGACAGGUUAGACAGUUUAUUGUAGGCUGCUGAAAGCAGAUUAAAAAACCAUCAGCAUGGUGGGAAACUAGCUCAUAAUGCAAUCCAAAUGUCAGAUGAAAUAUUUACAUAGCCAGGAGAUAAACCAAGGAAAACAGUGCACCCUUUGUGUGUGCCUCUGAGCGUGCAGGCACAUACAGAGCUGCUGACCAUUUGUCAACUUCCAAGAUUUACUCUGCUGCUUCUGGCAAGGGACACUCUAAUGAUUUAAUCGCUUGUCAACACCUACACAGAGAAACAAGGACUGGCACUUCCUCAUUUCUUAUUUUCUUAGCUUUAAAUAGGAAUUCCUAUUCUAAGUCACUGGAACCUAGAAAUCAGACUGUUAGUUAUCCCUUGACUUGAGUGCAGUUUCUGAAUCUGAGCAUGAUGAAUGUUAUAACUUUCCUGAUAUAUAAAUACAGAGUUGCUACUCUUUCAGGAAAAAAAAACCAUUGAGUUCAUGUCCUAAAGCUUAAAUGUUUGCUUCAGACCAAUUGCUUCUGAGCCAAUUUCAAAUGGAGUGAAACUGUUUUGUUUCUGUCCCAUGAACCUGUUGAGCUGAAUGCAUGCUUGAGCAAUCCAGUGCUUGGUUGAUACAUUUACAUUUGACAUGGUGAAAUUGUUUGAAGGGUUUUCCUGGUGAAGAAGACUGCAUUUCUGGUGUGGAGAAUUAUUCUGUAGGCAUCCUUUGACAGUCAUAAGUUCCCUAAAAGCAGAAACCAUGUCCUUUUCUGCUUAGCCAAUUCUAUGGUGCCCAGUAGUAUCUGGAUCACUGUCACUUUAGUUGAUCCAUGUUCAGAAAACUUAAUCAUGAUUUAGGAAGAGAAUGGGAGACAACUUAACCAUCAGAACAAUACCUUGGGUACUCUAGCCCUUUAUCCCAAAGUGGAAUAAAAUAGCAAACUGUUUUAUGGUUGUGUGUCUCAGUGUACAUGUGUAAUAUGCGUCUGACUACCUAGAACUUGUUAAAUACAAAUUCUGAUUCAGUAAGUCCAAGAUAGAGCCUGAGUUUAUGCAAGCUCCUGAGUGAUAUAAUGCUGCUGUACAGUGAACAUAUUUUGAGUAGCAAAAUUAUGAAUUAUGAAAUUAGAAUUAUGAAAUUAGAAUUAUGCUGUUCAGUCUACCAGCCACUAUCCAGUUGUGUUUAUUAAUCAUUUGAGAUGUGGUCAGUACAAACUAAGAUGUGGUAUAAAUGUAAAAUACACAGAUCUGAAAAACUUAGUAAGAAAAAAGUAUAAAGUAUCUUAUCAGUAAUUUUAGAUUGAUCGUUGAAUUGAUAGUAUUUUACCAUAAUGAUUAAAUAAAACAUUCUUAAAUUUCAUUUCACCUGCUUUUUUAAUAUGACUGCCCAAAUAUUUUAAAUGAUAUAAUUUAAUGGCUCACAUUAUCUUUCUUCUAAACAGCAGAAUCAGGAAACUUCUUCAAUAAAGGAACAGAUCACAAAUACUUUAGGUUUUCCAGACUAAAUUGUCACUGUCCCAACUACUCAACUCUAUUGUUGUAGCACAAGAGCAAGUUUUGUUCCAACAAAACUGUAUUUGCAAAAACAAGUAGAAAUGGUAGUGGUAAAAACUAAACAGCCUACAGUCAUGCUGAAAAACAAAAGCCUGGUCGCCACCAACAGGGACCAUUUAACUCUGGAGCACCUUCAAAGCCUCAUUCCCAAUGAAUUAUUAUUUUGCCUCUCUGAUUGUUACUUCAAAGACCUCACUUGCAAAGCUUUCUUUACUUGAUUCAAGAUCACACUCAAUGUGAAAAGCAUUUCCUUAGGUCAUUUGUCUAAAAAAUUUGAAGCAAAUGAUUAAAUUCACAACUGCCCAGUGCAAUAGAUAAUAGCUGGUGUAAACCUUAAACUAAAAAGAUUAAAAGUAAACUAGGUAUUGCAGUCAGGGUUUCCAAGGGAAUGGAUUUAAUACAGGACAUAUAAUUUAUUAUAAUUUAAUUUUAUAAUAUUCACCCUAAAAGUCAAAUGCAGAAGACUACAAUAAAUCUGGCUACACACUAAAGACCCAAAGAAUUCAGCUGAGGGCCUGGAUCCUAUGGCAGUAUCCUGCACAAGUACAGCUUGAGGCCUAGAACCCACGACAAUGUCUCAUGCAUGUCUGUAUCAAGGAUCUGCACUGGGAAGGCCCAAAGGUCAGUGGUGGAAGCUAGAAAGGCUGUGCCAACAGGAUGAAGGAUCUGUGCCAGCCAGCUGAGGGAUCUACACUGGAGCCAGGAAGUGAUACUUUAAGGUAAGGACCAGAGCUCCCCUAAAGAGAACUACAGCCAUCUUUAGCCACAGUGAGGACCCACGCUCCUCCGAUGAUGAGGAAACUGAGUUCAAAUCAGGAAAACCAGUGUGACAAGCUUUUCCAGAGUAAUCAACAACAGCAUAUGAUCUUCCCCUCCAAUUCUCCUUUUAUGCUGUUGGGCAUUCUAUACCCAGAACCAAAUGGAUUAAUUUCAGCUGGGUGUUACAUGUUACUCAUUUGUUGAUAUACCACACUAGGGAAUGAAAUAGCCAUAGAGGAUUGGAAAAGCUCCAGCAUAUUCCUGGGAAUUUAGAAGGUCAUGGGUUGGUAUGCAUGCCCAAAGCUGUGCAAAUGUUAGAAAGAUCCUAAGAACGCCUAAAAAUUCUCACCUCUAUCUUAUUUUCCAGCUUUGCUAAGGGAUAAGGCAGACUAAUCAACUGCCUGGCACAGAACAUCUUGGUAAAGACUUGAAGACUAGGGAUGGAGACACAGCUGUGGGAUUAGAGUGUGUGCCUAGCAUGCACAAAACCCUCUGUUCCAGCCCAGCAAAACACACACACACACACACACACACACACACACACACACACACACGAAAGAUUACUAGUUAGGAAAUCUGUCUAAUCAUUAGCUGGCCAUUAAGCUAAUCAAGCAGAGAUUUUAGUGAACACACAUACAAAGAAUACAGACCCUACAGAAUUAAUGCAAAAAAAUAACUAAAUGAACACUACAAGCAGUAAAAAAAACCCUUAUUUGUACAGUUCACCACGUUAUGUAAUGUAAAAUAUUAUCUAGUUUUCAAUAAAAAUUACAAAACAUGCAAAGUAACAAGAAAGUAUGACUAAUACAUAGGGGGGAUCAAUCUAUAUAAACUGUCUCUGAGAAUAUCCAAACAUUAGAAUUAUUACAUCAAGACUUUAAACCAUAUACUUUUAAAUAUGUACAAAAAAAACUGAAGCAUUCCACACUUUCUUCUCAUACAUGGAUAUUUAGAAAAAAAGAGAUGGCCUGAAAAUAGAGUACAGACUAUUAGGGAAGGAGAAGUAAACUUGGGGGUAGGAAGUGGGGAGAGAGGGAAGGCAAGAAAAAGCAGUAGUAAAGGUAGAUAUAAUCAAAGUAUAAUAUAUCCAUGUAUAGAAACCAUCACCAUAAAACCCAUUAAUUUGUACAAUUAACAUUACUGAAUAGUAGUAAUAAAGAUUAAAUAAAUCAAGAAGCAAGAUCCAACAAUAUUUUGCAUACAAGAGGCACAUUUAAUUCAAAAAUAAAUUCAUAGACUGAGAGACAAAGGCUGGAAACAAUACUCAAUGCACAGGAACCCAGAUAAAAACAGGAGUAGCUAUUCUAUUUGCAGACAGAGUGAAUUUCAAGCAAGACUGAUUAAGAGAGAUAAAGAAGGGGCUGGAGAUUUAGCUCAGCGGCAUAAGCGCCUGCCUUGCAAGCAGGAAGUCGUGAGUUCGAUCUCUGGUACUGAUAAAAAUGAAAAAGACCAAAAAAAAAAAGAGAGAGAGAGAGAGAGAUAAAGAAGGUCACUACAUCCUUGUAAAGGGAACAAUCCAACAAAAAGAGAUAACAAUCAUAAAUAUAUAUGCAACAAAUACCAGUGCACCCAACUAUAUAAAACAAAUAUUAAUGGACAUGAAAACUCAAAUAAGCACUAAUACAAUUGUUUUGAGGGAUCUCAAUGCCCCACACUCCCAAAAAGACAGAUUGACUGGACAAAAAUUCAAAAAUGAAAUAUUAGAACUGAACUAAACUUUUGAACAAAUGGUCUUAGUAGACACCUACAAAGUGUUCUGCUCCACAACAUCAGAAUAUACAUUCUUCUAAACUGCACAUGGGACAUUCUCCAAAAUAGAUCACACACUACCUCAUAGAACAUGCUUAAGUGAAUACAAAAGAAUUGACAUUAUCCCGUGCAUAUUAUCAGACCAUAGUGCAAUGAAAUUGGAAAUAAAUGGUAAAAGAAACCAUAAGAACUUUAUAAACAUAUGAAAAUUAAAUAACACCAUCAAGAAUGAUCAAUGAGUCACAGAUGAAAUUAAAGAAGAAAUUAUGUAGUUUUCUACAGUUGAACAAUAGUGACAAUACAAUAUACCAGAACUUAUGGACACAAUGAAAGCAGUCCUAAGAGGGAAAUUCACAGAAGUAAAUACCCAUAUCAGGAAAAGAGAGCAAGUGCAAAUAAACAACUUAAUGGUGAACCUCAAACUUCUAGAAAAAGAAAAGCAGGCUAAACCAAAAACUGGUAUGAGGGAGGAAAUUAUAAAGAUCAGAGCAGAAAUUUACACACUAGAGACUAAAAAAAUGAUACAAAGAAUCAAUGAAUCAAUGAAUGGUAGCAUAGUCCUGUAAUCUCAGCACUCAGGAGACUGAGGCAGGUGGAUUGUUGGGAGUUCAAAGCCAGCCUAGGCUACAAAGUGAACUCAAGGUCUGCCAGAACUGCAUAGUGAGACCCUGUCUAAAAAAAUGAAUCAGUGAAUCAAAGAGUUUGUUCUUUGAAAGAUUAAAUACAAUCAACAAACUCUUAUCCAACCUUAUCAAAAAAAAAAAAGAAAAAACAAACCCACACAAUUAGGAAUGAAAGGGUAAAAUCACAAUGGACCCUGCAUAAAUCCAGAAGAUCAUCUGUACCUACUUUGAAAACUUGUAUUCUAAUAAGAUGGAAAGGGUAGAAAAAAUGAACAGAUUCCAAGAUACAUAUGAAUUACCAAAGUUGAGUCAAGAAGAUAUAAAAAUCUGAAAUAAACCAAUAUCAGUCAAUGAAAUUGAAGAUAUAAUUUAUAACUUGCCAACAAAGAAAAGCCCAGGCCCUUGUGGAUUCACUCCUGACUUCUAUAAGAAAUUUAGGGAAGACCUAACACCACUACUUCUCAAACUCUUUAAUGAAAUUGAAAGGGAAGCAAUAUUCCCAACUUCAUUCCUUGAAGCAAGUAUUACCCUGAUACCAAAACCAGAGAAGGACCCAACUAAGAAAAAGAAUUAUAGACCAAUCUCCCUAAUGAACAUAGAUGCAAAAA